This is a messenger RNA of Pelobates cultripes (western spadefoot toad), 92574 nucleotides long. Lineage: Eukaryota; Metazoa; Chordata; Amphibia; Anura; Pelobatidae. The record is from the annotation of a GenBank genome assembly.
AUGCAUCCAUCCACCCAAAAUACUGCUGCAAAGGUAAGUCAAAAGUUGGACAAUUUCCACCCAAGGGAAUAGAGUUAAAAACUUGCAUAAAAUACUGCUUUUGUUUUUUAAAGAAAGGGUUUGUUGGCCUGGCAUGACUCAUCUGAUAGGACUGUCAGUCCAGUCUCACAGAGGGCACAAUAAGUGCAAAGCUGGGUUGAAGUGUUCCCAUCAUGGCUCUUCUGAAAGUUGUAUUGUACAGGAUUCAUUUUAAAGUGCUAGGGAUUAUGCAAAAUGCACAGAGUUCCCAAAUGGAAGGACCAGGAUUGGUGAUUAGAACUAUUAGACUGUGGGCCUUUGAGAUUGUGGAUAUUUUAAUAAAUUGAAAGUUAUGCUGAUGUAAACCUUUCAAGCACCAGCAUGGGUAGUAACCUUUUGCAGGGCAGAUGCUUGGACCACAACUCCCAUGAUACUUUGCCAGUACUAUGGCUGUAAGAGUAGUGUGGGAGAUGUAGUUCACAAUAUUUGGGAGUGCUGAAUACUGCCUACCCCUGCAGUAGACUAAACACAAACUAUAUUAUAUGAGUUUAUUAGUGAGUGUCAUUGCUGCAGAGUUCCUGUAAUGAGGCGCAGCUGGCUCUCCUCUCUGUACAGGCAGGCAUGUUAGGCAUGCUAAAACUUGGAAACAGCUGGAAGACCGCAGCCAUUUUGCCGGAGUCUAAAUUACUUGGAAACUUAGACCACGAUCUUCGACAAAAUGGCUUCCGUAAUCACUGCGUAAAACGUCACCUCUGCGCAGCUACUGACUGGGCUCCACUUUGAUUCUAACCAAUGAGAGGUUAGUAAUGAUCCGCUCAGGACACGCCUUCUGGAAGCCGUGUAACUUACCAAAAAAAAAAAAAAUGACGACCCAGACUUGUUGCUCAUCUGCCAAUCAAACACUGCUACCGUGACGUCACGGAGACUCCACCCCUGGCAACCAAGGGCUGUAUGGGCGGAAUGCAGCUCUGGAACUUGGCUCUUCCCGUUUUCGCCUCCGGCUUCACGCCCACUCAGCAUGCCACGCCCACUCAGCAUGCCACGCCCUCCGAGGGAUACGCGUCCAAUCCGGAGUGCAGUCCUUAGUGUCGGUUGGAGUUUCGGUGAAAGAAGGUGAAGGAGCUGCGGGCCCAGCACAUUGCCAGGUAGGAGGAGGGGCCGGAGAGGGGAACUUUAUAUACAGUGUAUGGGGAGUAAUGUGUGUUUAUUAUUAACUGCGAUUAUUUAUUAUCAAUCACACCCAGCACUUAUCUAUCUCACCUAGCACCACACUGCACUUAUUAUAUAUCUCACCUAGCACUUAUAUAUCUCACCUUGCACUGCACUUAUUAUAUAUCUCACCUAACACUGCACUUAUUAUAUAUCACCUAACACUGCACUUAUUAUAUAUCUCACCUAGCACUUAUAUAUAUCACCUAGCACUGCACUUACUAUAUAUCUCACCUAACACUGCACUUAUUAUAUAUCACCUAGCACUGCACUUAUUAUAUAUCUCACCUAGCACUUAUAUAUAUCACCUAGCACUGCACUUACUAUAUAUCUCACCUAGCACUGCACUUAUUAUAUAUCACCUAGCACUGCACUUAUUAUAUAUCUCACCUAGCACUUAUAUAUAUCACCUAGCACUGCACUUACUAUAUAUCUCACCUAGCACUGCACUUAUUAUAUAUCUCACCUAGCACAGCACUUAUCUCUCACCUAGCACUGCACUUAUUAUCUCUCACCUAGCACAGCACUUAUUAUCAAUCACACCUAGCACUGCACAUAUUAUCUAUCUCACCUAGCACUGCACUGAUAUAUCUCACCUAGCACUGCACUUAUUAACAAUCACACCUUGCACUGCACUUAUCUAUCACACCUAGCCCUGCACUUAUCUAUCUCACCUAGCACUGCACUUAUUAUAUAUCACACCUAACACUGCACUUAUCUCUCUCACCUAGCACUGCUCUUAUCUCUCACCUAGCACUGCUCUUAUCUCUCACCUAGCACUGCUCUUAUCUCUCACCUAGCACUGCUCUUAUCUCUCACCUAGCACUGCUCUUAUCUCUCACCUAGCACUGCUCUUAUCUCUCACCUCGCACUGCUCUUAUCUCUCACCUAGCACUGCUCUUAUCUCUCACCUAGCACUGCUCUUAUCUCUCACCUAGCACUGCUCUUAUCUCUCACCUAGCACUGCUCUUAUCUCUCACCUAGCACUGCUCUUAUCUCUCACCUAGCACUGCUCUUAUCUCUCACCUAGCACUGCUCUUAUCUCUCACCUAGCACUGCUCUUAUCUCUCACCUAGCACUGCUCUUAUCUCUCACCUAGCACUGCUCUUAUCUCUCACCUAGCACUGCUCUUAUUAUAUAUCACACCUAGCACUGCUCUUAUUAUAUAUCACACCUAGCACUGCUCUUAUUAUAUAUCACACCUAGCACUGCACUUAUUAUAUAUCACACCUAGCACUGCACUUAUUAUCUAUCUCACCUAGCACUGCACUUAUUAUCUAUCUCACCUAGCACCGCUCUUAUCAGUCACACCCAGCACUGCACUUAUUAUCAAUUACACCCAGCACUGCUCUUAUUAUAUAUCACACCUAGCACUGCUCUUAUCAGUCACACCUAGCACUGCUCUUAUCAAUCACACCUAGCACUGCUCUUAUUAUAUAUCACACUUAGCACUGCACUUAUCAGUCGCACCUAGCACUGCUCUUAUUAUCAAUCACACUUAGCACUGCACUUAUCAGUCGCACCUAGCACUGCAAUUAUCUCUCACCUAGCACUGCACUUAUUAUCGAUCUCACCUAGCACUGUUCUUAUCAUCCAUAGCUAGCACUGCACUUAUUACGGUAUCUACACGUAUCAUCCAUAGCUAGUGCUGCACACUUGUUAUGAUUACCAUCCAAAACUAGCGCUACUUAUUAUCAUCCAUAGUUAGCACUAUGACUAUUAUUAACACUUGCCCUGUACCUAUCAUCCACACGUAGCAAUGCCUUUGCUCUCCAUUGCAUGUAACACUGCACUUAACACCACACUUAUUAUUUACACCUAUCACUGCACUAAUCGUACACAGCUAGCGCUGCACUUAUAAGCAAUGCCUAGUGCUGUCCUUAUCAUCCCCAUCCAGCACUGCAUUUCUUAUCACUUCUGCUUAUUGCUGCUCUUUGCAUUGCCUGCGCCAAGAGCUGCUUGCUAGCUGCACCAGAACAUGUGUCCCAGCCUAGGGCAAUGUACUGGGUGUGAUGGCAUAGCUGGCAUGUACAGUGAUUCACAGGCAUUCUUGGUUUGUUUAGAAUGGGAUUUGUAACCAUUUUCUCUCACUGAUAAGGGGUGGACACGUUUUGUGCUGAUGGUAACAGAAAUGAGUGAAAUACAUGAUGGGCUAUGUGCAAAGAGCAGCCGGGUAAAAAUCUAAACUUGGAGCAAUCACAAUAGCAGCCUUUUGAAUGUUUAUACUGUAAGUCCACAUUUAGCGUUCUGUCAUGGAAUUGCUACCAACGUAGAUCAGAUUUUAGUUCUGUCUAUACUAGCCGGUUAAUUGUGUCGCUUCGUGUAAUAACGACUGUUUAUCGUUAUAAUUACUGGGAUAGAUCGUGUUAUUAAAAGUUGAGGGAAAUGAUUGUAUUUCUAUACAAUGCUUUGCCUGUACACGUUCACUAGUUUAUUUCUAAUAAUAAUAUUUUUUUUCUUUGUGUGUGGUAAUAUGUGCCACUAGUUUGUGACUCUUUAAUUGCCUUUGUUUAUUUUUGCCAUCAAAGUAAAGCACUGUAUACCCAGGGAGUGGCAGCAAGCAUAAAACAAUGUGAAUGUGUUCCUUGAACUCCGCAUAAACGGGUAAAGGGACUAGGGCAAUUGAAUUGAUAAUCCAUUUCACUAAUAGAUCAGCCCCAAUUUGACUUGUUUUGAGAAGUUUGAGAAAAAACAGUGGGGUUGUUUUUUAUUUAUUUAUUUUAUGAAAGACUGCCCCCUCCCCAAGAUUUUCUUUGGUUUCUACCCUGAAGUACGCAUCUUGUGCAAGAAAUUAAACCUGUAGUCUGAGGUGUUCUAAUAAACUCUUUAAAGGAACGCUAGAGUAUUAGGAACAAGCGUGUGUGUGUGUGUGUGUCUUCCCGCCAUUGGGGUGUGAAAGGAGAGUAUUACCUUUCAUCACUCACCGCGCCAAUCUCUUUGCUGCCUCCUUGGCUGAGAUCAUCAAUUUUGAUGAUUUCAACCAAUCCAUUGAUUCACUAAAGGGAGCAACAUCUGAUCUAUAGCCGACUUUCAGCAUUGCCACUAGACGUUUGUUGAACCUGCACUGCAAACAUUGCUAUUACAAAAGAACUGCCAUGAUUUUACAUCGCCGUCUUGAACAGACUGGGUGCCUUUAAUGUUCUUUCCUAAUCAGUUCUCAAAUUCAAGGCAGUAGGCUAUAGUAUUCGUUUUCAUAUGCCGCUUAAAUUACUUGGACAUUAUCACAUUAGUAAUUCUAUAUUUGAAUCGUCACCACCUAAUUUUUUUGUAAAACUUCAGAUUUGAUCUUUGACCUCUUGGUUAAUGUUCCCAAGAAAUAAUCAUUGAUCCUACAUACCAACACGUUCUAACUUGCCUGUUGUGGGCUGAAAUGUUGUGUGCUCUGCUAUUAAGUUGAUUGCAAUAUGAUGACAUUUUAUUAAAGCAACUAAAACACAUGAAGUGGGUAUGAUGCUUUAAUUCCGCAGUAAUGCUAUGACGUAUGUGGUUUCCUAGUAAGUUAUGGAAAAAUCCUUUCAUAAAUCAGUCACCCAAUAAUUAUACUGAACAUAAGAUCCCAACAUUUAACAUAGAAAAAUAAGAAAUAUCCCAUGCAGUACAUGUUUCUUCAUCAUAUUGCAUGAUAAAACUUACAAAGAAAGGUUAAAGGAUCUUAACAUGUAUAGCUUGGAGGAAAGACGAGACAGGGGGGAUAUGAUAGAAACAUUUAAAUACAUAAAGGGAAUCAACACCGUAAAGGAGGAGACUAUAUUUAAAAGAAGAAAAUCUACCACAACAAGAGGACAUAGUCUUAAAUUAGAGGGACAAAGGUUUAAAAAUAAUAUCAGGAAGUAUUACUUUUACUGAGAGGGUAGUGGAUGCAUGGAAUAGCCUUCCAGCUGAAGUGGUAGAGGUUAACACAGUAAAGGAGUUUAAGCAUGCGUGGGAUAGGCAUAAGUCUAUCCUAACUAUAAGAUAAGGCCAGGGACUAAUGAAAGUAUUUAGAAAAUUGUGCAGACUAGAUGGGCCGAAUGGUUCUUAUCUGCCGUCACAUUCUAUGUUUCUAUAUAUUAUUCCAUAAAGGACCCUUCAACCACCAUAACCACUGUUUCUUAUUGUAGUGGAGUGCAAGUGAUCUUUCGGUGCCAUAGCUCCAUUUUUCAUCAAAAUGUUUCGAGCAAAAACUUCUACCUUCUGCCACUGAUAUAAUGUGGACUUUUUCAUUUUUGGAUUUUUUGUUAAAAUGUGUACAAUGUUGCAGGUCGAAACUCUGGUUAAACACUCCAAAGACUUCUUACAUCAUACACCAUAUUGUAUUUGGUAUCCUUUGAAAUCUUGUCAUCGCAUGUUAAUAUACUUUAGUAUGGUAAUUGUCAUUGAUUCACGCCUACUCUAUCUCCUAGUAUUCAUUUUUUUUUUUUUUUUUUUUUUUUAAAUAUAUUUUGCACCAGAAAAAAAAUCCCUCAAACUCCUAGUAGGAUUUUAAUUAACUGACUCUGUUUAUAUUGUAAAUAAUUAUAGAUAAUUAAUGGGAAGGACAUUUAGCAUUAUACUACCUGAUUCUUUCCCUUUCCUAAUGCACUUGGUAAGAGCUAGUGAUUACAGUUUUGUCCAAUUUGAUUAGUUUAUGUGUGAGUGGUUAUCAUGUCUUCCCUGCAUAAAAUGUUUUGUAAAAUUUGCAUAAUCUGUUUUAAAACGUUAUAGUGCUCUAGAUGCUUGAAUGGCUUACUUGCUAAUUAUCCAUAAUCACUGCUGGGAUAAUGAACAGAUAAUCCAACGCCACUACAACUAAUGUGAGGUUUCCUAAAUCCAGGUCCAGCUGUUUGAAUUUGAAAUAGUAUUUGCUGAAUAUGCCUGUAUAUUUCUCUGUAAACUCUAAUUUACAGAAAGGUGGUGUGGUAGGCAUGUCUAAAUACAUAUUUUGAUUGGUGCCGUGUUUUAAUGCCCAUGCACACUAGCCUCCCAAUGCUUCCCUAUGGCGAAGUAUUGAUUUGGCUGAGAUUUUAUUUUUUAUUUUUUUACCUACAUAGGUAGGGAAACACUGUAGUAUUUGGAAUACAUGUUUACAUAUCUAAAAAUAGUAGGGUGUAAUUAAAGGAGCACUAUAGGGUCAGGAACACAAACAUGUAUUCCUGACCCUAUAGGGUUAAAACCACCAUCUGGGCCCCUCAUGCCUCCCUAAAUAUAGUAAAAUCUUACUUGUAUUCAAGUAUGCAGCUGCCUACUUUGUCCCUGUUUCCUUUUGACCUGCCUGCUGACAUCAGCAGAAGUGGUAGCCUGAUCCAGUCACAGUGUUUCCUCAUAGCAUUGGCUGAGACUGACAAAGAGGCAGAUCAGGGGCAGAGCCAGCAGGAUUCAAACACAGCCCUGGCCAAUCAGCAUCUCCUCAUAGAGAUGAAUUGAAUCAAUGAAUCUCUAUGAGGAAAGAUCAGUGUCUGCAUGCAGAGGGAGGAGACACUGAAUGUUUGGAUGCAUUUUAGGCAGCCAUGACCCAGGAAGGAUCUCUAACAGCUAUCUAAGGAGUGGCCAGUGAAGUUAUCACUAGGCUGUAAUGUAAACACUGCAUUUUCUCUGAAAAGACAGUGUUUACAGCAAAAAGCCCGAAGGUAAUGAUUCUACUCACCAGAACAAAUGCAAUAAGCUGUAGUUGUUCUGGUGAUUAUAGUGUCCCUUUAAACAAAAUGUAAUAGUGCAAUAUACAAUUUUGAAUAAAAAUGCAAAAGUGUGAAAAUGUGUUUAAAAACAUGAACUUUAAGAGCAGAUGUUACAAGAGGGAGCAUAUGAUUUCUAUAGUUUUACAAAUGCUUUAUACGCAUAAAUAGCUGCAGAGUGUUUGUCUACAUAUCUCUACAAGGCAAGACAACUUUCCCUAGAAUUUCGGAGCUAAAGUGAGCAAUGUAAAAUGUACUUAAUUGGCCAUUAACUUUCAUACAUCUGUACAUUUACUCUAAUAAACAUACCGAGUUGGUUCCAUGCUCACACACCUUUUGAUCAAGGCUGUCUCUGCUGCUUUGUAAUGCUUAGUUGCCCUUUUGCGUUAACGCUAGGUAAGCCAGGAUAUUCAAGACUUGGAAAGAGACUCUAGAAACUAGAUGGCAAUCAUCCUAGCAGAAACCUGACAACACUAGUCAUGGUUGAUAUGUCCUCAAAUGAGUGAGGUCUGCUUUGCUCACAUAGUUAAGACUGCACAAGCAUGCGCUAUUUGCUACCACCGUUGUUUUUGUGGUUCUCCAGUGUAUCUUGUACUAACCUCCAGUGUGUGUGUGUGUGUAUGAGCCCAAAAAUGUCCCAGGAAAUGACAUAAAAAGGAAUAGCAGUGGUGAGCACAACUUCUAUAUUGCAGUACCUAAAGGGAGCUACUGAUCUGCUAUCCAUCGAAAAUGUAAAAAUAUAGUUGCAAUCCUUUUUUUUUAUUGUAACAAGUGCAUGGGUAGAUGCAUUAUCUUGGCCUCUGUCAAAUCUGGGAAUCACAUGACCAGCAAUGAUCUCAAUAUGUGUAUUUAUUCUAUCCUUUGUGAACAUGGCCGUAUGUAAUGUCUUUCAUGUAUCUUGUGUGUGUGUGUGUGUGUAGCACUUUAUUGGAUCAGCAGAUGAGGUGAUGUUAUGUGGGGGGUCUUCAACUAUUGUAGCUAAUUAUAGGAGCUGUUUGAAGCCCUCUGUAAGUAUUGUCACAAGCAAGAUGUUCCAAUUGGAUUUACUAGAUCUUUUAAUGUCUUCAGAGGAAUUAGUGCAUGGUACAGUAAAAUGCCCACAGAGACUGCUAGGACACUUAUUAACUUUUUUUUUUUUCUUCGUUUCAAUAAAGCCAUUGUUAACAAUCCGUCACCUAAUGUAGCAGAAUGUCUUCUUUAAAGCUCCCCCCAUCUUUUUCUACAUUUGAAUGAACAGUUCUUUCUGUGACUUCAUUCCCAGGGAUGUGAUUGUCCAGACGUUGGCUCAUUGCUCCUAUAAAGCUUUGCAUGCCUGUUGUAAUGCUCUGACGACAGGAAGUCUACUUGGUGACCCAUGAUGUUAUAGUGCUCUAUUUAGUAUGGGGUUGGUAAAAGCUGCUGCAGUGACUUAAUAUUUCUAUUUAAUCGGCUGGAGCCACUGCAAUUUCAAUUGAAAUUUCUCCCAGCCAAACAUACAGGGGAUUCUUAAUUCAAAAGUAAUUCUGUAUCACAGUGACUGUCACCAGGUCCAGUGUAGUGUCAGUUUGUUUUUUUAAUGUUCUGUGGAAGCUGCACGUGUGAGUAUAAUACACAGCCAUGUCCCCUCAUGACAGAAAGUCUUCCUUAUCAAAUGAAGGUACACAGUCUCAUCCCCAACUGCACUGAGUGAGCUACUUUUAAUUCACAACCUGGCUGCAGACAGAGAAACUAUAAACCGGUAGUGAUAUCUUUACUGUAUGCCUCCCUGGGUGCCCUCUCCUUCUAAUGCAGGUUGUUUUGAAGUUCAGCCCAUUCAGUGCUGUCUUUAGCUGAGCUGUGUAUGAAUAUCUUUCAUAAGAAAGUCUUUUUUCUGGACUUAGAGGGUGUGGCUAAGGAGACAGGUUUAUGGUGCAACAUUCUGCAAAACCAUUUUAAUAAGAAAACAAAAAGAUUUGAACAUGCAAAAUGCAUUUCAUUAAUGGGGCCAAAACCUUUGCAUUAAAGUUAUAUUGUGCCCUUCUAAAAGGAACACUCCAGACACCAACAUUGAAUUUUUACUCUGUUUAUAGGGACACUGUAGUGGAUAUGGUUCCCUGGCACCACCCAAUUGUAAGUAGUCAAAGUGUUCUAAAAUGGUUUAACUUCUUACCUAGGGUCUGUCAGGCACCUCUCCAUGACUCCACCACAGCCUUCAUGGGAAACAGAAUGUCUCUGUCUGAGCUAAGCCCUGCAGGGUUUAGCCAUACCUUCAAAGGGUCCCUGUUAAGGAGGCAAAGUCCAUAUUUUGCCCCAAAUCUCUGUCCCUCUUUUGUAGGUGCUCCAUAUUCUGUGUUUUUGCAUUUAUAGAAAACCACUAAAGACUUAAUAUACCCAGCGCAGCAGAAGUACACUAAAAAGUGUACACUAUCCCUUUAAAGAAAAAAUGCAAUAAAACAAAAGACUGAACUGAACUGAAGACUGAAUAAAAAUAAACAUACAUAUUUAAAAUUAAAAUAAACAUAAAUAUUAAAAAUUAAAAUAAAAAAUGCCUCCCUCCACCCCCCCAUUUUACACAAAUCACAUUCCUUCAGGAAAACACACACACUCUGCAUUAUAUUAGUGUGUGUGUGUGUGUGUGUGUAUAUAGUGUAGUAUGUCUAUGUAAUGUAGUGUGUGUGUGUGUGUGUGUGUGUAUAUAAUGCACACACUACACACUCUGCAUUAUAUACACACACUGCAUUUUAUACAUAUACACACACUGCAUUAUAUAUACACACUACACACACUGAAUUAUAUACACACAAUACACACUAUACAAACACACUGCAUUCACUAUACACACACUACACACACUGCGUUUGCUAUACACACUGCACUCACUUUACACACACACUGCAUUCCCUUUACACACACACACACUCUCUGCAUUCAUUAUAUACACAGUCACUGCAUUAACUAUACACACUACACAAACACACCCUGCAUUCAUUAUAUACACACUACACAAAAUACACACAGCUCCACUGUCUAAACACACUGCAUCCAGUGCAUGUGGCUUGUAUAUUUUGUUCACUUACCUUUAGAAAUAGUUUUUUUCAAAAUGGUAAAUGUACAGAGUAUCGGCAAGUUAUCGGCUAUCGGCCUGAAAGUUAACAGAUUAUCGGUAUCUGCUCAAAAAAAAAAAUCAAUAUCGGUCGAUCCCUAUUACCAAGUAGGGAUCAGGGGCGGAGUCUGCCAGCACUGGGGAAAAAAAGUUUAAAAAAAAAAAAAAUCCUUUUAAGGGGACUAAAUUGUGUUUUUUAACACUAUAGGGUCAGGACUACUUGUUUGUGUUCAUGACCAUAUAGUGUUCCUUUAAUGAAGCAGCUUGGGUGUUAGAUCAUGUCCCUGCAGUCUCACUGCUCAAUUCUGUCAUUUAGGAGUUAGAUCACUUUGUUAAUGCUGCCUUGUCAUGGCUCUCUUGUCUGUGACUGACAUAGGCUGCAUGGAAAAAAAUGGUUUAAUUGUCAAUGAGGGGGUGGGGGGUCACCUGUCUGCAGCACAGUUCAGGAGCUGACGUCGGCCGCUUCUCUACUCUCCCAAACUCACUAGGCUGCCAAGCUUGUGCCCUGUCCUCCAGCAAUGUAAUCACUCGAGGACAUCAAACACACAUUAAGUGGCACCGCAGGCAGCUCAUGAACACCCUGGGGUGAGCAGGAAUCAUCGAUGGGGGUACAAGUUAUAGCAAUGUUUGCUCUCGUUAGAGUACAUGCCAGACCUCAGAAUGGAUCUGUCCAGCAUGAGUGAGGCCUCACCCCCCACCUUUUACCUUUCUGACAGGGAGACUGGAGGCCUAAAUAUCGCUAUUAGAACUAUAUUAUCAGGAAUACAUGUUCGUGUUCCUUUAAGCUAAAGUUGUUUUGGUGAGUAGUGUUCCUUUUAAACGUUGCCGAGCUAGGCAAGGGGAAUUCACGGACCCAAGCAGGAGUGGGUAACGUUAUGUUUGAUAUGUUAUAUGUCAAGUCUCUGGGUGUUUUUAAUUGGAGUCUAUAAAUGUGUACGUGUCAGAAUUUUUUUGUGGGUUAAUCCUUUGCACAGGGUUCGUUCUUUUUGUUUUAUGGGGUCUAUAUUUAUACCAGAACUCCACAGCAAUUAUAAUAAUCACAGCAAUGUGUUUAGAAAUCAGUCUGUGUAAAGAUACAUUAUGCUUGUUCUACAUUAUCUUAGUUGUAUAAAUUUAUUUGGAAGUCCCCUAAAGUUUCACAGAACAGCUCUGCCCAUGAAAUAUUGCUCUUUGUCAAUUUGAAAUGUUGCGAGGUAUGGCUUGACUCAUUGACUGUGUAUGUAGCAAUCUUAAGAAUAACAUCAUAAUAAUGUCAGAUUAGUUAUCCUUGCAUUGUAUGGCUUAGCUCAGGAGUGCUAAUGGAAGCUCGAAAGUGGACUGGAGCUUCAGGCUGGCCCAGCUGCACAGAGGAGGCAGGAAGUGGUGCCCGACAGAUCCCGGGAAAGAAACCAAACAUUCUAAAAUGAUUUGACUACUUAUGAGGCGGCAUCAGGGCACUCCUGGCAGCAUGAUGUAGUGUUCAUGGUGCUUGAGGUGUAACUUUAACUUUUAGUACAGUCUAAAUUAUUGUACAUCUAAAUUAAGUUGUAUUGGGGGGGUUGGGAGAUCGAUUUAGCCCCCUUGAGGUAACUGGGGGCUUUCUGGCACCAUAGCAACUUUGUUUAGGUGGAAUUGUUAUGGUGACUUAACUGUCCCUUUUAAAGGACCACUGUAGGCACCCAGACCACUUCAACUUAAUGAAGUGGUCUGAGUGCCAGGUCCCUCUAGGAUUAACCCUUUUUUUUUUUUUAUAUACAUAGCAGUUUCAGAGAAACUGCUAUGUUUAUAAAUGAGUUAAUCCAGCCUAUAAAGCCUCUAGUGGCUGUAUCAUUGACAGCCGCUAAAGGCGCUUGCAUGCUUCUCACUGUGAAAAUCACAGUGAGAAGACGCCAGCGUCCAUAGGAAAGCAUUGUAAAUGCUUUCCUAUGAGACCAGCUGAAUGCGCGCGCAGCUCUUGCCGCGCAUGCGCAUUCAGCCGAAAGGGAGGAUCGGAGGUGGAGAGGAGGAGGAGAGCUCCCCGCCCGGCGCUGGAAAAAAGGUAAGUUUUUAACCCUUUCCUCUCCCCAGAGCCAGGCGGGAGGGGGUCCCUGAGGGUAAGUUUUAACCCUUUCCUCUCCCCAGAGCGGGGCAGGAGGGGGUCCCCACGAGUAUGUUUUCCUGGCACUAUAGUGGUCCUUUUAAUGUUUAGUUUAAUUGUUUGUUUAUUUUAAUAGGACCAAAACGUAAAGUAGCGAAGUAACCAAAGCUGUUUAAAACGACUCUGUACCACUUCCCUUGUAAUAUAAAUAUUAGGGGGUGAUGUGUAACUUUUAAGAACUGGUUAAGUGUAGGAUUAUACAUUCUAACCUCCUGUGUCUAAAUUUAUAAAAAAAAAAUUGCAUUUUAAAUUUGCAUUAAAACUAAUCUUGCCAUUUCCAUUAGUGUGUUCUUUAAUUGAUUUCUCAGAAUUAAAGCAGUGGCCACGUAUUCACUCCUGAGAAAUAUAUGCCUGCUGAGGGGAUGUAAUUUGGCAGUACACCAUAGGCAUUGGUUUUAAAUGUAAUUACAUGGCCGAAACCCUUAAUUAUUGCCAACUUUACAUUCUUGCUAAAUAACUGGAUUCUCGUUGCAGCAAGGCUGUUAGUGGUAGUGGUUUGGAUGCAAACACUGACCCACAGAACUGAAAAAAGAUCUCCGUUUGCUAGUUGGAAAAUUAUUUUUAACAAAACAACAAAAAUUUGAUCUAGUUGUUUAGUAGUAAUUACUGAAAAACAGUGUCUUAAUAAUUUUUAUUUAUUUAUUUGCUAGUGUAGGUGUGCAAUCUGGACAUGGAAAUCGAGGUAAAGGGGCCUAAGUUUUGGUUGUGGUACAUUUUAUUUUUGUUGCUCUCAUACUUAGAUGAUUACUGCGCAGUAAGCAUUUGAACCAGGCUGUGUGCAAACUGAUAGCAGCUGAAGUAUGGCUACUAGCAGCUUUUAGAGCACAUUGCACUCUGUCAUGGGUUUGUGAGUCUAUUGCUGUUAUUCCUUCAAUCCUCCACUAGUCCCAAUUCCAGAUGUGCUGAAUAUAGUGAAAGUGUUCCCUUUGUUUAGAGUUUCCCCAAUAUAAUGGACGCAACCAGUCGUAUUGAGUGAAAGCAGCAAUCUGAACUUUCUUAGGCCUAACGUGGCUUCUUGUGCAAUGCCCCUAGCAUGGGGUUUCUAAUACAAAAUCACAGGGGUUUCCUUCCCACAAGCUAUUGUAUUUGAGAGAUAAUUGAGCUCCAAUUAAGAUAAUCCAAUUAUCUCUCAAACAGGAAAACUUCAAUUUUUACAUAUCACAAAAAUACAUGACAACAGCAUCGGAACCCCACAAAAAAUGUAUAUUCCCAAAUAGCCCCGAUCUGAGCGCACACCAUAUCCAAAAAGCGCUCAGAUUGGUUCGGUAAAACGGAAGUUUUAUGUUUGUGCAUAUAUGAACUGGCUGCAUGGUAGAGGUCGUAUUGUCAAUUUCAAAAGGGGUUAAUUUGAUUGUAUGGGAGGUCAGAGCUUCACCUAAAUUCCUCUUUAUUAUUUAUUCUUAUUAUUGGACGCACAGGAACAGAGGGGUUGAGGGCCCUGCUCAAUGAGCUUACAUGCUAGAGGGAGUGGGGUAUAGUGACACAAAAGGUAUAUGUAGGGGUAAUGCUACUAGUAGCUCUUACUCUGUACGGUGUGAGAAGUCACAGACAAGUGGCCUGGAAGUCUGGGACAUAAUUGGGUCAAGACUUUAUAACUUCAUUUCCUGCUGGACACCAAGCCACAUAGCACAAUGGCUUUUGCAUAAUACAAUUAACAAAAUAGCUUUCAUCCAGCUCAACAUUUUACAUAACUCAACAUUAUUUUAAAGUCUGUGACCAGGCCCAUAGUCUGUGGGCAGGAGCCUAGCUGUUAUGCCUCUCCAGCAGGCUGUGAUACACUCCUUUUUAUACCAUGAAUAAAAACUGCUAUUGGAGGAUAAAAAAAUUAUUCCACAAAUCCUUGCUGGUUAGAUGUUUAUUGGGCAGAAAUAGACUCCAUAGACCAGAAUUGAACGUUCCUGCUUUGAGUAUAUUUCUGGUGAGGAAGGGGUCUGCGAGCGCUUCACUAAACUGUAAGGCCACAUGAAAAGUUGAUGGUCAGUAUAUUUUAUUGGAGCAUAAGAACCCCUGCAUAAUUAGACUUGUGACCUACCCGGGAAAAAACAUGAUGUAUGUGUAUCUGCUGAUCCUGUGCAGCAUUAUGUCGCGUCAAAUUUUGUUUUCAUGUUUGUCAUGUAAAAACAUAAAUGAGAAUUUUAAAUAAUUUAGCUGUAACUUUUGAAGUCUGACUUAAUUUCACUGUGUAUGUAGCAAUCAUAAGAAUAAUAUCACAGCUUUUAAAAAAUUUUUUUUACUGAUGGUAUCCCUAACCUGGGGUUAUGUAAAUCUAAAGGAUGUUUGCUAUUUCAGGAAGUGUGUAGGGAGGCUGUGUGAGUCUCAAGCAGGAGUUAUGGCCAGGGCAGUAUAAACACAGUGAUUUAUAUCUUAAAUGUCAGACAGUUGAACAGUGAAACAGGAGCAUGAAAUAUAAACUAAAACCACUUAAUUAAGCUACCUUUGGCACUCUGGAUGUUGUGGACUACAUCCCCCAUAAUGCUCUUACAUCCAUAAUGCUGACAAAGCAUCAUGGGAGGUGUAGUCCAAAACAUCUGGAGUGCCAAAGGUCGCCUAUACCUGAUCUAGUGUCUUUUAAAUGAUCCGUUUAUGUGGGUACUUUGCUGUGCAAAUUGUCUUUUGUCUGAUCAUGGCAUAUACCAUUGCUCAUUUAAUAAAUUUACAUAUAACGUUAUGGAUUUGGCUAGUUAUGUUUUGGGGUUUUUUUUUUUUUUUGCAUGGAGGUGUUACCAGGGACUGAGCUCUUGUGGAUAAUGAAUAUUAAUAUUAUUUAUUUUUUUUUUUUCAAUUUUUUUUUUUUUUAAUUUCAAAAGAUACAUACAAAGUUUCAACAAUAAUGUUUGAACAUCAGGUAGACAGUUGCGUUAGUACAUCUUGUUUCAAUUCGACAUAAGAUCAAACAUAGCUUGUGGCUCAUUUUUAUGGUAACUUCAAAAUCUUUUCUGCCAUUUCAGUAUUUGGGAAAUGUAUACCAACAUUUUAUUUACACACAACUAAUUUACUACUACUUUGCUACUGUAGUUUAAAGCACGGUUGUCCAACCUUUUGACUUCCUCAGGUCACAUUGAGCGAAGAGGAAUUGUCUUGGGCUGCACAUAAAAUAUAUAUAUAAAAAAACUUCAAAAGCCCUUUAAUUUUGAUUUUUAAAUUGCUUAGUAGAUAACUCCCUUAUUUGUUAUCAUUUGUGGGAUUGCCAUUUUUAAGACUACUAAAUUAGGGAGCUAUCUACUAAACACACAUCAAUAUAGACAUAAUCACAGAUCUAUGCGCACACACAAUCAUAUACAUACACAUAAUCACAGGGAGCAAAAAAAGUAUAACCUUCUAAAUCCGUGGUAAAUAAAAGCUGAUGUGAAAAUCUUGCAGACGUUUCACAGGUUGUACAACAUUUUACUUUGAACUAUGGCUGUUGGGUUUUGAUGUUUUGUUUAACUUGUUACCAGACCAUCUGGAGUUCUGGAACACCACAUGCAUUGCAUUCCCUCAUGUGAAGAUCUUUCUGUUUUGCUUGUAAUAAACCUGUCUUGCUCCUAUCAUCAGACACUCAGAAUAUAUAAUACAUGUGUCUUAUACCUUUUUUUUUACUACAUCAGUAUUUACUAACCAUAGCAUAGGUAUAUAAUGGGCUUAACCCAUAAGGCCACAUGACAUGUGUGACAUGUCAUCAUUCCCUUUUAUUCCAGAAGUUUGGUCCUUAAGGGGUUAAACAAUUGCCAUCACUUUGUUUUUGUUUUUUAUUACAUUCAAUUAUGCUUGAUUAUGUUUUUUUUUUUUUAAUUUAUGUAUAUUGGUUUUUUUAUUUAUUAAUUAUUAUUUUUUUAAUAGAAAAUUCUACUUUUUAUCUGGCCGAACAGCCAUGUUGGGUCAGACAGUUUUGUUAUGUGAUCAGCUGCUUCUUAACGUAGCUUGCCUGCCUCUGUGAUUAUUCUAUGUGAAACUACAGUAGCAAUCAAAUUAGGUUGAGCAGUAGAGCCUGACUUUAUCUGGCUGAGCAGCCAUGUUGGGUGACACAUUCUGGGGGAAAAAAUAUACCUCAUUUACAAACUAUCACAAAGUUUAAAUAUAAUACGCAUUGAAAAUUCAAUCACAGUUGACCUUUUAAAUUUUACAUACCGUGGAGGCCCAAUUUACAUUUUAAUGAAAAAUACCCAAACUGGUCCUUUUUAAAAUGUGUUUUGAUUUGUCCAUAUAUCUGAAUCUAACGGGCAAGACUUGUGAGAAGUGGCAAAAUCCCCCACCACAUAACGAAACUCUGUAUGGCAAGUUGUGGUUUGUACGAUCAGUGAUGGCAGAUUCCCGCAGAUAGGGUCUUUAUUUAAGUGGAACCCUUGCAAAACCAUUGACUAGUUUGUUUGGCAAUCAUGGGUAUAAAACAGAACACUGUCAACAUGUCUAUAGUACUACAUCUUCCAAGAACCAGUACAAGCUACUCGCUGUUUGUGUUUAGGAAUAGAAUGCUUACAGAAAGGGAAGGUCUCCAUUUUACCUGUGGUAUGGACUAUCAGACACACUUUGUGUUUUAAUUAAAUUUGCAAAGCAGUCCAAGUUAAGUAAUGUCACCUCUAUUCUAGCUCAACCUUUCUAGAUACCUUUCAAUCAUUAUCAACUCUCAAACAUAAAAAGUGAAACUGGCUACAAUGUACAAGGCUUGUUUCUGAAGAAGUGUGAAUGCAUGUGUUGAGGAAGGUAAAGGACCAUUUAUCUCCUCUGGCAUUUUUGAUGGAUGCAUUGGAGUUUUUAUAUAUGAAGGAAUUGUAUUUAUUUUAUUUUUUUUAAAUUUGUUUUUUGUUCCCCCUGCUAGGUUGGUAAACCAUGCAUUCCAAUUCAUGGUUUCCCUUCUCUGUUGAAGAUUGUUCUUAUCUAAUCUAAGAAACCAAUUUGCAGCAGAGAGAGAGCCUCUACUUCCUAUAAUGCAGAGUGCUUUUAUAUUUACCUUUCUAUACGUAAAUAGUGCUGUAAUUUGAAUUAUGCCCACCUUACAGAUAAUAUGGUGUCUCUUUGAAGUCCUUGGGGUGUUCAGCGAAUAGUAAAAUCGUUACUUUUAAACUAGGUUAAAUGAUCUUCCCCUUCAAGUGAUUUGUUUGUGUUCUCUGUGCUGAGAUCUUGUUUUCUUCCUUUGUCCUAUUUACUUUCACAAGCCAGUUAUGAGUCAAACUGGUUUAGUCACUCUGGUUUGAAAGAUUCAUGACUUCCUUUCACCUUGUAUGACUGUUUCAUCUGUUCUGUUAAAUAAAUAUAUUUUAUUUAUUUAUUUGCAGGGAAAGGCAGUGUGUUUUAAUGGAUUAAUGGUGCAGUUUUCCAAAGAAAUAAAAUCCAGCAGAUGUGAUCUGAUGAAUCUGGUUUUAUUAAAGCCAUUUUUAAUACCAACAGAUUAAAUGAUUUUUAUGGGUUAUUUUUAACAGUUCUGCAAACCGCUUUUAGAUGUUGAGUAUUGGUUGCAAUGAAACGGUGUUGUGUUAAAUAAAUGUAACUCUUUUUUUUUUUUUUCUUUCUCACAGAAGUGGCUUACAGUCAUCAUGGGGGAAAUAGAAGGAACAUACCGUGUCUUGCAGACCCCUGGUGCUCGCCUUGGUACUACAAAAAACACUGGAAUCAGCACUCUUGAACCAGGGCAGAACCUCAACACUGCUUUGACCUCAUAUCCACCCAAGACGUCACACAAUGACUUGCAGUAUCAUGUGCUUCUUCUUGACGGAUCCAUGUUCCCCGUGGAGAUAGGUGUAAGAUCCAAAAACCACACUGCUCCCCAGCUUUUAGAACAUACAGAGUAGGCCUUUUAGAUCACAGAAUUCCUACUUUUUUCUGCUUACUGUUUUUGCAUGUAUUUCAUUGGUGUUUCUCAUAAGUAGAUUGAUUUGAAAGGAUUACUCUAGGCACCAUAACUACUUUGUAUCAGUAGGUGCAUUAGCCAUGCCUCCAAUAGAGGGGCUGAGUCAUGGUAGCCUGAGGGCCCUUUUCAGUAUCAAGAUUGGUUUAACACUGAACAUUGGAACAUUGGAACAUUCACUGCUUGUAUGAGAUGAGGUGGUGUGGUGUCUGGAGUUUUGCUUUAAUCGUGGUCCUUUACCUGUCUACAACAGGCCUAAAUGUAACCUUAUGAUUUCUUGUGAUUUAUGAAGCUGUGUAGAAAGGACUGCAUAUUGGAAAGAUAUGUAUUGGGCAAGGGAGUAAUGGUUUAAAUGAUGUUUUAUUAGUUUGAUGUGCCUUAGGUCUUAGAAGGGAAAUGUCACUUUUAUGGAAUUUUAUAUGUAUCUUAACCCCUUAAGGACCAAACUUCUGGAAUAAAAGGGAAUCAUGACAUGUCACACAUGUCAUGUGUCCUUAACCCCUUAAGGACACAUGACAUGUCAUGAUUCCCUUUUAUUCCAGAAGUUUGGUCCUUAAGGGGUUAAAGGGACUCUAGAAGCAGGGCUAGACUGGCCCACCGGGAUACCAGGAAAUUCCCUGGUGGCCAGUGCAGCACAUUACACUUUUUUUCCUCCUCUGACCUUUUUUUUGUUUGGGCUGGAUGGCUGCAGCGAGGCUGGUUACGAAAAAAAAAAAGGUGACCACUGGUUUGCAGCAGAGAGGAGUGAGAGAGCACUGAAAGUCUCUCUCACUCCCUCACAAAAGCUUCUUUUUAGUUUCCAGCUGUGCAUGGACAGUCUGACAGAUCCAGCCCCCGCACUAGAGCUCUGCCUCACCCUGGUGACAUUUCACACAGGAAGUGGAAGAGCUUCAUGGAAAAUACUCAUACUGCACUUGAAGUCCAGUUACAGUGAAGUAACAGGUACUUGAAUAUCCAUUAAGUAGCCCGUGAUUGUGUGUGUGUCAGUGAGCUUGGAGUGAGCAUGUCUGUACUGUACUUGAGUGCUUGUCUGUAGUGAGUUUGUAGUGAGCCUGUGUAUGUGUGUCAGUGAGUUUGUAGUGAGCUUGUUUGUCGGUGAGCUUAUCUGUAUUGUGCUUGUGUGUCAGUGAGCUUGUAGUGAGCAUAUCUUUACUGUGCUUGAGUGUGUCAGGGAGGCAGAACUGCAGCAUGGGUUGUAAGGUUAAACCUCUGCAAGGGGGAUUGGGCACCUACACAUGUUUGUAUUUGUUAUGCUAUAGUGUUCCUUGAUGAUAUUAGCAAUUCAUAUCAAAUCUCACCACUGACUAAUAAGUCUCCCAGAUGUUUUAGUUUUAAUUCCUGCAAUGCAAAGUGUUUUGUUGUAAAUAGUGGUCUAAUUUACUAAAAGUGGGGGGAAUCGGCAUAGAAACCAGUGGAACCAGUAGAUACAUUCCAUUAGUGACUCCUCCCCUUUAAAUGUUUGCACCACUUUCUAGAACUGAGCACUGUGCUAAAUCUCCCCCAGUAUUUGUACUCCUCAUUCUCGCUCUGUGCUUUGUCUAUGCUGGCUGACAAAUGCAGAGGACGGAGGUUAUGACAGCUGACAGGGUGCCAAAAUGGAGAUGCUUGUUUCCAAGAUAGAAGCAGACAGAACACUAUGGAUUUUAUGUUGGAAUUUAUUUUGAAAACCUUGUAAACAUACCAUGGUGUAAAUUUAUCAGGGUCUCAGACUGUUCUUCCCUUCUUUUGCAUGUGUGAAACCCUAACCGCAUUCUUUCUUACUGGUGCAAUAGCUUUAUCAAGCUUUCUGUCAAGUUUUCCACUAGAAAAGUAUUGUUUCACUCCUUAUUUAUUUUAUUUUUGUUUAUUUUAUUUAUUUCUGUCAGUCUAAUUGUGUUUUGUGUUUUUUUUUUUUUAUUUAUUUUCAUUUUUUAGGCAGAGAAAAUACUUCACUUUUUAGACCAUUUGUAUCACCAUUUAAUACAUAUGAACAGAUAAGAGACCAUAAUUAAGGCACUCUCAAGAAUUCUUUGAUAGAUUUCCCCACGUGCUAUUUAAUUAACAUGCAUUUAGAAUAUCAGGAAGUCAGUGUUGCCUGUUAACUAUUGCUUCAUGUAGCCUUUAAAUGCCUUAGAAGAGUGGUUCCCAACCUUUUUUCGUUUGAGUACCCCUUUCCAUAAAUUGUACCCAUCAUAUUACGAAAUAUUUAUAAUUAUUAUAAUUGCUGUUAUUUCAAAUUUUUUUUCUCUGCCAGUGGUAGUACAAUAUACGUCAAUCACUAAUCACAAACCAAAAGGGAGCAAGUUAAAUUGUCAUGUGGGAUGUUUGCCAGUCUGAGGAUGUAGUGUGUGUGGAUAUAGUGUGUCUGUGCUGGAAUUGGAAUUCCCAUGUGUAGCACAUUGUGUGUAUUGAAGCUAAUAAUUAUUUACCCCCAGGCUUGACAUAUUUAUUUGGAAUCCAGGAGCCUGCUAAAAUUACACACACAUACUCUCUGACAGGCAGGCACACUCUUACACACCUCACUCAGCCUCCCUACCUUUUUGGAGGCUGAGUGGGGGAAGGUACCUAAACGUGCUCACACUCACACACAUUUUUAUUUUAAUUGAACCCCACUCUGCCUCCCUACCUUUGGAAGAGCUGAGUGGAUCUGCUCUCUUCCUGCGUGUGAGGGAGCAGUACUCUACCUGCUGCUCCCUCACGCUCUCCGUAAUGAUGCUGGGGCUGGAGUGAAGUCAUAUUCCAGCUCCCAGCAUCAUUGAGCAGAGAGGAGCUACAGGCAGACUACUGCUCUCUUUCACGCUGCCUAUAAUGCUCCUGCCGGCCGGCUCCAUACUCCUCAGGGCGGGCGGCCUCCUCUUUGCGGCUUUGAGCCUCCAUGCUCCCAAGAACAGCCAGCUGCAAUAUUCCCAGUGACGGCAGCCUUCAAAGCCCCGGCGGCUACAUUAACUAAAUAGCUGGCAAAUCCCAGGCGCCAGGGCGAAAUUUGUAGUUGCUAUUGCAACCUAGCGCCUGGGAUUUGUCGAGCCCUGAUUUACCCUUUCAGCACACAUAGCCAGACAAAAAGGGGAAUUCUGCCACUCCCAAGAGCAAGCCAACAGCAGCAGCCCUGCCGUAAAUUGCUGUGAGUAAAGUUCCCACUGAAGUUCUGGCACGCACAGCUAGUAUUCUGAGAGUGCCAGAACUUCAGUAGUGUCGUAACCCUGUGGACCCGGCCAACCCCAGAUCAGCCUCCCUCUCCAGACACCUAUGAUUUUUUUUUUUUUUUUUAGCGUAGAACGGCCUCCCCGGUGGCCCAGCUGAUCAGAGAAGACUGGGCUUUCCAGGCACAUUGACAGAGGUGGCAAAACGCUGCCCCUGUCAAAGUGCUGUCUGGAGUACUGGUCCCACUGUUACAUAUAGAUGGACUGGCCCUGACCGAUGCAUGCGUGCGUGCGCGCACACACACCUUUUGGGCGACUUUUGCUGGCUGUGCUUGUUGGGAGUUGAGGGAGAAGAUCUCUUUUCCCUGUCCAGUCAGCCCGCCCCCUCCCACGAGGCUUGAUGUGUUAUAGCUGGGAGGAAGUGUGUGUCUCGCUCUCACUUCCUCCCAGCAUCCCGGGCAAGUUAGAAGGGGCCCGGGAGUGGCAGUAUUCCCCUUUUUGUCUGGCUAUGUGGCAAAAGGGUAAAUCAGGGCUCGACAAAUCCCAGGCGCCAGGUUGGAAUAUGUAAAGCGCUGCAAUGCACGACCGGACCCCUCACAGCACAUGUCCUUUCAGUGGUCCUGAGUGCAUGGACCACCCGAUGAACCCGGUUACACUGCCAUUGCCGACUUUUUUCGCGUACCCCCUGGGGCACUGAAUUGUACCCCUUGGGGUACACAUACCAUGGGUUGGGAACCCCUGCCUUAGAUCCUAGCAUUUGAUUGUGAGGAAGUUCGCCCCCUGCCCCCCCACCUCUAUUGCAGCAAAGUACCAUUCUGAGUUCCAAUUGGAAAAUUUAAGCUCUGUUUUAUGGUGCUGGGGAUUUAAAGAUCUUUAGAGUGGAAGCAUCACCAGUUUUAAUUGAAUGGUAGCUGUCAAGCAGCAGGGGGAAAUUUGUCAAAGGAUAACUACAUCUGAGGGAUGUGAUUAGCUCACUUGUGCAUGUAUUAAAAACGCUCCUAAUAGUUUUUGUCACUGCCUGCGCAAUGGGCUUUGCUGGUUAUGCUGUGAGAUGCAGGGAGUACUGCUACAGAGUACUGAGCCCCUCUCCCUUAUCUUCGCUAUGUUUUGUGCCACCUAUGCAGGAGCAUGGAUACUAAUGGAGCUCCCCACUAUUGCCUCAUGUUGUCCAACGCCAGGUGAAACGCAAAGUGAAAAUUAGAAACCUCUUCCCAACCUCCUGCAUUUCCUAAAUCACAGCUUCCACCUAUCCAGUGAUUAUCGCCGUCAGUCUUCCCUGUUACUAGUAGCCGUACUUCACAGAUGGUGAGGUCAUCCAUGCAAUUAUUCUCUGUAAUGAAUGGCUCACCUCCUUAUCUCGGGCAGACCAGGACAUACAUGGCGGGUUGGCCUGAGAUUAGUGGUACCUGCUGUCAUUUUCUUGACGGCAACUGAAAUAACCUGUCGUCCAGCACUGUAACUCUCAUUUAAUUUUAGGCAGCACUGGAAAAUGUCAAUCCUGCUCCUACAGUAAAUUCCUGCCCUUAACCCUUACAUUACCGUAACACACUACACUACAUAUGAACACCUACAUUGACUUAACACACUGCACUAUCUCUAAACAGUGAACUCCAUGAUCAACAAGUAUUAACACCCAUAAUAUCCCAACACUAACCAUUAAUCCCUAAACUGACAUAAAAAUAUAUCAUGUAAUAAUAUAAAAGAUACAUAAAGGUGAAGCAUGUAUUGAUACGAAUGGUAGCAUCUCACGUUUUUUACACAUUUAAAAAUCAUUCUACCUUCAGUCUUAUGGUUUGUUAAAAGGACUUCAGAACCAUUCUGUGGAGUUAUUUUCCCAUAAAAACAACUUCAGAUUUUACUAUUUUUUGCAUUAACUACAUGUCUUUAAAUGGGAAGUACAUGGCUACUUGGCGACCAAGACUUUAACUCCUCGAUAAGAACCAUCACCAUGCUGAUCAGAAAAUUGGACCUUUUGGGUCACAACUAAUUAAUUUGUUGAAAAGCUGUGCUUAAAACCAUUCUCUAUCGUUAAGGUUGCUGGCAGAAAUGCAAGAUGGAAUUUGAAACAGGAUGCUUCUCCUCAUUUACAUGUUGAACUGGGAAUUCUGGGAGAAUUGCAGAAACACAAUUUCCCCGAAAUGUUGUGCCUAAUGUACUACUUGAGAUAUGUAGCUGGAAAAAAAGUAGAUUGUGUUGAGGAGACUUGAAGUACACCUAGAUCACUGUAUAGUCUAGCACUAGCGACACUUUUUGGAAAAAGACGAGUACAUGCAGUGUGUCAUAUGUUUAUCGCUAUGAUUAACAUUUCUUUCAAUGUUUUAAGGUUUUGCUGUUUGGGGCAUGUUAGCCCUUUUAAAGCUUAUUAGAAUGCAUUCAUCUAAGGUUGUGUUUUUUUUUUUUUUUUUUAUAUUUGUUGCAUGGAGUCAUGGGAAAACCUACAAUCCAGAUUGUGAGUGUGGAAUGAGGUCUUGCAGAUGCCUUACACAGCACAGGUUUGCUGUCAAUGAGAAGCAGAUGGACAUGGGAUAAGCCGUUCUAACAAGCUUUACUGAUUUUUACCUCUGUGUACAAAUUCCUGUUCAUUUGUAGCGCCAGAACAUUCCAUUUAAAGGUGCAGCCUCACUUUGUAGCAUAAUUGAUUGUGAUGUGCUUCCUUGAUUUCAUUUUUAAAAGCAUGUUGUGGUGUGGUCUAUCAGUCUGAGAAAAUUCCUCUUAGGAAGUAAAGUCCUCAUGCGUGGGUUACAGAUUUACCAUGCAAUGAUUUGUGUACGUCAGUUUGGCAGGGCAUCACUUGAUGUGCGUGUUUAGAAACGCAGCCCCAGGGCAAAACUAAACUCUGCAGAAACACGGCGAAAUGUGAUGCCAGAUUUAUUGAAUAGGGUCCCUGUGAAUCUGACCAUUAUAGGAGGUAGCAUUUAAAAUCCUCAAUUGGAAGCUUAGAAGAUGCCAUCUGAAUUCACUCUGAAAUGGCAAUGGUUAAAAUUGUUACUGUCUCUGAUGAUAAGUAAACCUUCAGGAUUUCAUUCACAAACUGAACACUUGAAUUGUUAAACUAGGUCAGUGGAAAUCCCUUCAAAUUCAGCUAUUUUGUCCCAAAACUUGCAGUUGCUUCUUAGUUAUCUGUAAUUCAUAUUUUAGUGAAUAAAUGUCACCACUGGGAGCAGUUAUACACUUGCUUGGGAGAGAUUUCCACUAACACGGUUUGUAACCACUAAUUAAAAAGUGUGAAACGCUCACAAGGGAAUUACACAUCUUUAUGGGAAAAUGACAAAACUUGGAAACCUAUCUGAACUGGAGUGUUUAUUUUUUUACAAUGUGGCUUGAAUUUGCAUUUCUUCUUCAAUUCUCUAUUGCACCUGAAGCCUUUGUAUUCUCGGUUCUUUGAAUGGCAGCUCUAUUAAUGAAGGCCAUUCCCAUGUAUGGGAUCUCUACCGUCACAUAUGAGUCAGGCGGGAGGCUCUCAAACACUGCACUCAGUUAAGGGUGCCAUGCUUUAGGUACCGUGCAUAUGUCAUUGAGCUGCAUCAGUUGGAUAGAUGCCCUUCUCAUUGCCAUUCCAUGCCAAGCGUGGAGGCUGGGUGUUUCUGCCAAAGUACUGCUUUCUCAGACUAUUUACCAUAAUGACUUAAUGUUCAUGCAGUGUGGGAAUUAAUCGGCUUCUGUAACACAAUUUAAGUAGAUACAUGCACUCUCAUGUUCUGAUUGCAAGAGGAACAGUGUCUAAAGCAAUAGCUAACUUUUGGUUUUUUCAGCAUGUAAACAAGAAACCACAGGGCUUCCAAUUGUUGUGAUAAUUGCUUCCUGCUUGGGUGGACAUAACCUCAAAGAGAGAAGUUAAAAAUCUGUUGAUCAUUUGGAUAACAGAGAAAGGAAAUCAUAAAGUAGGUGUGUUUUAACUAUGGCCCUCGGCUGUUAGCCUAGGAUUCCCAUAAUUCUCUUACAGCCCACAACUCUCCGAUAAAUCGAGAAAAUGUAUUGUGACAUGAGCUGGAGGGCAAAGGGUGGGACCUUCGUACAAUAAAGGAUGGUGGAUUAUGAAGAUUUGUUGGUGCAUUUCAUAACAAACGUUUAUAUACAGGAGUUGGGUAAAUAAGGAAUCAUUUUCAGGAUUUAGUCAUGGUCUCUUAUUAAACCAGAUUACAUGUGUUAACCAUCUGAACUCUGGGACCAAACCAAGAGGUUGACUACAAAGGAUCACAGAUGGAAAAAAAAGGAUAAAUAUUGUCAGCUUGCAGUAGAAAUAUAGGAAAUCCUGUACAGGCCAGCCAGAGGCAAAUGUAUCUACUAUGUGAUAAACUCAGUGACUGUUGUUUUCAAUCACUCUGUGACCCAUAGGACAAUCACAAUCCGGAAUGAAAACACCUGAAACACAUCAUGUUGAAGGAUGGAGUAAAGGAAAUUGCCUUACAUAAAAGAUGCUGAUUUAUUUAUGCAUGUGUGCAUUAGAAGGAAGAAAAACCAACUAUCUUCUUUAUCUUGGCUAUAACUUAAGAGAAUCAUUCAAAACUCGCCUAUGAUUGAUAAAUCUACCCAGUUUGCUACUCCGCCUAUUACGAAGUACCAAGUCUACUACUGUGGUCAGCGCACAUGAUGUUUUGUCUUAUUCAAUGUUACUGCAAUGCUGUUUCUGCAAUAUGAAUGCUUACAUUCGUUUUGCACAUGCUCAGUACUGCCACAAGUGCUUCCAGUGAAUUUAAGUGAAGCCCAUGUGGUUGUACUGUAUUGCAGGACUAGUUUUCAAUGAUGCCAAUAAAUCAAACCUAAACAUGGAAAAACAAUUUUAUUACAAAAACAGGAAUUAGAAUGUUGUUUUUUUUCAUGUUAUAUAUUGAUUGAAAUCUGCUAGAAAGAGCGGUUUACAUUUUUUUUUUUUUUUGGCACCCUCAUGUUAUAAGAAAAAAACAAGCUGUAGGAAUUAUUUUCAGUGGUGAAGACCCUUGUAAAUGAUACAUCAGAAUGACAAUUUCGAGAUCUCUGCUUUUUUACCUGAACCCUCAUUGAUUGCAGCGCUGGGGGGGGGCCCAAAUGGACAACAAUCACACUAGUUCAUAAAGAACUGCCCAAGAUUUGAAUGCGUAGCACCAUUAUGAAUUCAUGUGAUUUAACUUUGUACCAAUCAAAAGUUAACACAUUUUCAAAGUACUACAUUUUUGGGGCCAUAAAUCCAGCCCAUGAUUACCUAACUGGCAUUACUUUAUCUUUGUUAGAAGCGCGUGAUUUAUCAGUUAUUUGCUGCGUAGCCAAAUAUUAGUUUGCUGGGAAAAACAGAAAGUACAAACCAUGUCCUUGAAAUGUUAGUCCCUUUCUUUGUUUUAUACUUUACUAUCCUAAACAUGGUUAUAUCGAAAAGUAAAGGAAAUCAAUUCCAUAACAAGCAAAAACUAAAAUUAAAAAUGCUUUAAAAUUUACAUUUACUCUACCUCUAAGACACACUUCUCUAUAACAAGCAUUUGAUUGGUUGAAAGUUUAUUAAAGGGAACCUAUAGUGCCACUAGAGGGCUUCCGGAAUCCUAACAGACUUGGUCCGUUAUCAAAGGCUGGACAUCCCCACGGACUGCAUGAGGACUUCCAGCGUCAUAUGUUCUCCAUAGGAAAGCAUUUAAUAAUGCUUUGCUAUGGGAAGGUCUAAUGCGCUCAGCCAUUGCCGCGCAUGCACAUUGGGUCUCCCCAGCCAGCUGACGUCGCCAGGGGAGGAGCGUGGGUGGACCCUGACCCAGCACAGAGGGACAUCGGUGCUGGAUUCAGGUAAGUGGCUGAAGGAGGAUGGGGGGGGGGGUCCUAUCAACCUUAUAGUGCCAGGAAAACUGCUUUGUUUUCCUGGCGCUAUAGGAUCCCUUUAAUGUAGUUGUUCUGGUGUCUACAGCCUGUCCCUGCAGGAAUUUUCAUGUAAACACUGCUUUUUCAGAGAACAGGCAGUGUUCACAUUGCGCCUUAGGGACACCUCCAGUGGCAAUCACUCACAAUACACAGCACUAACGUUCAGCGUUUCCAUGCUUUGCAUGGAGGUGCUGAACUUUCCUUAUAGAGAUUCAUUGCUGAUUGUUGCAGUGUGGUAUCUUGCUGCACAUGCGCAAUAGCCUCCAAAUGCUUUCCUAUGGGAAAGCAUUCGAUUGGCUGAGAUUGUCAGUUCUGACGAUCUCAGCCAAGGGGGCAGGGCGCCACUUAUCGUCCAUCAUCUCCGUGCUAUGCGUGUUGAAGACCACAAGCUAUGCACAGAUUAAACGCUCAUUCCAGGCUGUCUAAUAACGUUGCCAGUGGUGGACACACACCUUGAGCAGCCAAGUGCUCCGUAUGUACAGUGUUUCAUGCUGUUAUACUGCACAUACAGAAUCCAAGUGCCAUCACCACUUCAAAUCACUAAAGUGCUUAUGAUGCUUGGAGCAACCCUAUAAAGGCUUCCAUGGAUUUUUAGUAUUGUGUUUUACCAAUCCCUGUGUUUGAUACAUAUAAAUUUGUGAGCUGUACAAAAAAUAAAUGAGAGGGUUACUCCUGGCAUCAUAACCAGUAAAGUCUGCUGCAGUGGUUAUGAUGCCAGGAGUACACUGACCCCAUUUCUCCAUAAUGGGGCAGACUGUUUUGCAAUGGUUUCCCCUCUUGCCUGGGUCCCGUAAGUGAAGUUGAUCCUGCCCGCUAUCUACUGGCUCAGAGCGUCCGCUGACCACUCUCCGCUAAUAUAUGUAAUUCUGUGCAUAGCAACUCUGAGCUGGAUAAUGAUGACCCUUGGAUUUACCUCUCCGGCAGGAAAAGGUUUUGUAUAUGCCGUAUUUCAUGGUAAAAUGCUGCAUAUACAGACUUGAGGGAACAUGACCACUUCAAAUAAUUUUAGUAGUCAUGGUACUUGGAGUAACCCUUUAACCCCUUAAGGACCAAACUUCUGGAAUAAAAGGGAAUCCUGACAUGUCACACAUGUCAUGUGUCCUUAAGGGGUUAAAUGAACAUUCCGGGCACCAUAACCACUUUAUUGAAAUUAAGUUAUGGUUCCAGGAGGUCCCUGUAAAUUCCAGAGAAGUGUCCGCUCCCCUUUAAUUCCAAAAGCACUUCAGCAAGCUGAAAUGCACUAGGUGCUUGAAGGUUCCUUCAAGUAUAAAUGCAUAUCUCCUCCUUGAGUUUAGAAUGGCAACAUCAUUCCAUGGUGCUGUGCAUAUGGGUAUCAACUUCUCAUGAUGCCCUGUCACAGGCAUCCUCACAUGAUUCUCCGGAUACAAGGAAUCAUAAGACAUUCGUUCUUUGCAGUGCAUAUCAGGCUACUGCACAAAAGGCGUUUUCAUCAUUCAAAUGUAAAUUUAAAACCCCUCUCCCCUCCCCCCCCCAAAAAAACAAAUUGCAUGACUUAUUGUUAGUUUUUGUUCGCGGUUAGAAUGAGCCACUAAUUGCAAACUGACAUCUUACUUUUAAACUUGCCAAAGCCAACCACCGUUCCCUGCAAACGUUUGUUCGGCCACUUAAUGAAAACUGCCUUCAGUUAAUAAAACACAUGUUAUACUCAUUAGAUCUUAUGCCAAUUGAAAUAUAAUUGUCUAAAUGUUUAGGGUUUUGUGUUGUAUUAAAAAUAACCACACACCCAGGACAUUCUUUUUUUCCCUGUUUGGUAGUAAUUCAGAUUGCUUUGCCAAAACCUAUUAUUAUUCCAUUUAAUUUCCGUUUGUAGUCCAGUUAUGCUAAUUUCAUGUGUCAUUUACAUGUUAUGCUUAUACAUAUAUCGGGUGUGGAGCAGACCCCACAUAAAAAUGUAGGUUUUUAAUUAGGAAUGCAGAUGCAAGGGUGACCAUUAUAUUAAAUUGAACGCCAGUUAAUCGUGUUAUUGCCCUAAAGAGGUCGCACAUUGGUGACACUCAAAGCGCAUAAUUAUGAUAAAAUCGUUUAAACAACAAUGUUACUCUUGAAUUUUUCAUAGACAUUAAAAUAAUGAUCCAGGAAUAUUAUGGCAGAGACUAUUUUAUAUGUAGAUCCUGAUUAUUGGCAAAAUGUGUCAUUGAGUGGAGCUUCUGCCAACGUAUCAUGCUAUUUCCCAUCAACAUAGAGGUGAAGGCUUUGUUUUUUAUUUUAUUAUUAUAAACAAGAUGCGUAGUGGAAGUCUAAUGCGUCUCAGUGCCCCCAUUUUGUUUCUUCACAAAUGUGGCAGAGUAAAUGAAUUAUUCGGCUCUUGACAGAUGAAGGUGUAAAGAGCUGAUGGUCAUGUUUAAUAGAGAGGUUUAGUCAAGUAUGUUCUUUAUAAAGCACAGACAUACUCUGAUGAGCGGUACAAUAGGUGUAUUUACAAACAAUUAGUUGCAACAACACAAAAUGGUCAUGCAAUAGCAAACGUUUGUGAAGGCCCUGCUCAAAUAAGCCUACAGUCUACGCCUCCACAGCCUGGUUGUCACUAUGAAUGUAGACAUGUCAUUUUGGGGGAUCCUUGCAAAAAUGCAAAGACACCAUAAGUGAGAGUGCUGCUUUAACACCUUCUCGAUGGGCAGAGGACCUUGUAUAUAACCAUCAUUAAUGCCGUAAAUUAGUGAUGAAAUGGCCAAGUAAAAAUUGUCUUUUACAAACAUCAUGCAAUGAGGGGGUUACAAAUACAUGUCUGUUAGUCCACCCAUUUUACAGCGCAACAAUUUGAUGGCUACCAGUUCAACAUAGAUUAUCUUUUUAAUUCUGGAUGUCAAUAAUUAUAAUAUAUAUAUAUAUAAUAAUUAUUGACAUCCAGAAUUAAAAAGAUAAUCUAUGUUGAACUGGUAGAAAUUAUUAUUCCAGAAAUAUAUGAACACUAAUAGCAGUAUGUAAAUAAAUUGGUUGGUGACUACCUAAUUUAUAUUAAUUUUUACAUGUUAGAGGAGCGUAAACCUAAAGCGCCGGGGGAGGGUUACCUCCUACUUUAGGGCUUUAAAAAUGCAUUUGAUGAUACUAUGAUGACCUUUGUAUUUUAGAAGAGGUGCAGAUGACAACACAGUAAUCUGCAACUGUGAGUUAAAGUUUUAGAUCUAAGCAGGAACUAACUGAAGGGCAACUUGCGUUUCUAUUGUUUGAUUCUACAGUUUAAAUUCAACAUGUACUUCCACGUAAACCCCCCCCCCCCAAAACCAUUAUUGGUUUGGGUAUUUUCGAAUGGCAGCCAAACAGCCACUGUUUGCAAAAUAAUGACACCGCCUACAAGAUUACUAUUAAAUACUUACCGCACAGUUAUGGAGCUAAAUGGGCCUACGUCUUCCCUUCUGACAACACUUUGAUUGGCUAUUGGUCCAUACUGGUGUUUCUGGGAGUCCAUAAGGACAUGCUGCUCCAAGUACAUAUAGUCAGUCCUAUAUUUGUUUCCAGUGGCAAGGUAGGAGUAGCUUGAGGUUGUUUGAGAAUAGAUCUAAAAAUUGGUUCGCCAACAAACCUACCCUUGAGUCUUGCUAGCUUUCAUCCAUUCGAGUAACUCACUGUGUAUCAUCCCUACUGGUGCAAGCCUUAGAAUUUUUGGAAAUUGCCUUGGGGGUGGAGGAAUGAAUAAUGGUCAUGAUGGCAAUAAAAGGGGCAAUUGAUUGUUCAGUGGAUGCUUUUAUAAGGGCCUGUCUGUCAUAAUUAUUCUCUCUUUUUACUACAUUUGGCUAAUUUGCUCGGUUUUGUCCAUUUUUAGACACAGGCAAAUUGCAAGGAACAGUGUGUUUGUAGAUACAUGUGGGUUAAGUUUGUGGAAUUUUUUUGGCCUCACAAAAGCUGAGUCUGUAAUUUCCAUUUGUGAGGGAAUAUUCUGAAUUCCUGAGAGAAUUGUGUCCAGAUGCUGAACUGCUUUAUUUAGAAGACUAAUAUCGUUUAGUUUUGUUAACUGUCAUGCCCAGUAGUGUUGAUUAGCUUGAAAUCUGUACAUUAAUUUCCUUUUUUGGCUAUUGAAUACCUUACUGAAAAUUACCUAUAGCUCGUGGUCCAUUUAUUUGUAUUUGUUUUUUUAAAGUUUAUCACGUGCUGUCCCAUUUUCUUUUAAAUGUACAACAUUUGUGCAAUAAUAUUCACAAUCCAGUUAAGUCCAGACACAACCAGUGCACCCAUUAAUGAAAGAGAAACAUUUUAACAUUGUUUUGGUUCCCCACCUCCACAUGCUUUUGUUCAGUUAUCCAAACGAAUAGGCUUUAUAAUAAUGAUUGACAUGGAGCCUAGAUGGGGGCACUCAGUUCUAGGAUGGUGUUGUGGAUAUCUACAUUACAUUUUUGACCAAAAAACAAACAAGAGUCCUGUGCACACCCAGGUGCUACCACAAUUUAAUCAGGACAAAGUUAAAGCAGCAAACGUUUCGAGCAGCAGCCCUUUCUCAAUGCUAAGGUCCUCAUUACAUUUUUGACCUCGCAAACACAUGUUAAAGGACAGUCUAAGCACCAAAAUCACUUUAUCAUAUGCUGCUCCUGCAGUUUCUGACAAAACACACUAGUUACAUUUUGCUAUUUACACUCCUACUAUAUGCUGUGAUACAGACAGUCUCUAGGGGCUUGGGAAUUAAUAGAUUCCGUUAUUGAAUCCAUUUGACAUCUUUCAGCUUGCAGUGCUUGAAAAGUGUCUGAUUGGACUGAGAACCUAAUUUUUGGAGAAUUCCUGCUACAUGAUUGACAGCUCUGACCGCUUUUGCUUUUUAAAUUUUUUUCUUUUUAUAAUUAUUUGUUUUUUCUAUAACAACUAACUGCAGUUAUAAGACACUCGUGGGUGCAGGGUACUCUCUGCACCGUUAGCUUUGCAAUCAUGCAUUGGAUACAGAUAUUAUGCCCUCAAAGAUUCAAAGCAUGGACCUAGAAGAAGUGCAGUCUCAGAGUCUCAAACACGUACAGCCUGCUGUCUUUUCUAAUUUAUUCUUGUCUUUCCCAGUUGGCACUAUGUUCUGUGUUUCUGUUUCAUGAAUGAUUUGUGUCAUGUGAUCUGCCUUUUGAGUAAAGGUUGUGUCUGGCUAUCUUCUGUCCCUCCCUGACCUCCGUUUUUUGCUUUCCCAGCUUAAGAUUUUGGGAUAUUUAUAGAUGGGUAAAAAGGAUAUAGGAACCCCAGCAUAAUAUGCCUCAAUCAUUGCCGAUGCGCCUCUAGUGGCUGUCCGGAAGUUUAAGAAACUGCUAUGUUUACAAAUCAGCAGGGUUAACCCUAGAGGGACCUGACACCCAGACCACUUCAUUGAGCUGAAGUGGUCUGGGUGACUAUAGUGUCCCUUUAAAUUUUCAUAGAAACGUAGGUUUGUUUUGAAAAGUGCAGUAUAAAAAAAAAAAAACAGCAUCCACCUCUGUACUAAAUCCCAGCCCUUGUUUAAAAAAAAAUAAAUAAAAAAAUUAGCCAACAAGCAGACUCCGCUCACAUUGUCGCUGCCAGUAUGCGACUCCAGCCAUUCGCAUCCUGUGCCAAACGGAUCCUCCCGCUACUCCUUGAAAUCCUGUGUAGGUGGAGCACGUUAACGUCACGUUGGAAUGUGACGUGGCGUUUUGUGCCUCCGUGCACCUCCAGUUCCUCCACUGUCCAGCCGCGGCCAUCAACACUGACUCGCACACACACUCUUGCACACACUCACAACCUUUGGAAGUUGGUGUGGGGCCUCUCCCUGAUCUUCUCUCAUGAGCUCAGUCUUCCUGCUCCUCAGGCGCGCAGUUUAGUGAUGCCAGAAUUACUUCAUAUUCCGGCACCUGGCAUCACUACAAAGGGCGCGCGCAGGAGCAGUGAGGAGCAGGAAGACAGAGCUCCCCCGCUGCCACUAGGGACCUCUCCUCCCGGCCGGGUACUUUUAGCAGAGUAGGAAUCUGCAAUGUGGGGCGAGCAGAUGCCUACUCUGCUUUAGUAAGCAAGGCAAACUCACAGCUCGCUGAGCCGCAAAAAAUAUUAAUUGUGGGCUGCGAGUUUAACAUACUUGAACUACAACAUAUUCCGCAGUGCUUUACAAUUCUAUAUGGGGAUCUUUAACCCCUUAAGGACACAAUUUCUGGAAUAAAAGGGAAUCAUGACGGAAUUUUUCAGUCAUGUGUCCUUAAGGGGUUAAAUACGAGUAAGUUACAUACGGAAUAUAACAGAUCAUUGACAGUGUUUCUCACAAAAGUGAGAUUUCAAAGUUAAUUCAGGGAGAAUUUCAAAUUUUAAGGAUAAAAUGGAAAACUAUGCUUUCAGUUUGCCCUCCCCUUUGGGAAAGCAUUGCAUUGGCUAGGAUUGAUGCUCUCAGUCGUGGUAGAUCUUGUGACAAUUGAGUGUCCAUGUAAGACCAAGAGAGUGGAUUUAUAAGAGUGGUUUAUAAAGUCCAAACCAGAUUUGGGCUUUAUAAAGGCAGUAAAUGCAAUGAUAAUAGCAAUCCGUUUUGGUGCUCUUAAAUUGUGCAUCAGUCUGCUUCAAUUUCUAAGCUCCGACCCCUGUGUGUUUUAGGUUAUAAUUAACAAUGGUUGUAUCUACAAACUUUAAAACCGGAUUAUCUGCAGUGUGUGCACUUUGCUUCUUUUAACCACUUAAGAAUCUCAUUCAGGCUAUGACAGUCUUUUUGUUUUUUUAAGACACUUAUUACACAAAAUGGAUCAAGCCACCCAGAGCUAUACAGAGAUUUUGACUCUUAAUAAGUCAGACAUUUCUAUGCUGGCAUUAAUUCUUGUGCACAUACAAUAUAUUAAAGGGUUAGCUCCUGCAUUUUGUCUUCUGUUUAUAGAUUAGGAUGCUUUAUUUUAUAACACUCUCUGUUUAUUCUGUCUGGCCUUCCUGGCCAAGGAGGUUGGGGGAUUAUCAGGUCUGUUAAAGUAGCAAGCAGCAGACGCUUACCAAGUCUUUAUUUGGAGUUUGUGCUGUUAGAGGCACAAAUCAUUUUUCUUUUAUUUAAGAUUCUCCAUCCCUUAUGUAAUUCUAUUUUAAAUGGUCAGAUUGCUAGCCAGCAACAGUAGCUGUCUGUGAAUGUGCUUUUUUUGGGAGAUUCCUAACAACCCUCUCUGUCCCCUGCAGCCAAAGACCACGGGACAGACAUUGCUGAGCCAAGUGUUCACUCAUCUAAAUGUGGUGGAGACAGACUACUUUGGUAUUGAGUUCCAGACCGCACAGUCACAAUGGGUACGUAAACUUUAAAGACUUUCUUGUUCUUGCAUUCAGAUCUUUGAAGUUGCAGCCUGCAGGGUACCAACUUCAUUAGCUUUUUUUACUGGCCAUUGCUCAAGAGAUUCAGGUCCCCCAGCUGGUCCCCCAGCCUGCAGGAUGACUUACUUUAAGGAUAGUUAUUGUACAGAUUUAUUGAAUCUGUCCAUUGCAGGGGGCUGUAAUAUGUAAAUACCUCCUAAAGUGUGAUCUUUGAUUAGGGUCUGGCGCCAUUGAAAAGGUAUGAAUACUUCUCUGAAGCUAUCACACUCUACCACCACCACCACUACCAUCUUUUUUCAGGGUACCCUUUUCAUCUCUUGGUGCUUCGCAAGGUCUAUGAAAGAUCCCACAAGACAGAGGAAUCCAUAGAGUAUGUCUUGCGAUGAGGGAGACAAUACCCAAAUCCUACUGCCGUUGCUUGCAAUGGCUGCUUAUAUUCGACAAAAGUUGACAAUGGAGCAGUGGAGGUUCGCUGUUGGUUAACUUUUUUGUUUACCUCAGGCUUUUCCUUAAGUUAAACAAGUUUUUUUUUUUUUUUACCAAUGUGAAAAUGUGUUGGGAAAUCAAAGGGAAUUUCAAAUUAUAGACCAAUAUUGCUCAACCGGAAUUUGACUUUGUUUUUUAUUUUUAUUUUUUUAUUUUUUUGCCUUUAAAUUUUAAAUUCACUUUGAAUUCCUGCUAACUCUCCCUUUAGUAAAUAACCCUCUUGUGGUAUCUCUCCAACUUAAUCCACAUUGGUAUUUCCUAAAGAUAAUAUCUUAAUGAAAUGCUCAAACGUGACAGAGCUGCCUUAGAUGUGGUUUUUCUAAGCAUGGAGAAAAUUAGCAGAUUUAACACAAAUCUUGUAUUGCCACAUUGAGGUUAAAUCUUCAGCUAUAAAUAAAACUUCUAAUUAUCUGAGAGCUGCUGGAUAGCAUUCAGUAAAAUCCUUUAAAAAUUCCAUUUCAUCUUUUUCAUCCCAGUAGUUAAAACUGUAUUAUUUUUAUAACUGUUGUCAGUAACCUGAUCCCUAUAAUAUACUGUCUUAUACAAGGCUUUCAAAAUUAAAGCGUGGAAGAUUGCUCAUGCUUAUUAAUAGAUCCUCCCAUGAUUUUCUGUUUUUCUGUUAUUACGAUGUAGCUCAUAAAAUGUAAUCUUCCUAUAUAAUAUGUUUCAGGUGUGGUUGGAGCCUCUGAAAUUCGUUUCCAAGCUGUUGCGCAGUAAGUUUGAAUGCCAAGGAGCCAUGAAACUGCAGGAGCAUUGAGAGUGUUCUUAUAGCAGCCCCUGCUCUCUAGUUGCUUUACUACUAUAAUACUUGAUGCGCUCCACCAGCUGAUGAGCUGUGAGAGGCACGAGGUGGAAUCUGUAAUGUUACUUACAAAGUGUAUGACAUUUCUUCAUUCUAACUACAUUGCUCAAAUGCCUGUUGCGUCUACUGAAGACAUCAUUUAUUGAUUUGGAAUAAAGUAUGCUAAUCAUUCUAGAAUUGGGGGGGAAAAACUAAAUAUUUCUUAACCUCUACUUUCAUUACCUAGUUCAGCUGUGUCAAAGCACUUACAUUUUAUGUAUGUGAUUUAAGAUUGUGCUGUCCAUAUCUCUUCAAGCAUUCUGGCCUCUGUGCUUGCUUUUUUUUCUUCUUCAUAUUUAUUGCUUUUGGACAGUGAGAGGCAGACGUAUUUUGCUAAACACUAUAUCAGAACAGUGGUGCUUGUGUGCAGGUAUUUAAAUAAUGGCUCUUGUUUUUUUACGCUAUAGAGUCAGCAUUUCACUGGUGAACAGAGCUUACUUCUCGUUAAAGGGACUGUGAAGCACUUCUUGUUACUGUUUUUGCUAUGAACAGAUUAUUAAAACGUACUUUGCGUCAUUGGCAUUUUUUAAUUCCGGGCAGCAUUUUCUCGUGUGAGCGGUUUAAACACAUUAUUGCUUCCUUUAAAGUCCUGGUUGUAGAGAAUAAAACUAAUUUGUACCCAGUACUUGCUAACACAUUUAAAAAAGAUUUAGCAAAACAGUCUGAAACCUUUGCAUCUGCGUCCACAAACCUUUCCUAUUCCCUAUCCUUUUAAGGCUUGUAAGUAUCAUCCACUGAAAGUAACACGCUGUAUGCUUGUUUUUUAUGCGCAGAACCAAAGAAUGCCAAGAUGCGUCUGGCGGUGAAAUUCUUUCCUCCUGACCCUGGUCAACUGCAAGAAGAAUACACAAGGUUAGAUCUAAUGUUCUGCAUGGUGGUGUGUACGAUGCCAUACAUUACCUGAACGAUCCUUAUACCAUUAUUAUUUUUUAAUUUUUUUUUGUAGGUAUCUGUUUGCUUUGCAAAUCAAAAGAGACUUGGGAGAUGAACAGCUGGUCUGCAGUGACAAUACGACUGCGCUGCUAAUUUCUUUUCUAAUGCAAUGUAAGUUGUUUGUUUUCCCUUGUUCUUAACUGUAGUCUAUUUCCAAAUAUGGCAUCUACAAAGCCGAGAGAUGUUUUCAAAGGAAGCUCUGCUUCCAAACUAUUUUUUUUUAUUUUUUUUUUUUUACUUUGUUUAUGUGAGAAGAAAAUAGUAUAAACAAAACGUCAUGCUAAUUUUACCAAUAUGAAUCACACAUUAAAGGGAUAGUUUGGUCACCAGAACCACUCCAGCUUAAUGUAGUUGUUCUGGUAUGUACAGCCUGUCCCUGCAUGCUUUUUAGUGUAAAUCCUGUCUUUUCAGAGAAAAAGCAGUUUUUGAGUGACUGCCACUAGAGGUGUUCCUAGGCAGCAAUGCAGACGGCCAUCAGAGAUGCUUCCUGAUUGGUGUAGCGCAGCGUUUUGCCACGCAUGCGCAUUAGCCUCCCAAUCCUUUUCUGUGGGGAAAGCACUGGAUUGGCUGAGAUCAUCAAAUUGAAUGAUCUCUGCCAAGGAGACAGGGUCUUGUCGUGCCACUGGAAAAAAGGGGAGUAAAACACAUUUUUACAACUGGGGUUGGCCAUCUGUACAGCAAUUUCUCAACUAAAGUGUCAGCAACAUGUGCUUGUAUUCCUGAGACAAAGUUUUAAUUUAAAUAAAUCUGUUCUAUUGUAUUGUUUCUGGGGUCGUUUAAGAUGAACACAAAUCUAGGACGUGUUCUGCUUUGUCGUUUUGCUGCAUCAAAUGGAAAAAAAGUCUUGUUUUUGAGUAUUGUAAUUAGUGCAGAAAUACUUUAAAUAUGAUGUAUAAAUAUAGCUGUAAACUUUAGUGUUUUCUCCACUACAUUUAACUGCAGACAAGGAACGAACAUUGAAUGUUAGCAGUUUUCAGCUGGUACACAAAGAAGCCAAUUGAAAUACAGAUUCCAUUUUUAAUUGUAUCACUUUAUUCAUUUUUUUUUAUUUAUUCUUCUUCAUUAUAACUGCAGUUCUCAGAACAUGUUUGCUAUAAAAUACAUUUUAUGGGACUGGUCUUUUUCUACCUUGCUGCUGCAAGAAACCCUUUAUUUAAAUACAUAGUCAAUUUUAUUAAAGCAGUAUACACUGUUGCUCACACGUUAUACUUGGUUAAAUAAUAUUGUCUUUGUAUCUUAUUGACCUGUUUAGUUCCAUUAUUUCAUUCCAUAGUAUCUAUUGAUACAUGUUGCAGUUGAUUGUUAAUAUUCAUCCUUGACUAUGUCUAUGCAGGCACGUCCAUAAGUUUUGAUACACCUUGUUUAUAUUCAAUAAAAGUUAAUAGAUGCAUAUAGGGACUUAACAUAACACAAUGCAAAUUAUUAGAGAAUCGGUUACAAGGGUAACAGGUGUGCGUGUUUGUAGUUAAAAGGUCAUGGUACAGUUGUUGUAUGUAAAACAUAUUAUCACUAAAUUGACCUCAAUACUUUGCUCGGGUUCUAAUAAGCUAAGGACAUAGAGGAAAAGGGAAAGAUGUAAGGGGGUAAGUAAUGAAGGAAAUAAAGGGGAGGAUAGGGUGACAAUGGAGAGGGGAGGAAUGUGAUCCACCAUGUUUAGCAGUCACUUUCACCAGGAAGAGACUUUGAGCUCCACAUACAUUUCUGACCUCCUAUUGAUAGGAGAAGAAUCACAUUAGAUGUACAUUUACAGUUGAGUGGAAGUCUGCUGUGGGUGUACUGCGCUCGUGUUAACGAUUGAAGUGCUUGUGGCCAUGCUUUCUGGUUAGCUAUGAAUUACUUUUAGGGUUUGUAAAAAGGAAAUAAAAUAAAAUUAGAGAAUGGUCAUCCGUUAUAUAUUUUUUUAUUUUUUAUUGUGGUUUUAUCUCCUUUCAAUAAUUGCAUGGCAAGGCCUAAUUAGAUGAAAGGCUGGAUAAGAUACUUUUUUUCCCUGUGCCUAUCAAUCCAUUCUACUUACCCUUGCAUUCUUGCUGCAUCUUCUAGCGGAAGUUGGAGAUUACGAUCCAAAAGUAGAUCAGGAGCAUCUGAAAAGUACUUGUUAUGUGCAGCGCCAGCAGAGCUUGGAAGAGCGGAUCCUGCAAUGUCAUCAGCAGCACCUGUGAGUACUUUACCGUCCCUUCUUCUUCCAAAUAAAACCUUUUCAUUACUCUAAUCUCGCCAGCAUUUCUUUACCAAUUGGUGAUUCCAAGGUGGUUGCUCCCGAACGUAUGUGUAAAAUGUCAGUAAAAUGGUUUCUGUAUCCUUGCCUUCAUGCAUAUCAUUUUGUAAUUUUCAGAUAUUUUGGUUUAAUGAAAAAUAUAUGCAUAUACCUUUUGUAAAUACAUGCUUUAUGCUGACACGCUAGUUUUGAUCUUUUUUUUUUUAAGUGGGAUGUCUCCCGCUGAUGCGGAUUUUCAGAUCCUAGAGAUUUCACGAAGACUGGAUCUGUAUGGAACACGUUUUCAUCUGGCUUCUGACCGAGAAGGUGCCAAAAUUAACCUCUCCGUGUCGCAUAUGGGAGUGCUAGUAUUUCAGGUAAAGACUUAAUAAAUGUUAAAUAGAAAUUACGGUGUGCAUGUGUGAGAAAUCUGUCCAUUGGCCAACUUUGGUUCUGUCUACAUACAUAACCAUGUCAAGUCACCUGAGCAAUAUAUUACUUGAAGUGUUGCUAUUUUGAUACUUCUUUAAGUAAGAUUAUAUUCCUUUUUAUUAAGAGAAAUAUAAAUUAAUCAAAAAAGUUACUUGCACACUAGCUCAAAUCCCUAUGCAUAUUUACAUAAAUGGAGGUUAUUUAGUAACUCCAAUGGCCAUUAGAUGUAAGCUCACCUGUCAUGUCAAGUUAAAACAUUUUUCUGGUAAGGGUCACUACCAAUUCUAUUUUAUAUCAGACCAUUGAUAAUUAAAUGUAACAAUAACUACAUAAAGAACACCACAAGCUAUUAAAGGGACACUGUAGAAUUAGGAAUACAUAUCUGUAUUCUUAACACUACAGUCUUGGUACCCAUUGACAUUUUUUCCCCCGUCUGCAAAAAUAGAAACUAAAUAAUAAAUUAAUUACUCACUCUUUUGUCGAGACUCAACACUUCUGUGACCCCGUCCUCUGGUUGCAUUGGGGAGCAUAGCCGUGAUGAACAUGCAAUUCCUACAUACCAAAUCAUUGUACUCAAUGAUUCUCUAUGGCAGACUGUGGUGACACUGCAGGUGUGCCAGUGAUGUUGUGGUAUGUUACGGUUUUUGGCUGGUAGAAUGAGGGGGGCAGGUGUGCAGGCAAUAUAAGAACUUCAAUAAGAUUUUGUUAAAAUGCAUACAUUGUCAAUUUAAAUUUGUCCGUAAGAUGUUGUUAAAAUGCCUACCAUUGUCUUUUUUAAAUUUAGCAUUUUUUAUAUAACGUGCGUUAGAGGACUGGAGUGUCCCUUUAAUAAUUUCUGUUUCUCUGUUUACAUCUGCAGUCCAAAGAGGUGUGUGUAAUAUAUAGUUCAUCCUCUGUCUUCUUUUUCUGAUUGCUGUUCUCUAUUUUGUUUUCCUUUACAGGGCAACACAAAAAUUAACACUUUUAACUGGUCAAAGAUUCGGAAGUUAAGUUUCAAGAGGAGGCGUUUCCUUAUAAAGUUGCACCCAGAGGUUCGUGUGAGUAUCUGCAACACCUUUACCUAGUCAGCAUAGAGCUAUACAGAGUAAUUUAUUAAAGUGGGAUUUUAAAAUGGAUAUCAAAUUUUUGACUGAAAUAGCUCAACUGAAAACCUAGCUGAAUAGAUUUUGUUAAUAUGCGCACACAUACAGAAACCAGCAAGAAGGGAGGUAUUUAGGGUUACAGAGGAGUCAUGGAUAAUAUGCAGAUUGCUGCAAAACAUUAACUUGUAAGUUGUGCCUUUAAAUGGAUACUAUAGUGCCAGAAAUACAAGGACAAGCAAAGAGUCAGAUACCGGACCAAAGGUCCAUUUCUAUCCAGGAAGCCCUCUAGUGUCUGUCUGGUAGAUGGUCACUGGAGGCAGACUUAGUGCUGUGAUGUAAACAUUGCAUUGUCUCUGGAACUGCAAUGUGUAACAUUGCAGCACUAAGGAAAAUCAGGAAACUGUACACAGACCACUUCAAUGAGCUGAAGAGGUCUGGGUGCCUCUAGUGUCCCUUUAACAGAGAAGUCGUGUACUAAUGUUCAGCUUAGAUUUGUGAAAGCAAAUGGAUAUAUUGCCACUGCUGCCUGUCUUGUAUUUCAUCAUGGUGAAGCUGAGGGAGUUUUAGCACAACUAGUGUCCUUCACUAGGAUUCUCUUUAUCUUGUUUGAGUGUUUUAUGUGUGGUACUUUAUAGUUUACAAAUAUCAUGAAAGGCAGAGUGCGGGCUAGUGCUAAGACUUCAGGUACAUGUCUGUCAUAGUGGUUUAACAAGUAAAAAAUAUGGACCAGUGGUUGGAUAAAUGUUAGAACAUCCAACAGCUGUGCUUUAAAAACAAAAAACAAAAAAACUAGCGUUAUGAAUGCAAACACCUUUUUUCCAAUGCAGAGACUCACUACCUCCUGCUCAGCCUACCGUGACGUCAUCCUGGAAGUGUCGCUUUCUGACUUCUAGUCCGCUCCAGUGGUUCUUAUAAAAAAGCAUCGGAGAUGAGAUGCAUGUGUGCGGCCAGUCAAGCGCCUCACAUAGGGAACCAUUGAUGCAACCGUCACAGAACCUAGUCAGACUCAGGUUCUCAAUGAGGAUGCACCUCUAGUGGCUGUCAGGAAGGCAGCUGCUAGAGGUGUGUUUACCCCUGCAAUUAAAACAUUGCUGUAUCUACUAAACAGCACCGUUUUAGAUGGCAGAUCUAAAACACUAGGGGCACUGCACCCAGACAGUUUAAUUGAGAUGAAGUGGUCUGGGUGACUUUAGUGGUUCUUUAAUUUAGGGAAUCACACCAAAUGUGCUCAUUUAGUUCACCCACCACACACAAACUUGAUCCUGCCGGUCCAAUGAAUGGCUUCAAAAUGAUUAUACAUUGCUGCUUGGACUGAAUACCUCCCCAGUAGCUUGGUCAAUGUGAGACAUUCAUAUUGAUCCUGUAUUGUGCCAGCGCAGCAAAAGAUAAUGCAGGAGAGAGGGGAAAAAAGUCUUAUUGCAAGCAAAUCCAAAAAUGUAUGGGUUUGGGUUUUUUUGUUUUUUUUAUAUAUUUUUGGACUUCUUUGCAGAUCAUUAUGCAGAUAAAUACCCUUUAUGUGUAAACCAUACCAUGCCAUUAACCUGAGAUGUAGAACCUUGCAGAGGAAUUUACACCAGAGGUUCUGCCUUUUGUAGCAGGAAACACGGUCUGCAUACUGACAUCAUGGCCAGAUCAGACCGUUCUGAUGUGACAGAUCACAUAGAAGCCACUAUGAUUCCAACCAAGUCUUUGCAGAUGUUAACUCUAAUAACCUCGCAGUGACUCUUUUUUUAAGCUGCCAUAAUUAGGCAAAUGUUGGCAUUGGUAAAAUGUUUUCUAGCAGGUUUGAAAACUGACUGUAGACAUUUUAUGUUUAAAUGUUUUCAUUAUUUUGUGCGUAUCUGCAUUCUAUAAUAGUCUGCCCUGCAAAGGCAUACAGGAAGCUAGUAUUUAAGUAAGCACCAAUAGGUAUAUAGACUUCAUGGGAAAGUAAGAUUUAUUUUAAAUGCAUGUUUAAAAUAUAACCAAUAUGUCCUAGUAGUUUGGCUCUUCUUAUUGUACACUUUAGAAGAAAAAAAACACACUUGCUAACCGAGUGCUUCAAUGAAAUACAUUUGUAUAUAAAUCACAUUUUUCCAGAAUAUGUCCACAUUUAUAACUUUACCAACAAAUAUAACCUUUCUAUUUCUUUCUAAACAGAGGUUUAUAACUACAUUAUAUAGUCCUUAAAAAUACUUAUACCUUCCCAGUUAUGUUCUAUGGAUGUAUAAAUAUUGUUUUUUGUUUUUUUGGGGUUUUUUUUGUCGUCAUGAUUUUAUAGUGCAGCCUUUCUUUAAAAAAAUAAAGUAAUUCAGGAUAUAAAUACCAAUUAUGUUUCUGUGUAUAAAGCAGUCUCCCUGAGUUGUCAAUCGCCCAGAUGGCAUACUCUCAUCCUGGCUGACAAUAUCCAUUUUGUGCAAAAUUUUAUCUGGUGGCAGUACCAGAUGCAUUGUACAGGACUGCCCAUUGAUGGGGGAGACACACACACACACUCACUCUCUCUCGGGCAAUUUUACUCUCUAGAUCCCAGAUGUAUAUGGAGUGUAAAUCAGUUCUGGUUUUUGAGCUCUAUCCUUGGGAGCAAAGUUCAGAGGAGGGUUCAAAAGUUUCACUAGACAUUGUAACCAUGGUGAGUAGACCUACACACCCAGUGAGUGCGCCUUGAUCUAUUUUAGGCAUGCAGGGGCAAUGUAUUUUUAAGGCCUGGCUCGUAGCAUAGAGCUUUAAAUUUUACGGCCUGGGUGAGAGAUUUAAAAAAAAAAAAAACAUAAACUGUUCUGCUCAGAAUUUGUGCACAUCAAAUUUAGUGCAAUACGGUGCCUGGUAAUACUGGAUUACAUCUCCCAUAAUGCUCAGUGAGACUCUGGUUGAGGCUGGUUAAAAUACACUUUAAUUAGAUAGAGAGACCACUAUUUGCUUAACCGCUAAUGUGGAAUAAAACUCUGGUCAACCUCAUUUGCAUUCUUUGUUUUUUUUUUGUUAUUUUUAACAUUAUUUAAUGCACGUAUUCCGUGUAAAUGACUUAUGGGUAGGUGAAUAGCUUGCAUCAAUCACUUUUUACAUUCCCUAUACUCUUUUUCUGUCUGUCUGUCUGGCAUGUGUUUGGGCACGUUGCAGUGAAGGUUUUACAUCCAUAUAUGUGCGCAGUGUUAUUUCACUGCAUCCUAGAUGUAUCACAAUGGCAACACUGCAUCUGGAUUAGUGUGAGCUAAUGUCCAGAGAAAUUACUAUAUAUUUUUGUUGAUUUGUUUAACAUAUUUCACAGUAACUGUGUCCAUCUCUGUGUUAUGUCAACUUUUUUGUGUAUCUGCAUUUAUUUUGUAAAAUAUAGGAUUCUAGCAUGUAUUUGUAUUAAAUGGUUACUCCAAUCACCAUUACCACUUCAUUGAUUUGAGGUGGUCAAGAUGGUAGAAGUCUGUAUGUGCAGCAUUUCUGUUUACAACGCUGCACAUACAGAGUAGUCCUGUUUUUUUUGUGACGGGGGUUGUACCCUUGGCACACGUGACUUGCGUGCCACCCUCCUCACUCCAUUCUGAAAUUUUAUUUUUAUUUUUAAAUUGCCAUCACCGACUCUGAACGCUUGUAUCUGCUCCGAGCUGGUAAAAGAGUACAAGCAAAUCCUUCUCUGUGAUAAACAUUUUGACUUGCCCUUCUGAGGGCCAGUAUGGCCUUGUACGGAGGCGUGCAUAGCAGCGCCAGGAGCUUUGCCCAGCAUUGGAUUUCAGGGAAAAAAUGUAAGUCUUUUUUUGCAGGUGUUAUAGUUUUAAAAAUAUCCAUCACCUUUUAGGGCCCAUAUCAGGAUGCACUGGAAUUCCUACUACCUAGCCGGGAUACGUGUAAGAGAUUCUGGAAAAUCUGUGUAGAGUAUCACAGCUUUUUUCGUCUUCAGGAUCAGCCCAAGCCAAAAUCUAGACCGGUUCUAUUGAGCAGAGGCUCCUCUUUCCGAUACAGGUAGGCAAAAUAUUAUUAUUUUGAUUUGACACAUUUGAUUUUCAAGAAGGUAUUUCAAAUUGUAUUAAUUAUUUUAAUAAAAUAGUCCUAGUCUAUGGAAUCCCAUUUCAGAAUGUGUUACGGGCUCUUACUUGGAAGUAGAAAAUAUCCUUUGUGUAUAUUGGCAAGACAUGAUUAUGUGUAACUACUAAUCUUUUAUACGUCUGCACUGCUUCUGAAACUUUUUUUAUUUAAUUUUAUUUUUCUUUGGAUAACUGUGUAUGCAAUGAGUUGUUCUGCAGCAUGAUAUCUGUUGUUGGGGAAAACCUAAAUGAUUUUUGUUUUAGAAAAACUGUUAAAGGGGGAGGAAACAAAAGUAUCGUAGAGUUGUCAGGAUUUGGAGAGUGGCAUUAAGGUUUCAGGAGAAGCAGCUCUAUACAUGGAAGAGCUAGAAAGUUAGAACAUCAACAAUACCACAAGCAAGUGUAGCGAGGGAUAACCUGAUUGCGUAGUCCUGGACAGUUCCAAGGGUUAGGUCAAGCACCAAUGAUUCAAUCAUUGCCUUGUCCAACAAGCCAGAAGUUAAGUAACAAAUAAAUGCAGUAGAAUGGGAAAUGAAUGUUAGAAAAUGCCAGUGUUUUUUAUAUUGAGGGACUGAGUCUUUUAUAGGGGGUCAUUGGCCUACCCAUACCCUGGGACGGACAAGGUCCACUCAUUUCAUAAGUAUAUGUCAGCCCCCUCCUCACCAAGUUGACAACUCCUCCAGGCAUCCUCCCCAUUAUCACUUCACAUCUUCAUGGAAGGACUGUAACAACAUCCAUGACCGGAGACCAUGGAAAUGAGCAGUCAUAUCCCUGAAAAUACCCACAUCCAGGUCCAAUUCCCUACACUUCUGUGUGAGCCCACAAAGGAGAAAGAGGGAGGUGACUGGUGACUUCUACCUUGUGAACCUUGGUAGAGAUGCACUUUGACAAGAGUAAUGUUAAAGGCUGACGUUCCUUCUAAAACCCAAUUAACUUCCAUAAUGUAGAUUUCUAGCGUAGGCAAAGAGCUGCUGCCUUCAUUUUGCACGGCUAGUCAUGCAUGUGACUUUCUGCAACAGCUGUUGUGUCCUGCAAACUACGCUGGAUCUGGUACCUUUUAUUUCCAAUAUUACUGUAUGUGUACAUUUUAUUUGGGUUUUAUUUGAUCAAAUUGAUCAUUUAAAGGAAACAAAGCAAAGGCACUCAAUACUGCAAUUUAUGUGAGCUCACUGAGACUUUUCUCCCAAUAUAAAGGAUCCAUAUUGCUCCAAUUGUCUUCUCCAUCUGUGUGACCUGUGAAAGGAUUCUAGUAGUUUGUAUUUGUAAGUUAUUUGUACUCCAGAGAGGAUUUAUUACAUUUUAACUGUUUGAUUUUUUUUAAAAAACAAGUAAAUACUUCUAAACAAUUUUUAAAGGUAUAAUUUCUAAUGAAGUGUUUGUUGUAUCGUAGAUUACAAUUCUAAAAUUUUAUAGCUUGUACUGUGUUGUUUUGCAAAUACAUUUAGUCUCAAUAUAUAGCAGGUUGUAUAUACAUGAGCCUUUUGUCUUCUUUCAGUGGACGCACGCAGAAGCAGCUAAUAGACUAUGUGCGAGACACCAGCAUAAAAAGACCCCCGUCUGAGAGGUUGGUGGAUGUUUCAUUUGUAAACUAAAACCAUUUGAUAUAUGUAAGACUUCAAUAUGCUUCAUUUUAUGCCGGUUUGUAGCCAAGGUUCCAUUCCCCUAAAGGGGAACAUUCCACCUUAAACCGAGACCAACAUGUUAGAAUGCUGUAGAGCACUUCGUUUUGUUUUGGUGAAUGAAAACAUUUUUUUAUAUGUGGGAAGACAUUGAAUAAAUCAUAUUGAACUGCCAAUUUUUGAUAUGACUGUAGAUUUAUUCGAUCAGAGUUAAAAACCCAUUUACAGUUUCUCUGAACUAAACUCAGCAGUUACUCAGACUAAAACAAACCUUGUUCUGCGAGACAGACUGAGGGACUCUUUAAACUUUUUUUUUUUUUUUUCUGCUGAUAGACUGAUUGUGUGAGAAACACGCCAAGAGGCUCAGAGAGGGGUUCACAGAGAGACUCUCUGAAAAACAAAUGGUGUAAUGUAGGCCACGUGGGAAAGAAUUCUCACUCAGAAAAUUUAGAAUUAGAGCUAUGUUGGUCAGUGGUAGCUUAGUAGGAGUCGCAAUAGGGUGUCAGAACUCUACUGGUCACUGGAACCUUAGUGGCUGUUUCAGCUGGAGAGCAGAGCUCUAUUAGGAAACGGUAGCCUGCUGGCAGUUGGUUAUCCAACCUCUGGUCCGGUGAGAACUUACUGGAAGCUACAGCUAGGGGUCAGAACUGUGGGUUAGUAACAGAAUACUGACAAUUACAGUAGGGUAUUAUAAGUGAUCGCUUACUGGCAAAUCCAGUGGGAUAUUAGGAGUUUGUUGAUUUAAUAGUAGCACACUAGCUAUUACAAUGGGGUAUCGCAGCACAGUAUCCAAACUGGCUUUUUAUGUGAUGGUGUACUGGCAAUUACAGAAUGGUAACGUUUUGAACUGAAUACCUCUUAAUAUCAAACACUUUAGUACGUCUGCAAUAAUCUGUCUGCAGUGUGGUAGCUUCUGUAUUUAUAGAAUUGUUCUGUCUCCUCUAGGCAUUUUUCCCUAUCACAAAUGAAUCUACUGAUAUAGGGAAGUAUAAUGCAAACGCAUUAAACUUGGGAGCUUUCUUAAUCAACGGAGUACAAAUGGGGCCUAAAAAUAUUAACACUUAAUAGCUGCCAAGAAGGCUUACCUACAGUCGUUCACAAGCUGUGGUAACAAGCUUAUUCUAAUAUCAGUCCUUGACUAAACUCCAUCUUGUCUAAAUGUACACAUAUCUUGUAUUCAUGCAGAAAUUACUACUAUAUCACGCUAGUAAAAGAAGCCCGUGGUCCCAGAUACCAUUUUCAAUAUAUGGAGGAGUCCAUUCCAGACUGCAUUCUCCUCACUCACUCCGAGACCCUGGGGUUCUGCCCCUUCACCCAGCGACCCAUAGAUUUUGUUUUUUAUUUGUUAAAAAUUUAUUUUUCAUUAGAAUUUAGAGUGGCUUUACAGAUUGAUCAUUCCCAGAUCUUGCUAUAUUUAUAUCUUUAUUUAUAAUCUGACGAUUACAUGCUCUAAUAAUGACCUAGACUGCUCUCACGCUUAUAGUAGCGUCAAUGAGCAUACUAGAAUGCGUUUCUAGAGGACAGCGAGCUACUGUUGGCCUUUCAUGUUUGCAGACACCUUUUUACUAGGAAUAACCAAUCCCAAAUGAUGUAUUUGGUGCUUAUUAACACGUCUCAUUAUGAUGUGAUCAUAACUGAGCUUUCUCCUCCUGUCUGGUUAAGAUGUAUUAAUAUGUGAGCUUUUGUAAUGGAUCUACAGCUGUAUUAAUCACCAGGCUUUGGUUUAUUAGUGGGAUUCUCCUGACUGUGUUACUCUCUGUUCUGCAGGAGACACAGCAAAGCCAGAGUGUCCCCUUGCACUGUGAUCACUGAUUCUCCAAAGCAGGUGCGUUUAGCUAUGUAGCCCCGGGUUCCCUCUUGCUUUGCUGUCUCUAUUGCUUGGGGCUUUCUCAAAUGCCUUCUCUCUAGUUGCCAUUGGUUUUUUUAUGCUUGCAUAGUACCCUCCUUUCUCUUUCCCCGUUCACUUUGCUGUUUCUGCUGUUGCUUGCCAUUAACAUAAAGCAAAAUGUCUAAUGCCUACCUGGGGUCUUACAAAUUCUAUUCAGUAUGUGUGUAUAUGAUGAUACAUUCCACUAGUACUACUCUACUCCUAUCAAAUGGAAAUAAGGGAGACUCCUGGGCUUCCCCCAACUUACAUUUUAAUGUUCACAUUGUUAAGUAUUCUUAGGACUCUUUCACUCACUGCAAAAUCUUGUACUAGCUAGAAUAUUGUCACCAGUAGGGACCACAAUGUGCUAUUCUGAACGGCUAGAUAUAAUUUUAAAAGACAAUGGUCAAAAUUUUAUUUUGCAGGAAAAUAAAUAAAACCAGAAACUGUCUGGAGUUUUUAUUUUUUUUAAUGUAUUUUUUUUAAAGAUUUACUCCAAGCAUCAUAACCACCAGUGACAUGCUUCUGGCUCCUGCAGAGCUACAGAAGCCAGAAACCGCAGUGGUUGACAUUCACAGGCUGAGCGUGUCGCUUGACCGCUCUAAACCAAGGGCUGACAUUCUUGUGCAACGAAAGCUGGGCUGCAUAAUGACACCCCUAUGACGCGCAUGAUGGAAUUAUGCCUCCAGUAGCUAGGGUGUUAAUCGCCGUAUAUACAGCAUUUCGAAGCGAAACUCUGCACAUACAUACUCCACGUACCAUGACUAUUUGUAAUUACUGAAGUGGUCAUGGUGCUUGGAGUAACCCUUUUAACAAGUCCUAAUAUUACCUGUAGUUUGACAUUACACGUGCAAGUUGUCAUCAAACUGGUCAUAUGUGCCUAAUGUGUACAAAAGGAAGGAAGAGGCUUGACGCGCUGUGUGUUUGCAAAAUGACUUGCAGAUGGUGGUUUGUGAGGAAGAAAGGGUUGUCAGCAAAGAUGGUCACCAUGGGAAUACUUGUAGACGGGCGUUUUAGCCGCGAGGCAAACAAGGCAUUUGCCUUGGGCGGCAUUUUUCAGGGGGCGGCAAAAAACGCCGCCCCCAAAUGCCCAGGGCAAAUGCCUUGUUAGUCAUGCAGCUAACUGACAUGCCCGAGCGGGCGGACGACGCUGGGCGGGCGGCUGGCGAGGGAGCUCUUCCCCUGAGCGGUCUGCUCAGCUCCCUCGUGUGCCGCAGAGUGAGGCUGGGAGCCGGAAUAUGACGUCAUCUUCCGGCUCCCAGCCUCACUCUGCGGCACGCGAGGGAGCUGAGCAGACCGCUCAGGGGAAGAGCUCCCUCGCCAGCCGCCCGCCUAGCCCGACAACCACUGGACCACCAGGGAAGUAAUGAACCCCUACCCCCCCCCAGCACUCCCAAAGGUAAGGAGGUUGGGGGGGGGGGAAUAAAAAAAAAAAAAACGUGUUAAUGUGAGUGUCUGUGUGUCUGUUAGUGUGAGUGUAUUUGCCUGUGAGUGUGUGUGUUAAUGUGUGUGUGUUUGUUAGUGUGUUUGUGUCUGUUAGUGUGUGUGUCUGACUGUGUUUGUCUGUUAUUGUGUUUGUGUGUGUCUGACUGUGUCAGUGAGUGUGUGUGUGUCUGCUAAUGAGUGUGUGUGUCUGCUAAUGAGUGUGUGUUUGCCUGUGAGUGUGUGUGUCAGUGAGUGUGUGUCUGUUAGCGAGUGUAUGCGUAUCUGUCAGUGAAUGUGUGUGUGUGUGUGUGUGUGUAUUUAGAGGGCGGGGGAAGGGUUGGGGGGGGUGGCACGGUGAGAGGGGGGGCGCCUGAGAUUUGUCCUGCCUAGGGCAGCACAAAACCAGGAUACACCACUACUUGUAGAGGUUAACUUAAGUGGACUUUUCCAGUAGUUGACUGGCCCAUUUUAAUUUAUGUAGUAACACCCUCAGACCAAGGUGUAGAAAGUAAAUGCUAAUGUACUCAAGUGUAGGUAUUUUGUGUUUUCAUUAACCAUAGUGACCACUCAAUCUGGUUUAGAAUAAUUUUUGUUACUGUAUCCAGAGAGUACUGAACAAACAAAGAAAAAAAGUUAUUUCAAUUAAGGUGUUUGAGCUGUAAUUUCUGAGAACAUUAGAGUUGUGGUUUGGAGGUUUAAUUUUGUUGUUUAACUAUUCCUUGAUAUUCGUACAGAUUUUGUUUAAACUUGUUUUGUUUUUCUACUUGCAGAACUUUUUUUUCACUGAGAGUGUAAGCGUUCCAUCACAUUCUCCACCUACCCUGAUGCCACAGUCCAUCCCAGUCAUGUCUUCUUUCCAAAAAAGCCAGCCUAAAAACAAUGACAUCUCAGGUUCUCUGCCAGAAGAGGAACCAGUCCGAGCAGUUCCAGAAGCUGUGGGACAGACAUCACAGUCUACUAUCCAAGGUCUUUCAACACCUCCCAAUCCUUCUUUGCUUAGUAGACCAGAUCAAGGAUGUAUCUAUGAUAUAGAAAAUUCUCAGCAGGUAGAGAAUGUCAGGUUGUGGGUGUCAGAAGCUUCUGACUCUCUCCUUUUGACUGAAGAGUUUAUAGAUGAUGAUCCAGCUGACAUAUCGUUUGGUGGUGGGGCAGAGUUAUACAAUUACAGUGGAAGAGGUGUGUCACCUGUCCAUGAAGAGCUUCAAUUAGAUGACUUCUACAUGGAGGAAAUAGAUGCAAGGGACUUCAAUGGCAAUCCAAGGCCUACAGAUGCAACAGAGCUGUUUGAAGUGAAGGCACAAGCUAGCCUCAUGCAGAGCCUCCUUAGCCCCUCAGAAAAUAGCUCCCUUCUCCACCAUCGUUCAGAGAGCAGCUCCCUACUCCACCAUCGUUCAGAGAGCAGCUCCCUCUCCAACCUGAACGGGAUGCUUCCUUAUUCUCGCUCUGCCAAUCAUUCCACUGCUAGCUCUAUGAUAAACUUCCCAGCCUGCUCUGUACGUUCCGAAUCAAGCUCUGCCUUCCAAUUUGGAGACAUCUUGGACCAACUGGAACAGCUGAGUUAUCCUCCUACAACAACUGAGGACUCUAGCAGCUCGGAAGGAGACUCGUGGGACUCUGAGGAGGAAACUCCUCUAGAUAUCAAUUUAUUUUUUAGCAACCCUCUAACAAAUUAUCAUGCUAAUUUAAAUCAUUUGGGUGUGCAGGAUAAGAGGGAUAUUCCAGAUAUUUGAUAUCUACUGUAAUGGGUCUCCUCAAAAAAAUCUUUCCCUCGGUCAGUUUUCUGCUGUCAUCCAGUUGGUGGCUUUUUUUAAUGAGCAAAAAAGGUUUGUGGAACCUAAUUGUAGAUGUUCACUUGUGAUUAUGUGAGCAAACUCUAGAAGUCUGUUCUUUUUGAAACUAGAAGAACUAAUCUCAGCAAACUCCUAUGUAUAUACAUAUAAUCUAAUGUUGGAGUCAGUGGUAGAUUUAAUUUUAUGCUCUGGAAUGUUGGGCUGAAGAAGAGUGAUUUCCUAUAGCAAAUGUAAAGAAUGAUCUAUAAUAAUGCUUGUAUUUAUGCAAGCAACCUUGUUAUUUAGCAUACUAACCCCCUACCUCUUUAUACAAUGAACCAUAGAAUUAGGUCACCCAUGAAGCUGUGGCUCUGUACUUUCGCACUACUACACGGUCACUGUCACUUUCCUUUUUUAAUUUCCUUUCUUUGUUUCAAUUAUUAAUUUGUAAUCUUUCCUGUAGUAGCAUGUUGUCUUGAUGUAGCUCACUUUUUAUAUACACGGUUUUCACGUGUCACUUUAUGUGCGGUCACAAAAUAUCUUGCAGCUUGAAUUUGUGUGUUGUGGAUAGUGGAGUAGGAUGUCGAUUGGACAUCUCCAUGUCUUCUCAACCACGUUAAAUGGCUGAUGUAACAAUCUACAUUGAAAGUUGCCUUUAAUUGUCAUUUAUCUUUUGUAUAUGAGCCAUGAUUUAGUGGGUGACCAGCCUUUUUAUUUUCAAUAACAAAACUCAGCUUGGGACAUUGGAUGCUAUGGUUGUAAUACUAUAUUUCAAGGGAUUUGGCUUUCUCUCCGCUUAGUCUGUUAUGGUGAUUUCGUUACAGUUUAAAAGCGUGGGAUGGGCUGCAUUAUAGAAUUCAUACUAUAGCCUUUAUGUCUCUGGCAAGGGACUGUGAUGGAUUUAUAACCAAAAAUCAGAUGUUCUACAGAUUUGCCAAAGGUUUACAUAACCCAGAUUUCAAGAGGCUUUACUCAUCCCAGAUAUUGCGAGGUGCAGUUUUAUGCAGUGUAUUUUGGUGCAUAUACAUCAAAUUUCAUGUCCAGACCAACAGUGCUCUCCUAGUUUGUAAAUCAUGUGCUUUGAUAGAAUUGUGCCAAACAAAUGGGUAGGAUCCCUUUGUCAAGCUAGCUACAAACUAAACCGUUACAUUUAUGCUCUGGUGGUAAAUGAUAGCAUAUUAUAAAUUUCUGUGUAAAGUUAACAUAAAGCACAGUUUGUGUUUUAAAUUUUUGUGGGGGCAAGGGUUUUUUGUUUUUUUGCUUUGUUUUGAUUUUAUGUUCAGUUGUAGAGGUAAUCAGACCUGUUUAGGUUAUAUGCUAUUAUACAACCGGUAAGUAGUGUACUAUCUCGCAACAUUGUUCGGGUACAGAUAUUCAUAUAAAAAUAAAACUCUUCAAGGUCAUUAACGUUCAGCAUAAUCACGUAAUGCUUCAAAGUGAAACUCUUCCAUCUAUUUCGGAGAUGAAGCAGAAACUAUUCUAAGGAAAUGCAUUACACACCACACUAAAUACCCCGUCACAAGACCCACGGGUCCUCUUUGUUGAUCUGUGUUGGGCACUGUUAAACUUCCCGACAUACCCAUACAAGCAAAGGUAAAUGGCAAUUUGUGCAAUGUGCCAUGGUUGGCUGAACUAAUGGCCUAGAGAGGAAAGGUUUAUAAGGUACUACUAUAUUUAGCACGAUUUAGAAUUUCUAAACUUUUAUCUCUAUAAUAAUGUCUAUAGAUUUUUAAAUUGCAGCAAAUGGUUGCUUCUGUGUCAGGCCAGCUACUUGCCUACUAUAGUUCUAAUAUUUGUUUUGUAGGAGGGCUAUUCAAGUAUUGUAACGUAUUUGAAACCUAUUAAGGGUGAAAAAUGGCUUAAUGAGGUCAAUCGGAGUUCCAGCCAUUCGUGAAGAAUUGUCAUGAUGUUAAACCCGGGGUUGAAAAAGUUAGCCAAAGCUGACUCUUUGUUGCUUUGUUACACCAUGAGUAAUCUCAGCAUGUGACAUGUAUUUUGUUAAACAAACUAUAGUGAGGUGUAUAUCACAUUUUUUUUUCUUGCAAACCUCUAUCAGGAAUACAGUAUUCCAGUUUGUAUGCUUCAUGUUAUCCUUUUGAUUUUAAAAUGUUUGAUUUGGUUAAAAUUUUAACAAGUACAAUCAUCGUGAGAAAUUAAUCUGACAUUAAAGUACUCCCUUGUCACAUCAGUGGCACAAUAUGAGGAUACCGCAGAUCGAGUCAACCGUGUUUAGAUCGUAAACGGGUCAUAUUUUAAUAUACAAAACUCUUACUAAAUUAUAAAAAUGGAUUUUCUAUUUAAUGCUACCUCUUCAGCACCAGGGUUGCUUUAUAUUAAAUACCCCAUUCCAAAUAUCUAAUGUCUCAAACACUUGCACAUGUUCAUGACAAUGUUGUUCAUAACUACAUAUCUAUAGAGAGAUCGAAUACCGUGCAAACUAUAGAUAUGUUACUGUUAUCCUGUCUAUGUACAGCUAUUGUAUUUCUGUCUGCAGAUAAACUGAAUGUAAUAAAUAGCACUUCAUUGGACAAAAAUAAGCACAUGGCAUAUACAUCAUUUUUUAUAUUUUAAUUGUUUACUUUUAAUUUUGUAACAACAAAAAAUAGGCAAAUAAGUAUCCAUUUACCGCACACUUGGGAUAGAUAAUAGAUUUCUGAAUUGUGAAAACAUAAAUGAACACUCCUUCCACCUCAGAUAUGUGUCAUAUCACAAGGCUCACCCAUGGGGGACCGAUACUCACUGAUUAUACUACUCACUCCAUACAGAUAAGCCAGUUUAUUUUGGAAUACUAUAUUUUCUUUAAGUUCUUUAGAUUGACACAAACAUUUAGAUUUUGAUGAUUUGAUUUCUGAGACACGUCCUUGGUGAUUCUAGGUGGCUGUACUGGGACAUCGCUACUUACUAGCCUGUUAGAGCCACGGUUUGUAACCCUCCUGCAUAAUUUCUUUAACCCCUUAAGGACACAUGACGUGUGACAUGUCAUGAUUCCCUUUUAUUCCAGAAGUUUAGUCCAGAAGGGGUAAUAAAUAAUAAAUGGUAGUGAAGAGUGAGCAAAAAUAUAAAAUAUAGGCAGGAAUAUCUCAUUUGAAAAAAUUGCCCAGCUGUUCCGUAGUGCAGUUUGGCUAUUUUUAGCUUGAAGUAAAAUUUUCUCUUUCCAUCGCAAUUCACAGUUUAUGGAAUAAAACCCAUAGUCUCUGAAAGCCUACCUUUCAAAAUGUUCUGCCUUGUGAUUACUGUUCAGUUUACUGUAGAACCAGAUGUCUGUGCCUUUGUGAAACUUUAGGGAUUUUAAAAAUUACCAGUGCCAAUUUUAUCUAUAUGCAGGAAAAACAUUUCCUUAAUUUUUCUUUUUUUUUAAACUGUAACAUUUAUUGUUUAUUACCAAAUGCAUCUGUAAUAAAAAGUAUUGGUACUCCUCUUUUACACAAUUUCUUAGUGUUUUAUUUCACCCAGUGUGUGUGUGUGUGUGUGUGUGUGUGUGUGUGUGUGUGUGUGUGUUCGUACAUGCCAAUUCAGGUAUUAUUUAUUACAUAUAUACAUAUGAAAUAGGAGUGUAGCAUCUUUUACUCAUUUUAAAUCUUCCAGGAAUAAAAAAAAAUACAAAAAUAUCUUGAUAAAUGACCAAAGUUUGAUUUUAUCCACUUUUUAAUGCAUUAUAUGGGCAUUUAAAUAGUGUUUAUUUUAUUUUAUUUUUUACUGUUUUUCCCAAGGCAGUGCAGGUCUAUGAAGUCAUCUUGAGCAGUGUUCCCAAACCCAGUGUACAAGGUAUACUAACAGUGCAGGGUGUAGGCAUGUCUCACUUUUGUUUCGGUAUUGAUGCUGACAAAACCUCAACCGUUCAUGUGCCUUGCCUUGGGGAACUGGAUUGAAAAAUUGACGUAGUGGAGUACACUCUAGCAAAAAAAGGUUGCAGUAGUAAAUAGGGGUGAUUGUAAAAGAAUCAGGUGAUAAAAUUACACUAUUGCUUGUUUUCCAAAUGGAAAAGCUGUGACUAUUGAACCAUACCCAGCCAGUCAUGUCCAAUCUAAGCAUCGUGGUGGUUUAUACCUUGCCAGCGUUACUUAUUGGAGGACCAUGUCAUAUUGAGUAAGGCAAAGUCCAAUAUGUCAGUGGGUGUUUGUUUGGUUUUUUUAUCCCUUCAUAUGAUGUCAUGUUAAAAACACAUUUCUCAACUCUGUACUUAAAUAUUUUUUUAAAAUGCUACCAAUUUAUAUUGGAUUAUUUUCUCACCAGAAAAUCUAUACCUGAGGUUUUGCUCUUUUUCAUUUGUGUCUUGGGACACACAAUCCGUGCAAUACAAAGUUACAGGGUUCCAUAUGCACACGUCAGAAUUUGGAAAUCCAUGAACCAUUACCAAAACCUUAAACAGUUCGAAGUUGUGGGAUUGCCUUUUAUACUCUGGUAUAAAAACCGGCCAAACUAACUCCUUGAUCUGUACAUUCUCUGUUCACCUUCACUGCAUGUGUAGCAGAGUUUUGGAUAGUUUGAUCAUCAACUUAUGUGCAUCUUUAAAUUGCUUUCUCACUGCCAAUUGAACCUUUGAAGAAAAAAAGUAAAGACUUGUCAACUCACUGUUAAUGGAAGAUCAAAGCACUGCAGGAAACGUGUACAAACUUUUACACAUAUGGAAUACAGUUUUGCGCCCAGCUUGGAAUUAACGUCCUGAUCCACAGCUGUAUGCCCUGGAAUAAACAUCUGGUGAGUUGUUUGUUGCCACACAUCUGAACACCACUGAAUCCUGGAUAUUCUGUUUUUUGGCAUGGAGAGGUCUGUGGAUGGAUAAUUCCCUUCUUUAAACAAACUGGGUCUGAGCAUCUGCACGGUCAGCUGCUACUUUCUUCUUUGUUCGUCUGCAUCUCUUUAUCUUUUGUUAAAACAAGUUCCUGGUGAUUGAGUUCUCUUGUUUGAUAUCUUUUGGCUUGGUUUCUCACUGUUCUUAAUUCCUACGAUUUUGUUUUUGGUGGUUUUCUUUGUCAGUCUGAUUAUCUUCCUUAAUUUUUGCUUGUGACUGCAUCUUACUGUACUCUGUUUGCUAGAUUUCAUACUGCAAUGGAAUGACGUGAUUGCUGAGGAUGAAUCUGUUUUCCUGAUGUUGAUUGUGCAUGUUGUAUAUGUCUUAACUAACAUUAGUUUGAACACUUUAAUGAUAAAUAUUCUUCCUGAUGUGACUUUUACAUUACUAAUUUGAGAAUAACUUUUAAAUAACAGAUACAUUCUCUCACAUAUCCUACUAUAGCUGUAUAGAAAGUACUUCUUUCAAAUGUUCCAAAAACCCUCUAACUUUAAAAUUGUCACCCUACUUGCUAGAGUUUGUGUUUUAGAGUACCUGUGUCUUCUGCAAUUUAACACCUUUCCUAUGUCUUUCUAGGUUAUCAUCUGUCUCCUGUAUCUCAGAAGUUUCCUUUUUCUUAUACCCAAAAUGGUAGAUCUCCCUUAUUGAGUCCAGCGUUAAGUGAUUCUGGUAGUCACAGAGUUGACAUUGUUGAAGAGUCUACAGUGAGCAAGGUGAGGAUCCAUGGGUUUAUUCAAUAAAUUCUAGGUUGUGCCUAAUAAAAAAUCCAGAAUUAAAAGUUGAGGCUAAAAUAGCUGAUUUGGGAAAAUUAUCAGUCUUCUUAACUGUAUUAUCUUAAAUUUUGCAAUUCCAAUAUCACAUUGCACCAGUUCUAUGUUUUUUUAGUGAAUAAGACUGAUAGGGUGAAUUCUAAGUGAAAUUAACAUUUUAACAAAAAUAGCUGUAAUGGGAAACCUUUUCUUCUUUGUCAAAGUCAAGUGCAAAUUUAAGCUAAAAAUAGCCAAACUGGAAAACUCUCAAAGUAAGCUAUGCUUUCAUUUUGCAUAAUUUAGCCAUAAAAGGACAUGCAUCACUUGACAAUUAUUUUAUUUAUUUUUUUCAAACAAGCAAGCAAACACUUUUAAAUAAAAACUUUGAAAAGUAUGUAACAAACAUUUUUAAACUUGGUCAGAUAUCUUUGUUGGGCACGCCUCUUUCCAGCAUUUCCCAUCCAUCACAGUUUAAGACCAGUCCACUAAUGAUAGAAACCGGGGCAUCAUUGUGCAGCAGAAGGAGAGAAACUUAACAAUUGACCGUUCUCUGCAUGAAUCACACCAAUCAGACUCUCUCUCUUCUCCCCGUGUCAGGAUGUUGCAAGAUGAAGAGCUUUUUUCCAGCAUUCCCCUAGGGAUAGGACACAGACUGGUUAAGUCAGAGUCCCCCCUGCAGUGGGUAUGGAAAUCAUAAAAAAAGAAGCAGGUAAAUAUGGGGAGGGGAAAUCCUAUUUUCCUGCUUUAUUGGCCCGCAGAGUGAGGCAAUGGUCUCAUUAAAAAUUAAAGCCAUUGAAUGAGCGAGUUAUCUCAAAGUAGUGGAUGUCCCUUGAAAUUCACUUUGAAUUCUCACUUAAGUGAAUAACCCUGCCAGUCUAAAGAUGGAAUACUAUUCUUUAAAUAGUGCAAUUGUGGAUUUACCCCUUCCUCGCUUUUAUCAUGAUACAUUGGAUCUUUUUGUCCCCUAAUAUGAGGACAGGACAGAGAAUUGUGUUAUACUUUUUAUUAUUUUUUAUAUAAGAGUGUAAUUUAGUAAAUCCAAUCCAAAUUUUUUUCCUGAAACCUAUGGGAACAAGGUAGAAAACGGUGUGGCACAUGAUAGUACAUAAAAGUCAGCGUGGUAGAAUUUACGUCAUUCCUGACAAGUACAGAAGAGCCUAUAAUCAAGAUGGCUUUGAACAAGGCAUAAAGGCACCUUAAUGCGGAUGUUUCCUCGAACAGUGGCUGUAAGUUAGUCCAUGAAAAGGUUAUCCUUGGUUUUAUCCAUAAAUACUCGUAAAGGUAGGCAUCUUCUGUUUGAGUCGACCAGCAGUCCCAGCCCUCCUGGCAGCAAGAGAUUUUGGGAGUGCCGAGGAUAAUAAGAAUGGCAAUGGACAAUUGGCCUGGAAAAUAAAUUUGACAGUGGACCAUAGAUCAAUUUCAAGUGAUCAACCAAACACCCUUGGUAAUAAACUUUUAAUUUGGUCCCUAACCUUAACUAUAAAAGAGGCAUUACCACCACAUGUGGAUGUAUGUUCCUGUAUAGCCACAACCCCUGCAAGAUACACUGAUUAGUUACAACAUUAAAACCACUUGCUUAAUAUUGUGUAGGUCCUCCUUGUGCUGCCAAAGCAGCACUGAGUUAAGACAUGGAUUCCACAAGACUUCUGAGCAGGUCGGUGGUAUCUGGCAGCAGAUCCUUUAAGUCCUACAAGUUGCGAAGGUCGGUCCUCCAUGGAAUGGAUUUGUUGUUUCAGCACAUCCUACAGAUUCUCAAUUGGAUUGAAAUCUUGGAGGCCAAGGCAACACCUUGAAUUCUUUGUCAUGUUCCUUAAACCAUUUAUGGACAAUUUACAUAGUUACAUAGCUGAAAAGAGACUUGCGUACAUCAAGUUCAGCCUUCCUCACAUAUGUUUUUGCUGUUGAUCCAAACGAAGGCAGAAAAAUGCAGUAUGAAGCCUUCCAAUUUUGCAACAAACUAGGAAAAAAAUUCCUUCUUGACCCCAAAAUAGCAGUCCGAUAUCUCCUUGGAUCAAGCAGCUAUUUCCCCACUUAUUAGAAAUUCUAUCCCUGUAUGUCAUGUUUUUAUAAGUAUUUUUCCAUUUGCUGUUUAAACAUUAUUAUUAUUAUUAUUAUUAUAUUAUUUAUAUAGCGCCAACAAAUUCCGUAGCGCUGUACAAUUGGGUGGACUAACAGACACAUAAUUGAGAUCAGACCACUGACGUACAGGAACAGAGGGGGUUGAGGGCCCUGCUCGAGCUUACAUGCUAGAGGGAGUGGGGUAUAGUGACACAAAGGGUUGAAGUAGGGGAAUUAAAUAGUUUGUUACAGAAGGGUUUAUUGAGUGCUUGGUAGGUCAUUUUUGACGGGUGAAGGAACGGAGUCAUGGGGUGGGGGAUGAGAAACCUGCUGACCUUUUAAUUGAUAAGCUUUAAUAAAGAAGUGAGUUUUCAAAGAUUUUUUGAAGGAAUGGAGGCUGGGUGAAAGUCUGAUUGAGGAGGGAAGGGAGUUCCACAGAAUAGGUGCAGCCCUGGAGAAGUCUUGAAGGUGAGCAUCAGAGGUGGGGAUCCGGGCAGAGGAUAGGAGUAGGUCUUGGGCUGAGCGCAGGGGUCUCGUCGGGACAUACUUGUGUAUGAGGGAGAAUAGGUAUGUUGGAGCAGCAUUAUGUAGGGAUUUGUAAGCAAGCGCCAGAAUUUUGAAUUGGGCCCUAUAUCUAACUGGAAGCCAAUGCAGGUACUGACAGAGCGCGGAGGCGUGGGAGGUGCGACCGGACAGGAAAAUAAGCCUCGCAGCCGUAUUCAUUAUAGAUUGCAGCGGUGCAAGCUGGGAACACGUAAGACCGGUGAGAAGGGGAUUGCAAUAGUCAAGGCGAGAGAGAACAACAGCAUGAACCAGUACCUUAGCCGCCUCCGGCGUUAGAUAUGGGCGGAUGCGCGCUAUGUUCUUGAGUUGGAAGCGACAGGAUUUGGCUAUCGAUUGAACAUGGGGAGUAAAAGAGAGAUCAGAAUCAAAAAGAGCCCCUAGGCAGCGAGCCUGGGAGGUAGAGGUGAUAGUAGCGCCGUUGACUUGGAUGGCGACAGACACAGGAGUAGCAGCACUUGAGGGAGGAAAAACUAGAAGUUCUGUUUUGGACAGGUUGAGUUUAAGGAAGUGAGCAGCCAUCCAGUUGGAAAUAGCAGAGAGGCAGUCAGAAACACAAGUCAAGGUGGGCGGAGAGAGAUCAGGGGAGGACAGGUAGAUUUGCGUGUCAUCUGCAUAUAAAUGGUAUUGGACGCCAAAAGAGCUGAUGAGUUUACCAAGGGAGGCAGUAUAGAUAGAGAACAGUAGGGGGCCGAGGACAGAACCUUGGGGGACGCCGACAGGGAGGGGUUGGGGAGAAGAGGCAGAGCCAGAGAAAGAAACACUGAAGGAGCGCUGGGAGAGGUAGGAGGAGCACCAGGAGAGAGCAGAAUCCCGUAGACCAAAGUUACGGAGAAUGUGAAGAAGCUGUUGAUGAUCAACAGUGUCAAAGGCGGCAGAAAGAUCAAGGAGGAUUAGGAUAGAGUAUUGGCCGCGAGAUUUAGCAGCAAUUAAAUCGUUGGAUACUUUGGUCACAGCAGUUUCGACAGAGUGACCAGCGCGGAAUCCAGACUGAAGGGGGUCAAGCAGAGAGUUGGAUUCAAGAAAGUCUGUCAAUCUGGCGUAGACAACUCUCUCGAGGAUCUUGGAGGCAAAUGGCAGUAGCGAGAUAGGGCGGUAGUUGGAUGGGGAGUUGGGAUCAAGGUUGGGCUUUUUCAGAAUUGGGGUUACGGUUGCAUGUUUGAAGGCAGAGGGAAAUGUGCCAGAGGAAAGGGAGAGAUUGAAAAUGUUAGCGAGAGGAAGAGCAAGAGAGGGAGACAAAGUGCGGAUGAGAUGCGAGGGAAUAGGAUCGAGGGAGCAGGUGGUGGGGCGGGAGGACAGGAGCAGAGCAGAAACCUCUUGUGCUGUAGCAGGUGCAAAUGAGCUUAGGAUGACAGGGGGAGAGGGGUUGGGUGAUGUAUUGAUACUGGUUGGAGAAAGAUUAGAGAUCUCUUUCCUGAUUGUAGAGAUCUUGUCAGUGAAAUGAGAUGCAAAGUUUGUGGCGGACAAGGUGGUGGAAGAAGUGCAUCAAAAGUGUGAAACAGGUGUUUGGGUUGGUGGGACAGUGUGCUUAUGAGGGUGUUGAAGUAGCUUACUUUUGCAGAGGAAAGAGCCAUGCUGUAGGAGCGCAGCAUAAAUUUAUAGUGGACAAAGUCAGAUGCAAAGUGAGACUUUCUCCAGCAGCGUUCAGCAGUUCUGGAACAUUUUUGGAGGUAACGGGUCAGCUUGGUGUGCCAGGGUUGUAGUUGGGGGCGCUUGCUGCGUUUAACUGUAGGAGGUGCCAUGAUGUCAAGUUGAGAGGAGAGAGUGGAGUUGUAGAGUGAGGUUGCAGAGUUAGGGCAGUUGUGAUUUGAGAUGGGUAAAAGGAGUGUUUGGAGUUUAGUGGAGAAGUGCUGGAGAUCGAGAGAGUUGAGGUUUCUGCGAGGUUGGAGAGUGGACGGUGGUGAGAUUUUGGUAUGGGGUAUGCAGAUGUUAAAUGUUAGCAGAUGGUGGUCAGACAAAGGAAAUGGAGCAGUGGCGAGAUCAGAGGUAGUACAGAGAUUGGUGAAGAUGAGGUCAAGAGUGUUUCCUGCAGUGUGAGUUGCUGAGGAGGAAAUCUGUGUGAGUCCAAAGGAGGAGGUUACUGAGAGCAGACGAGAGGCAUCAGGGCAAUUGAGCUUGUUGAUAGGGAUAUUGAAGUCCCCAAGUAUGAGAGAGGGAGUGCUAGAGGAAAGAAAGUGGGGUAACCAGGAGGAAAAGUGUUCAAUGAAUAGUUUAGGGUGACCGGGGGGGCGAUAGAUGAUGGCAAUUCUUAAAGGAGUGGGCUUAAAAAGGCGUACAGUGUGAACUUCAAAGGAAGUAAAGGAUAGGGCAGGGGCAGGGAGGAUAGGUUGAAAGGUGCAUUCAGGGGAGAGAAGGAUGCCUACACCACCUCCUUUACAGUCAAGUCUAGGAGUAUGGGAGAACUGUAGACCACCGAAACAUAAAGAAGCAGGAGUAGUGGUAUUGGAUGGAGAUAGCCAGGUCUCAGUGAGUGCCAGUAUUGUGAGAGAGUUAGAGAUGAGGAGGUCAUGUAUAGCUGUAGAUUUGAUAUUACUACAAAUGGAGCGAGCAUUCCAGAGUGCACACUGAAUUUUGGUAGAGGAGGAUAGACUGCAGGGUAUUUGGAGGAGGUUUGCAUGGUUUCUGGUUAUUUUAGUGUGAGCAGAUGAGGUGAGGGGCCCUGGGUUGGGAGAGAUGUCACCAGCUGCCAGAAGUAGGAGGAGAGAUAGAGACAGGAGGUGUGAGUGGGUUUUAUAUGGGCGGCGACUAGGGUGAGAUUGGGUUAGAGCAGGAGAGAGAGAAUAGAGAAAUGAGUGCAGGGCUUGAGAUGAGAGAAGGGGGGAGUGUAGCAGAGAGGGAUUAAUGUAAAUGUUAGUGUUUUGUUGAGGGAAGUGGGUGGAAGGGGAUAUUUUGAUCCUUAGGGAGAUGAGAGAGAAGGAGAAUAUAGAGCAUUGCUCUGAUUGGGUAGGUAAUUAGAGGAAAGGAGAAUGAGCAUAAGGGAGGAGAAGGAGUGAGUGUUAGGGGUUAAGAAGGUGGAUUGUGCUCAUUAUGGGUAGUGUUUGCAGCUGCUAUUUGGAAUUAACUAAAGUUGUGUGUGGGAUUCUAUCUAUAAAUGUAGUAAGGAACUUGGGGUGGGGUGGUGAGGGGAGGGGUGGGCGGGAAUCUGAGCACUGUUCAGGUUUGCUAGUGGUCUUUUAAAACUCAGACUGUGGAAGACAGAGAUGAUAGGGUCAAAACAGGACUGCAAUAAAAGCUAUGGAAUGGAGAUGCACAGAGGAGGUGAGGAUUGGUCAAGCAAGACAUUCGGGUGGGUAUCAAUAAAAUAAGGGGGGGGGAGAAGAAAUAACAGAGAAAAUCUUUAGAGAUAAGCAGGAUGUUGAAUAACAUUUAAGUUAACAAAACCAAUGUUGAGCAGGGCAGGGAGCAACUAGCUUUAGCAUGCAGGACAAGACAAACUGCAGAAUAUAUGUGUGUAUGAGCAAACACACACACACAUAUAUAUAUAUAUAUAUAUAUAUAUAUAUAUAUAUAUAUAUAUAUAUAUAUAUAUAUAUAUAUACACACAUAUAUAUAUAUACACACACACACUAAAGAGCAAGCACGUCCAGUUAAGAUACAAUGACAAAGAAAUGGUGGUUAGAGAUAUAUAGUUUAAAAAUAUGCAAGGGGUUCAAAUUCAAUACAAUUAUAGUGUCCAGUAUUAAGGGUAGAUAGUUUCCUCCAUAGUCUACCUUGCAGAAACUCAGACAUGCAUAAGGCCUUUCCUUCCAGCUGUAGGUGAUCUGAGCACUGUUCAGGUUUGCUAGUGGUCUUUUAAAACUCAGACUUGCAGAAACUCAGACAUGCAUAAGGCCUUUCCUUCCAGCUGUAGGUGAUCUGAGCACUGUUCAGGUUUGCUAGUGGUCUUUUAAAACUCAGACUUGCAGAAACUCAGACAUGCAUAAGGCCUUUCCUUCCAGCUGUAGGUGAUCUGAGCACUGUUCAGGUUUGCUAGUGGUCUUUUAAAACUCAGACUUGCAGAAACUCAGACAUGCAUAAGGCCUUUCCUUCCAGCUGUAGGUGAUCUGAGCACUGUUCAGGUUUGCUAGUGGUCUUUUAAAACUCAGACUUGCAGAAACUCAGACAUGCAUAAGGCCUUUCCUUCCAGCUGUAGGUGAUCUGAGCACUGUUCAGGUUUGCUAGUGGUCUUUUAAAACUCAGACUUGCAGAAACUCAGACAUGCAUAAGGCCUUUCCUUCCAGCUGUAGGUGAUCUGAGCACUGUUCAGGUUUGCUAGUGGUCUUUUAAAACUCAGACUUGCAGAAACUCAGACAUGCAUAAGGCCUUUCCUUCCAGCUGUAGGUGAUCUGAGCACAUCUGUAUGGACUCGGAUAAAACCACCUCUUCAGGCAGAGAAUUCCAUAUCCUUAUUGCUCUUACGGUGUAAAAAAACAACAAAAAAAACUUUACUUUGCCUUUAGAUGAAAUCUUUCUUCCAGCCUAAAUGUGUAACCUCGUGUCCUAUGUAUAGCCCUGUUUUAUUAAUAGAUUUCCAGAUAAUGGUUUGUACUGUCCCCAGAUAUAUUUGUAAAAUGUUAUCUUAUCCCCUCUGAGGCACCAUUUUUCCAAACUAAAGAGAUUUAAAUCUUUUAACCUUUCUUUGUAACUAAAAUGCUCCAUUCCUUUUAUCAAUUUUGUAGCCCGCCUCUGCACUUUUUCUAGUGCCAUGAUAUCCUUCUUUAAAACAGGUGCCCCAAAUUGCACAGCAUAUCCAAAGUGUGGUCUUACCAGUGGUUUAUAAAGAGGCAAAAUUAUAUUUUAAUCCCGAGAAUUAAUGCCCCUAUUUAUACAUGACAAAACCUUACUGGCCUUAGCAACUGCAAAUUGACAUUGCAUAUUGCUGCCUAAUUUGUUGUCUAUAACAAUUCCCAAAUCUUUCUCGUGUAUGGUUAUCCCUAAUUCACUAACAUUUAGGGUGUAAGUUGCUUGUGCAUUCUUGACCUCGAAGUGUAUAACUUUGCCUUUCUCUACAUAAAAUUUUAUCUGCCAUUUUAGUGCCCAGUCCCCUGAUCGAUAUAAAUCCCUCUGCAACAAAGCAAUAUCCUGCUCACAUUUUGUUACUUUACAUAGUUUUGUGUCCCCUGUAAACACAUGGCUUUCAAUGCCUAUUUCAAGAUUAUUUAUAAAUAUGUUCAAUAGAAGCGGUCCCAAAACAGAACCCUGAGGGACACCACUUACCACUUUUGUAUAGCCUGAAAAUUUACCAUUAAUGACCUCUCGUACUCUAUCCUUAAGCCAAUGUUCUACCCAAGAAUAAUAAUCAUCUAGACCAAUUUCUUUUAGUUUGAAGACUAACCUAUUGUGAGGAACCAUAUCAAAUGCCUUGGCAAAAUCCAAGUAGAUCACAUCCGCUGCAACACCCUGAUCUAUACUUCUACUUACUUCUUCGUAGAAUGCAAUUAUUUUUGUUUGACAUGACCUAUGUUUCAUAAAACAAUGCUGAUUAUUGCGAAUAACAAAGUUCUUCCCAAUGAAUUCCUGAAUAUUAUCCCUUAAUAGCCCUUCAAAUAUUUUCCCAGUCACACCUGCCUUCCUCCAAUCCUCCGGUACAAUACCUGAAACAAAAGAAUAUUGAAAGACUAAAUACAAAGGUUCACUUAUUUCCCAACUUGGCUCCUUAAGUACUCAUGGGUGAAUACCAUCAGGCCCCGGAGCUUUAUUUACAUUAAUUUUCUUGAACUGCUGUAGCACCUUGUCACGAGUCAUCCAAUCACAAGUUAUCUGCAAGUUUUUUGCAGCAAUCAUUUGCAUAUCUCUUGCCAUAGGAUCCUCAUUAAAAUAUACUGAAGAGGGGCGGGAUCUGACUGUAGAGCUGAACAGACGUGUCUGUCCGUAGCUCCAGCGUUGCCAAGCUAAAUCGACUUAACUUGCCGCCCAAACGACAGAGGACUGGGAGACCUACACGACGAUACCAAAUAUGUGGUGUUACUCACCGGCCUCACAAACUCGGAGGUCGCAGCCUACCAGCAUGGAUGGCGCGAGUGAGAUGGCCGCUCCCGACCAUGAUACCUAGCUGUAUAUGUCAUGGGGCAUGGCAUGAAUGAUUGUUAUGUUAACUCAUGCACGGAAAAAUAAAGAAUUUAAAAAUAUAUAUAUUGAAGAAAGUUAUUUAAAAUUUCUGCCUUUUCCUGGUCUUCAUUAACUAACAGACCCAUCUCUGUUUCCAGUUUACCUACACUUUAAUUUCUUGUUUGUUUUUUUUAGAAUUGAUGUACUUGAAAAAAAUAUUUUGGGAUGGUUUUGCAUUAUUUGGCUAUCAAUUUCUCAUUUUCUAAUUUAGCCACUUUAAUUGCCUCUUUGCAAGUAUUAUUGGCUUCCUUCAAUCUUAUAUAGGAUGCCUAUGAUUUGUCUGAUUUUAAAUGCUUUCAAUGCCCUUUUCUUAUUUUUAAUCUCUCUUGUUUUACUUCUCUACUAAGCCACAUUGGUUUGUUUGUUUCUUUUAUAUUUAUUACCCAAUGGUACAUACUGAGAAAUGUACCUUUCUAAUAUUUGUUUGAAGUGUUUCCAUUUAUCCUUAGUAUUUUUUUCACAAAGGAGUUUAUGCCAGUAGAUAUGUUGUAGAGCUGCCCUAAUCUUAUUGAAAUUGGCUUUUUUAAAUUUAUACGAUUUUAGUUUACUCCACGUGCUUUUGCUUUUUUGAGUUUAUUUUAAAAAUUACCAUAUUGUGAUCCCUAUUUCCCAAAUGCCACCCUACUUGAAUGUUGGUCAAAAGAUCAACAUUUUUAUUGAUUACGAGAUCCAGACAAGCAUCAUUUUUAGUUGGUGCUUGUACCAGUUGUGACAUGAAGGUGUCAAUUAACUGUUUCAAAAACCUGAUUUCCUUUGCUGAAUUACUAGUCACUCUAUCCCAAUUUAUGUCUGGGUAAUUAAAAUUUCCAAUAAUUAACGUGUUACCCCGAUUUGCAGCUUUCCAAAUUUGCUCUCGCAGCUGUUCUUCCUCAUUAAUAUUUACAUUAGGUGGUUUAUAACAUAUCCCAACCAAUAAUUGAUUUCCCUUUGUUUGCCCCAAGCAGAUAUCUACCCAUAAAGCUUCCACAUUUUCCUUGUCACACUCCACAUGCCUAAGAUUUGACUUUAACUCAUGGUUGACAUACAAACAUACCCCACCACCCUUCUUGUUUUUCCUAUCCUUCCUAAAUAAUGUGUACCCAUUUAAGGUAACUGCCCAGUCAUGUCUCAUCCCACCAUGUUUCUGUUAUGCCUAUUAUAUCAUAUUGUUUCGUGUAUGCUACUGCCUCUAGUUCCCCCAUUUUGUUAUAUAUGCUCCUUGCAUUAGUAAGCAUACAUUUAAUAUUAUCAUGAGUCAUUUGUACUUUUUGUGAAUGAUCAAUAUUACAUACCUCCUGUGUUCUGAGUUUCCCCCUCCCCAUCUCCACCCCAAUAUACUGAGCUAAAGCCCCUCUCCUUUCUAUCCUAUCUGCAUUUUCUAGAUUGCUUUGACCCCCCCUCUCCCCCCCACUACUAGUUUAAAAUCUCCUCCAACCUUCUAGCUUUCCUAUCCCCCAGCACAGAAGACCCUCUUUCGUUUAGGUGUAAUCCAUCACUGCUAUACAGGAUGUACCCAAGCACAAAAUCGGCCCAGUGCUCUAAAAACCCCAAACCCUCUUUCCUGCACCAAGACUUCAGCCACGCAUUGACCUCUCUAAUUUCCCGCUGCCUUUCUGCUGUAGCGCGCGGCACAGGCAAUAUUUCUGAAAAUAUUACUUUGGAUGUCCUUUUCUUUAGCCUAGUUCCCUGAACUCAUUCUUUAGGACCUACCAUUUUCCUCUGACUUUGUCAUUGGUACCAAUAUGGACCAUGACAGCUGGGUCAUCUCCAGCCCCUCCCAAUAAUCCCUCCACUCUGUCGGCAACAUGCCGGACCCGAGCACUCUGGAGACCGCAACCUGUCCGGUUGAGACGAUCAGAGUGGCAGAUUACCCCAUCUACUCUCUUAAUAAGAGUCCCCUGCCACCACAACCUGUCUAGCCUUUCUUACCGUCUCAACUUCACCCAUACUAGAGGGGUUGUUCCCACGGCUGUUAGAAGGAACAGCUUCCUGCAGUACAGUUACUCCUGAGCUGAUGCUCCCAACAUCUUCACUCAAAUGGGCAAAAUGUUCGCAGUGUGGUAGGGUGCAUUAUUCUGUUGAAAGAGGCCACUGCCAUCAGGGAACACAACUGACAUGAGUUGAUGUGCAUGGUCUGCAACAAUCUCUAGGUAGGGGGUAUAUGUCAAAGUAACAUCCGCAUUAAUGCCAGGAGUCAAGGUUUCCCAGCAGGACAUUGUCCAGUGCUUAACACUGCCUCUGCCAUCCUUCCUUCUUCCCAUAGUGCAUCCUGUUGCCAGUUUUCCCCAGGUAAAUGAUCUAAAAAAAAAUGUGAUUUACCAGACCAGGCAACCUUCUUCCAUUGCUCAAUGGUCCAAUUCUAAUGCUCACGUCCCCAAUGAAGGUGCUUUUGGCGGUGGACAGAUGUUAUCACGGGCACUCGAACUGGUCUGCGGCUACGCAGCCGCAAAGACUGCCAACUGUGAUGCACUGUGUGUUCUAACACCUUUCUAUAAUUGCCAGCAUUAACUUUAUCAGCAAUUUGAGUAACAGUAGCUCUUCUGUGUGAUCGUACCAGACAGGCUAAUCUACGCUCCACCAUGUACAUCCAUGAGCCUUGGACGCCCAUGUCUUUGUACCCAUUUGUUCUGCCUCUCCCAAUAAUAAUUUCUUUAUUUCUUCUCCAUUUUGCUAUGAUGAUUCAUUGUUAAGCAAAAUGUUCAUUCUGUCAUUCAGGCUCCUGUACCCCAUUGCGUACGUUCUCUAAAGCUUAAUAAAUGGGAAAUAAAUGUCUUUGACAAUGCAUGGCUUAUAGCAAUUUGGUUAGCUGCAAGGCUCCCCACCUAUUGGUUAGUUUCUGAAACUGUGUUUAGCAUGCUCAACCAGUACUAGGGAAUUCAUGGUACCAUGAGCUUUUUAUGAUGCCUAACAAUGUGUUUGUCCCAUCCUUGAUCUAUAGAUGGAUGAAGCGUAUUACAUAAUCAAGGAAAUACUGAGUACGGAGACUUCUCAUCUGAAAGAUAUUGAAGUCAUAACUGUGGUAAGUGAGGAAUGGUCAGGUCAAAGGCAGAAACAUUUUAAGAAUGCUAGUAUUUUCUGGAUACUGUUUGUGGUCUAAAGAUACUUUGAAUUCUCAACAAGCUAAUUGAUGAGACAUGAACCCUAUAGUGGCUGCGGUUUUCUAAGAUUCUGUUUUGUCUGUCACUGAAACCAUUUUGGCAUGUUUGCUGUGUGUUUGUUUUUUUUGCCAGUUCAUGCUUUAUGAUUAAGUGCAAAAAACAAAGGUAAGGUUAAUUCGCCCUUAUAAUAUGUAGAUCUAUAGGUGAAAUCACACAGAUAUAGAUAUAUGUAUGGUAACAAUAGAGGCUUGUUGGUGGUAGAAUAUCUUUAAAAAAGAAAGACAAGAAAGAGAAGACAAACAAUCUAAGUGCAAUAAAUAUAAUAAAAUAUUUGAGGUAGUAUAUAGUGACAAAUGCGCACUCAGGCUUUAAAGAGCUAAAUAGAGCUCUGCUGAUGAAGGCGUGGAUGGUACAAUCCCCAUCUAAGGAUAUGUAAACUGCAGUGGUGUUUGUGUAUUCAGCAGUAGUGGUUGUACUUUCUUGAUAAAGUGCAAUAUGUGAAGACACAAACAAGGAUAUCCAAUAGAAUAGUAUGUAAGAUACAAAAACUACUUUCUGGAGUAAUAGUAGGUAUUUUACUCACAUUUUUGAGCGCAUGAACCUGCUCUAGUAUAGUUGAGCAUUGGUGGCACAAUCCCCACCUGGGAAAUGCAGGUCUGGAAGUGUCUGUUUAGGAAACCAAGGGUAUAUGAAGUAAAUACCAAAUGCAUUUAAAAUUAUUAAAUUUACAGGGAUUAACUUUAUUCUAGAAAUAAACAAAAAUGUGAAGCAUGAAAUAUAAACCAAAAUUAGGGAAUAAAAACACACUUGACAUGUUUCACCAUGAGGUUUCAUCAGAAGUGUGACUGGUGUUUUGAAGCAAAUUUGUUUCAUAUAGAUAAAUGUUUAAUAGUAACAGAUGAUGAGCAAAGUUCUGAUUGGCUUCUUAGAAGACUUCUGUUUUGCAAAUUUCAAUUUGAGUUAGUAUCUGAUUCAUGAUUGGUUAUUCCAGCAGAUCGUAUGUAAAUCAAAUGAGAAUUUCCGCCUAUCUCGUUGGGAAAUAAUUUAUUUAAGGCAGCUGUGAUAAUUUCAUAAAUGUUUUGUAGUGCACAUGCGUGAAGACAUCGGAUCAGUGCACAUGUACGGAAGUCCUAAGCUGCGUUGAAGAAUUUUAGAGGAAGAAGAAACAGAAAAGGAAGAAUAGAGAGGUUUUAAAUAAUACUACAAAUAUUAACCAAGAAAACACAGGAAUUUUUAAUCUAUCAAAUAAACUUUUAAGUGAAACUGAACUAAAUGACUUUUGACCCUUUUUUAACAUUCAAACGCUCUUUUAUAGGUAAAAAGAAUGCGAAUACAACAGAAAUAAAUCAAAAUAAUGAAGAAUUGAAUUUUAAAAAACCUUUUUUUUAUUUAAUAAAAUAAAUCAACUUUUUAUCCAUCUUAUUUCAAAUCCAGUGCUCUAGAAACUUUUGAAAAGUCCAUAAAGAUCUAGAUACCCUAAAUAACAAACAAAAAAUUAUAACUGUAACUUUAAUAGAAAAGAAAGAGAAGCCAUUAAAACCUUACAAGAAGAUGAUAGUAUAGUAAUUAAAUCUGCCAAUAAAGGCGGUGGCCUUGUUAUUUUAUCCAAAGAAUAUUAUGAGAAAGAAGCCUAUAGACAACUCAAUAAUACUGAUACAUACAUCAAAUUAGAUAAAGAUCCUAUUUCCAACAUCAAAAUAAAACUAAACAUUUAGAUAAAGGUAAACAAACUAAUAUUUUAGAUCAACAAGAAUUCAAUUAUCUUAAUGUUUUACAUCCAAAAACACCGGUAAUUUAUUUUACCUAAAAUACACAAGGACAUCAUCAACCCUCCCGGGAAUUUAUUUUUUUCAAAGCUCUGCCUUUUAUACAUUAUACACAAAUAGGGCAGCUAAAGAAAAACAUCUCAAAAUAUAUUUGGAACACCAAAUUUGGCAUUAUUUCAGCCUUCCUUUAUUACAAACUGUUUAACAGAUCUCCACAGAAGAAAUUGUAGAGAUCCGCACUAACCUUACAGACUGCACUUUACUACUGUUUCAGUGCUGUGGAGCUUUGGGAUACACCCAUUCACACCGCUACUCACUCUGUGUUGUAUUGCUACAGAGCUCCUUGAUACACACUCAGGGCCGGUGCAAGGAUUUUUGGGUACACUGGCCAAUCCCUCCCCACCCCCCCUCAAAGCAUGUGUAUCUCUUAACCCACCUUUUAUUUCUUAUCCCCUUUUUUAAAUGUCUUACCCCCUUUAGUGUAUCCUAUACCCUAUUUUCCCUAUUGUGUGUCUUACACCUCCCUUGUGUAUGUCUUAAAAAAUCCCAUUGUGUGUUUUACUCCCCCCAGCCCCUUUGUGUAUCUCCUUCUCUCCCAGCCCCUUUGUGUCUUUUACUCUUUCCAGCUCCUUUGUGUGUUUCUUUCUCACCCCCAGGCCCAUCUGUGUGUCUUUCUCACCCUCAGGCCCGUCUGUGUAUCUUUCUCCCCACUCAGGCCACCUGUGUGCCACUCUCCCCUCCAUAUCCUCUAGUGUUCCUCUCUCCUCCCCUUCAUGUCCAUUAGUGUUCCUCUCCCGUCUCCGUCCCUUAGUGUUCCUCUCCCGUCUCCGUCCCUUAAUGUUCCUCUCCCAUCCCCUUCCUGUCCCUUAGUGUUCCUCCCCCCCGCCCUCCCCUGUCCCUUAGUGUUCCUCUCCCCCCUUACCUGUUUUAGUGCCCCCCAUUCACCUUAAUGUUUUUUCCCUUCACUUUUAGUUGUCCUCCCUACCCCAAUGUUCCUUUUCCCUUCCCUCCCCUGUCCCUUUCCCCUACCCCGGUGUUCCUUUUCCCUUUCCUCCCUGUACCUUGGUGCCCCCUCCACAUAAUGUUCUCCCCCAGUGUUCGCUCUCUCCACCCCGUCCAGGGUUCUUCCCCUAUCCUCCCCUGUCCCAUAGGGUUCUCCCCCUUAUUCUCCCCUGUCCCAUAGGGUUCUCCCCCCAUCCUCCCCUGUCCCAUAGGGUUCUCCCCUUCCUCCCCUGUCCCUUAGUGUUCCUCUCCCCUCCCUUCCCUGUCCUUUAGUGUUCCUCUCCCCUCCCCUUUCCCUUAGUGUUCCUCUUCCCUACCCCAGUGUUCCUUUUCCUUCCCUCCCUUCGUUCCCCAUUUGUGUCCUACCUUUCUGGUAGCGUGGCAGAGUGGAGCAGACCGCGGUCCAGGAGCUUCAGUUUUCUGUACCUGGCUGGACUGACAGAAAGUGCUCUCUCAGCACACUACACUGUGCGCAACACUGAGUGACUGGCAGAAGGGAGUGCUGUGCGCCCACCUCCUGCCGGUCACUCUAAUCUAGCGCCCCCGGCCUGGAGCGUACUAAGGCGGCCGCUUGUGCCACCUUAUGGACGUGCCAGUCCUGUACACACACUGUUUGUUAUUGUGUGUUUUAUUGCGGAGGGCCUCUGUGAUUCACAUUAGUGGCCAUCAUUUUGCUGGGGAAAUUUGUGCAACACACUACACGUUGCUGUGUUUUUUUUAUAGCUGUAGAGAUCUGUGCGUUAUUAUGUUUUGAAAAAUGCUGAUGCACACUGCUGAUAAUUGAGUUUCAUUCGUUCAGGGCUAUGUAAACCUAAUGCUGAAUUGUCAUAUUCAAAUAUACACAAUGUAUGAUUUAGACAUGGAAUUUACGUGUGUGUCCCUUGCUUCUGCAGUGGCUGCAUGGGACUCUUUAUAAAGGACAAGUUUUCCAGGGGUCAUCAGAACAACUAUUAAAACGUCUGUUUAUUAACUUGGAGCCUGUGCAUCAGUUUCAUCAAAACUUUGUCCAACAACUUGAGGAUGUUCUCACUUUCUGGUUCGUACUCUAUAUGUUAUCUAUAUGUUGCUUUAUCUUUUUGUAUCACCAUCUCAUUGUCUCCACCAUAGAUAGCAUUGUGUAACAGAAAUUGCAAGAUGAGCUAAGGUCUGUUUUCCUAGUGAUCCAUAAUAAAUAAAUUACUAAUGAUUCUUGUAUUAUUCCCAAGAAUUCUAAAAUAACCAUAAAUUGAAAUCUGGUUUGUUAAUUGAUUGAAUAAUUUUUCUGUAGACGACCAGAUUGAUGAGAUUAUAGUUCUGCCUUUUCCCGGUAGGUUAGGUGGAUGCUCAUUUUUUUUCUUAGCCACCCCACCCAACUGCUGGCAGAGAAACAUGAAUUCAUAUCCAUCGUCUGUAUGUUUGAUGAACCAAUAAUCGUUUUUUUGUUUUUGUUUUUUCUUUGCAUACAAUGAUAGUACCAUGGUUUUUCAAAAGCUGUACCCAUGCAAGAUAGUAGGAGGCAAAUGCGACUUUAUUGCGUUAGUGGCAUUUACUGAUAACUAAUGGGAAAUUUUGGAAGUUGCUGAACAUGCACAAGCUUAUCAUGUCGUUGCAUGUCAUCACAACUUUUAUUUUAUUUUUAUUUUUUUACUUCCUCUAAUUUUUUUUGAAUGGGUUGUCUAAACCAGUGUUCCCCAACCCAGUGCUCAUGGACCACUAACAGUCCAGGAUUUAUGUAUUUCCCUGUUUUAUUCCUAUGGAGAUACCGACAAAACCUGGACUGGGUUUGGUAACACUGGUCUAAACUGCGUAACCACUACAGCUCAGUGUGGACAGCAGUGAUCGGCAGAGAGUGCAUGGCCAAUCCAUGCUCAGGUUCAUUUUGUAACAACCUUCCUAAAUGGUUUGAAUAAGAACUGAGGGACUGUGCCCAAGAGACUCUUGACAACAUAAUCACUACACUAAAAUGUUCUAUGUUGCCUGGAUUGCACCUUAAAUGACUUUUUUGUGUCUGAUACAGUGAUAUGAGGUGUUAAAUCUUACUGUUCUAAUACAGACUCUUUCCUCUUCUGUUGCUCUUAAUAAAGUAACUCUCGAUGAUGGUUUUGUUGUCCAAUAUAUUGGGCUGUAUCAUACAACCCCAGAUGACUUCUCUCUGGAAACUGAAUAGCACGUUUCUCAUGAGGUCUGUGGUAUAAUUUCUGUUGAGUUAGAAAUGGUUCAUAUAGGGAGUGCAGAAUUAUUAGGCAAGUUGUAUUUUUGAGGAUUAAUUUUAUUAUUGAACAACAACCAUGUUCUCAAUGAACCCAAAAAACUCAUUAAUAUCAAAGCUGAAUAUUUUUGGAAGUAGUUUUUAGUUUGUUUUUAGUUAUAGCUAUGUUAGGGGGAUAUCUGUGUGUGCAGGUGACUAUUACUGUGCAUAAUUAUUAGGCAACUUAACAAAAAACAAAAUAUAUACCCAUUUCAAUUAUUUAUUAUUACCAGUGAAACCAAUAUAACAUCUCAACAUUCACAAAUAUACAUUUCUGACAUUCAAAAACAAAACAAAAACAAAUCAGUGACCAAUAUAGCCACCUCUCUUUGCAAGGACACUCAAAAGCCUGCCACCCAUGGAUUCUGUCAGUGUUUUGAUCUGUUCACCAUCAACAUUGCGUGCAGCAGCAACCACAGCCUCCCAGACACUGUCUGGUAUAGGUGUACUGUUUUCCCUCCUUGUAAAUCUUACAUUUGAUGAUGGACCACAGGUUCUCAAUGGGGUUCAGAUCAGGUGAACAAGGAGGCCAUGUCAUUAGAUUUUCUUCUUUUAUACCCUUUCUUGCCAACCACGCUGUGGAGUACUUGGACGCGUGUGAUGGAGCAUUGUCCUGCAUGAAAAUCAUGUUUUUCUUGAAGGAUGCAGACUUCUUUCUGUACCACUGCUUGAAGAAGGUGUCUUCCAAGAACUGGCAGUAGGACUGGGAGUUGAGCUUGACUCCAUCCUCAACCCGAAAAGGCCCCACAAGCUCAUCUUUGAUGAUACCAGCCCAAACCAGUACUCCACCUCCACCUUGCUGGCGUCUGAGUCGGACUGAGCUCUCUGCCCUUUACCAAUCCAGCCACGGGCCCAUCCAUCUGGCCCAUCAAGACUCACUCUCAUUUCAUCAGUCCAUAAAACCUUAGAAAAAUCAGUCUUGAGAUACUUCUUGGCCCAGUCUUGACGUUUCAGCUUGUGUGUCUUGUUCAGUGGGUGGUCGCCUUUCAGCCUUUCUUACCUUGGCCAUGUCUCUGAGUAUAUUGCACACCUUGUGCUUGGCACUCCAGUGAUGUUGCAGUUUGAAAUACAAACUGGUGGCAAGUGGCAUCGCAGCGUACUUGACUUUUCUCAGUUCAUGGGCAGUUAUUUUGCUUCUGGUUUUUUCACACGCUUCUUAAGUAAUUCUGUUGAUAUUUUGAAUGAAACGCUUUGAUUGUCGUUCGGAUGAUCACGCUUCAGAAGCUUUGCAAUUUUAAGAGUGCUGCAUCCUCUGUAAAGAGAGUUAUCUCACUAUUUUUGACUUUUCGAGCCUGUCAAGUCCUUCUUUUGACCCAUUUUGCCAAAGGAAAGGAAGUUGCCUAAUAAUUAUGCACACCUGAUAUAGGGUGUUGAUGUCAUUAGACCACACCCCUUCUCAUUACAGAGAUGCACAUCACCUAAUAUGCUUAAUUGGUAGUAGGCUUUCGAGCCUAUACAGCUUGGAGUAAGACAACAUGCAUAAAGAGGAUGAUGUGGUCAAAAUACCAAUUUGCCUAAUAAUUCUGCACUCCCUGUAUCUAUAGUAAUUGAAUUCAUCUCAAUAGGCUGUACCAUACGAACUGCUUAUCGUAUUAUUGAUAAAUAUAUUGGCGCUAGUGUAGACCCCUAAUUUACACUAGUUCUCAUUGACUGCACAGCAUUGAUCUCCAAAUCUGAAUGAUCAGUUUGAAAGCAAAUUUAGACAAAUGUGAAAAGGCUCUUAAAGUCGCCUGUCACUACAAACAAAUAUGGGGAUUCAGUUCCACCACAUGGCCAUAUUGUGUUAAGCCCACUGAUAUUGGGGUACUGUGAAGUAGUGGUGGUCUUAACACAAUAUGGCCACAUUAUGGAACUGAGCCACCAAAUUUGUUAGCUGAUAUGUGAUUUAAAAUUAGCCUUGUUUAAAAAAAUAAAAAAAAUAAAAAAAUUGUAUGUGCUGGUCCUUAAUCUGUAUUUUGUAUAAAUAUUGGUCUUUAUGGUAGCACCACUGCUGAGAAAUGCAUGUUCUGGGUCUGCCUCCCCCCCCACAUCUGGUCUGCCUGACCUCAUAUUGUGUGUGAAUCUGUGGGUGGUCAGUGUAUACAGUGUGUACAACUGUUGGCAUUUGCUGUUAAAUUAAAUAGAUUUUCUACUUGGUCCUGUUAGAUGUAUGUAUGCAUUUAUUCCCAGGGAAGGUCGAUCUGCACACGCUAAGGACACACAGAUUAUUGGAGACUUCAUGUUAAGAAAUAUGACCUCUUUAAGGGUGAGAUUUUAUACACUCCUAUUUUUUUCUUUUAUUUCUAUUUUUAUGUCUGUGUGGGUUUUAUAGGAAUUCAAAUAUCUAUUUAUAUAUGUGUGUAUUAUAGAGGCUCCCUCUUGUAUUUAUACAUGUGUAUUAUAGAGACUCCCUCUUAUGUUUGUUUGCGCAUGUGUUGUAGGCUAGUAUAGUCUAAAGACAUCCCCCAUAUGUUAGUACGUGUGUUUAUUGUAGGCCCCUUUGUUUGCCUAUAUAUUUUAUGGAAUUUAUGUAUAUAUGUUCUGAAUAUGAAAUUCAUCCAUUAUAGAAAGAUCUCUGUGAAGUUCCAGUCUAUUCUCCAGUGGUCUUGUAUUGCACAAACUAUGUUGUCCAUUGUCCAGUCUUUUCUGUAUUACACGCAGUGGCGUAUUUUGAAUUUGUGCUGCCCUAGGCAUGACUGAACUCAGGCACUCCCUAAUUUAAAUUUGCCCCACUCCUUCCUGUCAAUGCCACAACUCUUCAUGUUAAAGACUAACAAACACUUUGACUGACAUACACACACACACGCACACACUCUGAUACACUGACAUACACUCACUGGCAGACACACAUACUCACACACUCCCUGAUUUGACACAAUCUGAUACACACACAAUUACUAAUUUGACACAACCUGACAGACACACACAAUCACUCAGACACACCCUGACCGGCACACACUCACUGACACACAUUCACUGACAAACACACAUUGACAGACACACACGCAUUCAUUGACAGACAAAUAUACUCACUGACAAGUACACUCAUUCAGACACACUGACAGAUAUAACAACACAUUCACUGACAGAAAAACACACACACACAAACUGACAGACUGACAAACAUUUCCCCCCACCCCCCCAACAUUUACAAAUAUUUACUUUUAAUUUAAUUUAGAUCCACCCAGACUCCCUACCUUUGGGAGAGCUGGGUGGAUUUUUACCUGGGGUCCAGUGGGGCUGCUGAUCGCUGCCACUUAGUGGUGCCUGGUGUCGGUGUGACGUCACAUUCCGGCUCCUGGCAUCACUGCAGGUUGCGCGAGGGAACUGCGCAGGAAGAGCUCAGAUCAGCGCUUCCUCGCCGCCCACCUGUAAAAGAAACUGUCCGGGUUCCCUGGAGGGGCUCGAGGGUGGCCAGCCGGCCCAAUUUUGGCCCCCCAUAAGUUAACCCAAACAAGUUAUUUGCCAGGGCACUUGUGGGGCAGCGUUUUUUUGCCGCUCCCUGGAAAGUGCCGCUUAAGGCAAAUGCCUUGUUUGCCUUGCGCUAAAUACAGCACUGAUUACACGCACCAUCCCAGUCCAUUCUCCAGUGGUCAGCUUGCUGAAUGUGUGAGGAACCUCUCCUCUUAAUUCAAGUGAUUUUAAAAGUGCUGUUUUCCAUUUAAAAUCUAAUAUUUAUAUUUGAUCGGUCAUAUUUCUUAUGCAGCACCAGGAAGUGACUGAUUGUAGUGUACAGUGUGCAAUGGAUGACAAUCACUGCAAUGUAUCGAAUCUACUGAAUGGAAUGUUCAGGGUAUUUAAUGAUUCUUUAUGUACUUUGACUUCCCUGGAUAAAAAAUAUAAUAUUGGUAAAUACUGAUUCUUUGUUCCAGGCUGUUUUGCCUUCCCUGCAGAGACUAGAAGAUUGGUUUCAGGAACUCCAACAAAAUUCUCCAGAGCAGCAGGAUAUCAAUGUUUUGUUGCAGGAAUUUGAACAGCAGAGGGUGUGUUACCUGCCUCUGAGCUGUCUCCUGCUGAAACCUCUGCAGCGCCCCCUACAGUAUGAAAAGCUGCUAGAGCGGCUCUGCCGGCAUUACCCGCACUCCCACUGUGACUACAACAACUGCCAGAGUGAGUGUUUGUUACCAUGGAGCGUUGGAUGGGUCAAGUGGUCCAAUUCCAAAUAAAGUGCACAAAAAAAUAAACUCAAGUGUAGCAUUGGAAGAACAAUAUUCAUGCUUGUACAGAUGCAACAUCACUAUUGAUGUGUAAGAUUAGUUUAUGGGUAACAGGAUUCAUUAUUCUGGAUUAAGGUGUAAAUAAGAUAAAAUAAAAUAAACUGAAUUAUAGUACAUUGAAAAGUGAAUUGCAAACUAGAUGCAAAAAUGGCCAAAUCUGCUAUGGUUACGGCUUGCCAAUAUUGGCGUAAAUAUUUUAAAUUUGGUUUUCAGUUCACAGCAGUAGUGUUUAGUGAAUAAGCCCCAUAAUAUGGGUAGAUGAUGAACAGGUACAAUUCACAAGCUUGACACUUUGACCUGCUUCUGUGCACAAGUGGAAAAUUGGACCAUUUACACCAGUCAAAAAAAAUCUGAUUUUGCAAGACUGACGUAUUUUGAAGCCACCCACAAAAAAUAUAUUCCAGUUCCUUCGUCUCUAUUAUUAUACCAUUACAAUCAUAUUGCCAAUAUUAUCAUACUUCUAUCAUACUGCCAAUUCACAAUAGUUACAUCAUGUCACUGGAAAUAGUACACAGGUCAGCAAACAUAAAGGCAGUGAAUGGAUUAGAAACGCUAACAGGAUUGAAAACUUUAUUUUACAAGUUUUAAAUAACAUAGUAUAUUCUUUCACACAAACUAGGUCAGCGUAAAAAAUAAAAAUAUUUAUAAACACAUAAAAUUCAGACACAACCUUAACCACCUGCCUAAUAUUGUGUAGACCCCCAUCCCCUUGUGCUGCCAAAACAAGUCUGAUGCAUCAAGGCAUCGAUUCCACAAGACCUCUGAAUGUGUCUCUAGAUUUUUGGCACCAAGAUGCUAGCAGCAGAUCCUUUAAGUUCUGCAAGUUGCGAGGUGGAGCCUCUGUUGAUUGGAUUUGUUGUUCCAGCACAUCCCACAGAUGCUCAAACUGAUUGAGAUCUGGGGAAUUUUAAGGCCAAGAAAACACCUUCAAUUGUUUGUCAUGUUCCUCAAACCAUUUCUGAACAAUGUUUGCAGUGUGGCAAGGUGCAUUAUCCUGCUGAAAGAGGACCCUGACAUGGGGAAACACCAUUGCCAUGAAGACGUGUGUGUGUGUGUGUGUGUGUGGUCUGCAACAAUCUCUAGGUAGGUAAAAUGUGUCAAAGUAACAUUCACACGAAUGCCAGGAUUCAAGGUUUUCAAGCAGAACAUUGCCCAGAGCAUAACAAUGCCUCUGCCGGCCUUCUUCCCAUAGUGCAUCCCGCUGCCAUCUCUUCUCCAGGUAAUUGAUGCACACGGCCAUUCACCUGAUCUAAAAGAAAAUGUAAAUUAUCAGCCCAGGCAACCUUCUUUCAUUGCUCCAUGGUUCAGUUCUGAUACUCGUGUCUCCAUUGAAGGCAGUUUUGGUGGUGGACAGGGGUUAUCAUGGUCGCAGUGACUGGUCUAGGCUACAUUUCCCCAUACGCAGGAAAUUGUGAUGCACUGUGUGCUCGGACACCUUUCUAUCAUGGCCAGCAUUGGAUUUUUUAGCAAUUUGAGCUAUAUUAGCUCUUCCCUAUGAUCGUAUCAGGCGGGCUAGCCUUCCCAUGUGUACCUUUGGCGCCCAUGACCCUAAUGCCGUUUCACCAGAUGUCCUUCAUUGAACCACUUUUUGUAAGAAUUAACACACAGUGGGAACACUCUACAAGACUUGUUAUUUUGGAGAUGCUCUGACCCAGUCGUCUAGCCAUCACUAUUUGGCCCUUGUCAAAGUCACUAGAUCUUUUUACUUGCCCAUUUUUCCUGAUUCCUACACAUGAAAUUCAAGAACUUUCUGUUCACUUUACAUGUGCCAUUGUAAUAAUAUAAUCAAUCUUAUUCACUUCACCUGUCAGUGGUAUUAAUGUUGUGACUCAUUAGUGUAGAUGUAUAUAAUAGACAAUAUAGGUUUCUACAUUCCAAUUAAGUAGAUAUUCACUUUUGAAACCUGUAGACUUAUUUUGGGUGAAAUGUGUUGCCCAUGAUGUGCGAUGGGCUGGACUUGGACAUUUUGUGACUUUUUUUAAAAAAUGACUUAUUUUAACAUUAACUAGUGGUUAAGUAUAUUAAAUCUAAUAAAUUUCUGUGGUAUCGUAUGUGUUUGUGGAGGAACAAAAAAAUCAAGAGAACCGUGAUCAUUUAGACUUUCCUUAGUUUCCUACCUCUGUAUUCAUUAGCUGAACUUGCCACGUAUAGUGUGUUGGCUAUGGUUUUGACUAUGUAUAAAAUUAACCAGUUGGGUAUAGAUUAUGAAGAUAGAAAAGUAAGUGAAUAAAAUACCUCACUCACAAAAAACAUGUAGCUGCAACUCCAAAAUUAAAUAAGCAUGGAUAUACUGGUUUUCAUCAUACUUAUAGCCGCUCAAUAGGUGCCAUAACAGGGUAACCUUCUCGGUGCUGGAAUCCUCCCAGUAAUCAAAUGAUACUUCACACAGGACCUAUGAGUCCUAUGAGUGCGGGUCAACAAACUUGUCCUGUGUGAAGUAUCAUUAGAUUAUGAAGGUGCAGUAGGGCUUUCCAGAAGAAGGAAAUCAAACUGUCUGUGUCUUGAUGACAGGGGCACUCGGAGAGGCAAGUGCAGCGAGUUCCCAGCUCCGCCACCGCCUGCUGCAUCUACACAACCUGCAGAGACUUUGUCAACUGCAGAAAGAUCUCCUCGGGGGAGAGCACCUCUCAAUGCCAGGCCGAGUGAGUAUACAUCAUGUCAAAACUGUGCCAGUGUAUAAACCUCUAUGCGGGAACAUGAGUCUGUUAUGUCUUGCAGGAGUUUAUUCGUGAGGGCUGUCUCUUCAAACUGACCAAAAGUGGCCUGCAACAGCGCAUGUUCUAUCUGGUAAGUAUGCAUGGGUCUUAUCCCACAUUGCACACAAAAAAAAGCACACACAACAAUUUUCAAUAAGGCCAUAUUGUUCACAUAUAAUGGGGGCUUCCUACACAGAGAAGACUGUGGCAAAUCUGGCUCGGGUGAAAUCGUUAUGUACUAACAGCCUAAAGAGGGUUUGAGAUUUAGCCUGUUCACCACUCAGGCUCUUCUCAAAGCCCUGCUUGUGGAGAAAUGCUGUGAAUGGUGUCCUGUUUUCUUAUGUCUAUUUUACAAAUGUAUUUCAUGAUAUUUGCUGUUUGUGUAAUCAGAAGAGGACUGUAACAAAAGUAAAUAAUGUUGGUAAUGGUUUGUUUGAUGUAUAUAAUCAGUUUUCAGAUAUGCUGUUGUACACACGGAAAGGGUUGAGCUGUACCAAUCAGUUCCGCGUCCACGGACGUCUCCCUUUGCAUGGGAUGCUGGUUAGUAUAUAUAGUUAUAAAUAUAUUUUUUAAUAUAUGUAAAUAUCCUUCUUAUAACACUUCUUUCUCAUCAGUGUGUGUAAUUGUACUACUCUUAAACACAUGCCCAUAAGCAUAAUUGAAACUACAAAUGUUGAAUUGGGGAUUAUUGGCAUUUAGAUGUCACCAACUUAUUUCAAAGGCAAAGUUGUAUUCCUAACACUAUAUAGUGUCACUCUGCCUCCGUGCCCCCCACCCUCUGCCAAUCAUAGGAUUAAAAAAAUCUUUUAACACGUACCGGAUUUCAGCACGGAUGUCCUUCUGUGCUGGCUUUCUCUCCAACUCUUCUCUAGGAGAAACCUAAUGAGUAUGCGUGGCAAAAUCCCAGCGGAUCAAUACUUUCAUUUAUGGAUUUGGAAGAUGUGGACAUCCAGUAGUGUUUCAUAGAGUUAGACUCGGUGUGAAUCGAGGAAGCCCCUGUAAUGGCUAUCUGGUAGAGAGACUCUAAAGGGAAUCUUAAUCCUGAAAUGUAAACAUUUCAGUUUCUCUAAAACUGCAAUGUUUUCAGUUGCAAGGUUAAUGUAACAGGGACACUGCACUCAGACCACUUCAAUGAGAUGAAGUGGUCUGGGUGCCUGUAGUGUCCUUUCAAGGUGGAAUUGGCAGGAUAUGGUGGUAGACUGGAUAUGAGGUGUAAAGGUAAGGCUAGAAUCACAGAUAACACAAAGACCGCCAGCUUGCAAGAAUGGGCUGAUUUGUGUGCCAUCAACUUGUAGGGAGAGUGAAAGAGGUGUAAUAUUAUUACAAGAAGGGAAGACGAAGACGCUCAGACAUAUCUUCUUCAGUAACCAGGGGAAAGGCAUGUGCAUAUUGGUAUUAAAGGGUCGUUAUGUCCAUGUAGCAUUUAGAGGGUAGGAAGGGCCAACAUAAAAUAGCAGAACAUGCGGCUUGGAACCUGAGGGCUAGGAUAUAACAUGUGAAGCCCACAGAAAUGAUGCGAGCUGUGGGUCUAGGGGUAAGUAUUAAGAAAAGAGGGCUUAGCCCACGCCUGUCAGAUAAUGGGAACUACCCUGACAUGGAAACAGACCCACGACCCAUGCAACUGUACCCCACCAGCCCCAGGCCCUCUCGAAGCCCAAUGCAACAGUCUCAAUAGUCCCAGCGUUGAAUAAGGUCAGGGCUUGGUCAGAGUUUUCUUAACGGGUUGCUGCGGCUCAUGUGUAGUAGGGAUCCUCUGAGGGAGUGAGUGGUGUCCAGGAAACCGUCCCGGUUUUGGCCAUGGCCCGGGAAGGCAGUGAAUCAGUGCCGGGCCAAGUUUUCUAUGUUGAAGCCAUUUCUGCAAAACCCAUCUGUUUCCCAGCUUUGCACCAGAGUGUCACCCCGGAGCUGGAGAUGUGCGAUGUAAGGAUGGUGCCUGUGGCACUUCAGCAGGUGUGUGCAGGCAACGUGUCAGCGUGGACCAGAAGAUCUCAAAUAGGGUCUCCAGCUUCUUACGUGCCCCGAGGUGCCGGAAUGCCAUUUUUGGUACUGCAGAUUGGCGGCUACAGUUGAGUAGUCGCGAGAGCGUUUCCAAUGAGGCACGGAUGGAAGGUGUCACGAACGCACCCUACUUCAAGAGUGUGCGUUGCGUAGUUGUUGUGGUGAAAUGGUUAAAGUUCACUAUUUGUCUGCACUAGACCAAAAUUAUGAUAAAAUCCCUCUUACAACCACCCACACCUAACCAUAAUAAUAUAACUAUUACCAACUUAACAAUUUAUAAAAGUGCAUUGGUCCCCCAGGUAACUUAAUAAGAAAAACCCACCAAAUAUAACUUAGCACAAUAUUUAAGCAAUUGCAAAACACUCAUUAGUCUCUUCCGGUAACAUGAUUCUCUACCAGACAAAGGCAGAACUUUAAUAAAGGAAUAUUUAUUAUGAGCAAACAAUAGUCACAGUGCAUACAAAAAUAUAGAUGACAAUCAAAUUAGUUACACCAACAACUGAUAAAAACAAAAGUCCUAAUCAUUUACUCAGGUCUUCAAAUAAGAAUUUCUGCCCAGGGGGUCUCUAGUAAGAAAGGUGGUGACUCACUUAGAAUUAGAUUCUGGCCCCCAAGCAAGUACAAACACACUUCAGUAUCAUUUGAUAUAUACCCUGUGGAUUACCAAGCCUCGCCCAGAGGUGGAGAUAAGGUGUACCUAUAGUAACUAUAGAUAUUCAGACUAUCAUCUGCAGACAUGGCCCUUAUCUUGUUUUCUUUUUCUCGUAUAUAACACGCAAAGUUUAUUACAAGCAUGUUUAUUAUAAAAAUUGUGCAGUCUUUUCUCAUGCCAUACUACUGUUUACUUUGAGUUGCCAGUAUCUGCUAUUGUGGCAUUACCGCCAUGUAUGUACCUUUUAUGCACACCAAAAAUAAAGGUGGAUUGGCGCUUAAAAGUGCAAAUGUAAGUGCAACAACCCCCAGUGUCAAAUAUCACUCAAAUGACACUGAAUAAAUAGAUACAAAUCAUAAAUAACAGGGGGUGGAAGAGUGAUCAAAAGGCACACAGGGAUAGAUGCUUAUUAGUAUGAGUGUGCAGAAGGUGCCGGGAUAACCCUCACCGGCGGGGUGGAGAGUACAAGAUAGGUCUCCGUAGGAGGUGUGUGGCAACGAGCUGAGGGAUCGACUGCCUCCCUCAUGGUCACUGUGAGUAGGCCUCUAGUAGGUCACAGUUCCACCUCCGGAGAAUGCCUCCGGUCUCGUUUCAGAACAUAGGUGAUAUGCAGAUCCUGUAUCUCAACUCCGGAAGUUCUCGGUAGGCGAAAUUCACGGCAUAAUUGUGUAGUAAUAGCGGUUUUAGAGCCAGUCUGCACAGAGCUCACAAAGCGUGCGAACGGUCGGCUUGGCUGCUAGGCUCCGCCCACUGUUUAUUUAUUUUUAACCCCUCUUUUGAGUAUCGUACCCCCUUUAGUGUAUCUAAUUUAUUAUUCAUGUCUUACAUGUUUCUUUUGUGUUUCUUAUCACCCAUGUUUCCAUUUUCCCUGUUGUGUCUUACACCACCCGUUGUGUCUCUUACAACCCCUCUUUGUGUAUCCAUUACUUCCUCCCAGCAACUUUGUGAUUUUUCUUUCUCCCCUUUGUGUGUUUUUUUUUUUUCCCUUUGCCAGCCUCUCUGUGUCUCUCUUUCCCUGGCCUAAGCCCCUGUAUGCCAUUUUUCCCCACCAGCCCCUUUUGUGUGCCUUUCACCCCCAGUCCUCUGUAUACUUUAAUUUCCCAGUCCUUCUGUGUCCUUUUUUUUUUUCUUCUCCCCCACAGCCCCUCCGCGCGUCGCUUUCCCCCACAGCCCCUCCGCGCGUCGCUUUCCCCUCCACAGCCCCUCCGGCGUCAGCUUUCCCCCCUCCACAGCCCCUCGGCGUGGCUUUCCCCUCCACAGCCCCUCCAGCGUGCUUUUCCCCCUCCACAGCCCUCCAUGCGUGGCUUUCCCCCUCCACAGCCCCUCCAGCGUGGCACCCCCUCCGGCGUCGCUUUUCCCCCCCUCCGGCGUCGCUUUCCCCACAGCGUCGCUUUCUCCCCCCACCCAGCGUCGCUUUUUCCCCACCAGCCGUCGCUUUUCCCCGCAGCGUGAUACGCUUUCCCCUCCGUGGCGUCGCUUUUCCCCUCCAGCGGCGUGGCUUUUCCCCUCCGGCGUCGCUUUUCCCCUCAGCUGGCGCGCUUUCCCCUCCGGCGCUUUCCCUCGGCGCGCGCUUUCCCCUCAGCGCGGCACCUCCAGCGCGCUUUUCCCUCAGCUGGCGCGCUUCCCCUCCGCCCAGCAGCCCCUCCGCGCGUCGCUUUCCCCCCUCACCCACAGCUCUUCACUUUGUCUUUCUCGUUUACCCCAGCCUCUUUCUGUGUGUCAUGUCCACUCCAUUCCCCUUGUGGUGGUCUAUUCCACUUUUCCUCCUGCUUAUUUUAGUAACAUAGAAUGUGACGGCAGAUAAGAACCAUUCGGCCCAUCUAGUCUUCCCACUUUUCUAAAUACUUUCAUUAGUCCCUAGCCUUAUCUUAUAGUUAGGAUAGCCUUAUGCCUAUCCCACACAUGCUUAAACUCCUUUACUGUGUUAACCUCUACCACUUCAGUUGGAAGGCUAUUCCAUGCAUCCACUACCCUCUCAGUAAAGUAAUACUUCCUGAUAUUAUUUUUAAACCUUUGUCCCUCUAAUUUAAGACUAUGUCCUCUUGUUGUGGUAGUUUUUCUCUUUUUUUAAAUAUAGUCUCCUCCUUUACUGUGUUGAUUCCCUUUAUAUAUUUAAAUGUUUCUAUCAUAUCCCCCCGUCUCGUCUUUCCUCCAAGCUAUACAUGUUAAGAUCCUUUAACCUUUCCUGGUAAGUUUUAUCCUGCAAUCCAUGAACCAGUUUAGUAGCACUUCUCUGAACUCUCUCUAAGGUAUCAAUAUCCUUCUGAAGAUACGGUCUCCAGUAAUGUGUACAAUACUCCAAGUGAGGUCUCACCAGUGUUCUGUACAAUGGCAUGAGCACUUUCCUCUUUCUACUGCUAAUACCUCUCCCUAUACAACCAAGCAUUCUGCUAGCAUUUCCUGCUGCUCUAUUACAUUGUCUGCCUACCUUUAAGUCAUCAGAAAUAAUCACCCCUAAAUCCCUUUCCUCAUAUGUUGAGGUUAGGACUCUAUCAAAUAUUCUGUACUCUGCCUUGGGUUUUUACGUCCAAGAUGCAUUAUCUUGCACUUAUCCACAUUAAAUGUCAGUUGCCACAAUUCUGACCAUUUUUCUAGUUUACCUAAAUCAUUUGUCAUUUGGCUUAUCCCUCCUGGAACAUCAACCCUGUUACAUAUCUUAGUAUCAUCAGCAAAAACACAUACCUUACCAUCAAGACCUUCUGCAAUAUCACUAAUAAAAAUAUUAUUAGUACCAAAUGGACCCGCCGGUCUGAUAGGAAACAGCCUCACUAAAUGGAAUUGCGCCCCCUUGGGAUGGUGCGCCUUAAGGCAGCGGUCUGUACCACCUUAUUGGUGUGGCAGCCCUGAGUAUUAGGGAGUCCUAAAAGACCAUUCUAUAAAGUGCUUUAUGGUUUAGGUUUAUUUUAUUUUAAUCCCAGUUUAUAAAAUUACUAUGAGAAAUUGGCACUUUUAUAAUUACAUUUUGGAACACCCCCUGGCUCUAUAUCUGCUAAACAGUGAAUUAUACAUUUUUGCCCAUUUGGGCAGUGGAGUGUUCUCAAGUAUAUGCUCUCUAGUGGAACCAUCUAAUGGGGCAUCUGGAGUGGAGGGGCAGAGUACUGAAGCCAAGGAAUCUGGUCGUGAUUAUAAAUAUACACAGAAUAAAAGGAAUUGGGAGGCUUACCUAAAAUAUAUUUACACACAGUAUUCGUAAACCGUGGUUUUGAUGUAUAACCUUCAUCUAUACAAAACGCUCACAAAGUAGGUAGUAAAAAAAUAAAUAAAAAAAAAAUGGUCCACUUGAAGAAGUAGAAAUGUGUGUGACCUUAGCAAGGUGUCAAUAAAAAUAUUGAAUGUCACCAAGAUAUAAAAUCUCUUAAUAGCAUAUGAUAAUAUAAAGCACAAUCUAUGUCUAUAACUUGUAAUUCGAUUAUAUGGGAACAUGCGGAAAUAUUUAUUUUUCUAUAUUUUUCUAUCUUUAUUUAUAUUCUUCCUCUUUUUAAACUAUCUAUCACUUUUUCUGUAGCUGAUGGUUUUGGAUCCACCUGUGAGUAUUUAAGAUAAUUGAGCUAUUUGUGUGUAUUAUUCCCCUAGCCUAUCAUUUAUGGAAUUGACUCCUCCUAAUUAGCUGUUUUGUUCUUAUUUGUUAACUUCUUAAACCUUUAAACCCUUACAUUUCUUAAACUUGUGUAAAAUCUCUUUCCCUGUGACUUCCUUGUCUUUGUAUGUGUUCUAUAUCUUUCACCUUUGAACCUUCAUGUCUUUGUGGUCACUGUCUACAGGCUGAGGACAGCCAAACUUCUGUCCCCCACUGCUUCACCAUCUACUCUGCACAGACCACAAUAGGUGUAGCAGCCAGGUGAGUAGUGAGCGAGUAGUAACAUGCAUUAUGGAGGUCAUUUUAAUAUGAACAUUUCUACUUCCUCUAGUAAUUAAUAGACAAAAUAAUGACAGACAUGGUCCUGUCAGAGUAGAAGAAACUGUUCUAAAAGUUACACUUUUUUUGACAUACUUACAAUAAUUAUUUUCUUUAGGGAAAAUACUUUUUCUUAUAAUGGUUUCCACACUGCUCACUUACAUGGUCACACAAAAUGGAGAAUGAUGUUCUUUACUUAUGUAAAUUGAAAUGAUUUGUAUAGUGAUGCUCUUAUUCCAAAAACUCACUCCACUAUUUUUCUCUUGUGAUGCUUAAUCUGCAUGUAUGCAGUGCUGCUAGUGUUGGUCUUAUUGAGAUAUUGAAUAACAUCUUUAGAUUCCCACCGCAUUCUGUCUCUGAAGCUUUGAGGAACAUUUUCAUUUUCCUUUCAGUUCUCAACUCGAUAUGAGACGCUGGUUGGAUGAUCUGAUAGCGGCCAUAAGCAGAGCACCAAGAUAUAGUGAGCUCCCUGCCCUGCCGCUUCAGCGUGAGUUAUGCUAAUUUUGGCUUCCAAGUUUACUUUAAACCUGUCUCUCUAAAAUUGCAGUUUGAUCAUCUUACAUCACAUUGUUUUGUGAUUUGCUAAAAAGGUUAACUGUUGCUAACAUGCAUGACUAGCGGUUUGUGUUGUGUAUAAGGGCAUCUCUGUAACCAUGUGUCAUAAGGCUAGAAGUGAGUGGCCUACAGUAGCAAAAGACCUCGACAGGUGUUAGUCCUAAUAGUUAAGAAGAAGAAGAAGAUGGGUUCUAUCAACAAGACUGAGCAACAUUAAUUUCUCAAACUAGCUCAUAUAGUCCUAUUUUUAUUGGAGAUUGUGGGUAACUGACCCCUUUUUUGGCAGAACACACAAAUUCCUCAUUAUGGUCGGACAUUCUGAUUGCUGAGUUAAUUUUGUUUAGGGUGCCAGAACUUGCAGAAAUUGCCCGUUUGGACAUGUAUCGAAUAUACAUCAGCAAAUCCAAUAGGACAUUGAUAAAUCCCAUUUUAGUUGCCACUAAACUAUUUGGAAUAGUGCUAUUGCCCAUCUAUUUCAACAGUCUUGGGAUAGACAAUUUAACUUGUUGUGGCAUGGGAGAAAAAAAGAUGACAAAUUUGGUACACUGCUUUGCAAAAAAGACCAUGACAGUCCUUUCUAGUCAAAUUGGAGUAAGCGUAAUCAGAGGCAUAGCUAGGUCACUAUGUAUGGUGGCACCUCCCUCCUGAAUAUUAAACUUUUAUGUCGCUUUUGCACCUACUCAUCUUUGUGUGCAUCUCCUUACCAUUCUUGUGUAUUUUUACUAAUCUCCCUUUCAACCUUGUAUCUCUCUUAAAUGCUUUCACUUUCUUCUGUGUCUCUUAACCCCCUUUUCCUCUUGUCUUUCUUAACCUUCUACAGUGACAUGCAAUCAUACAUGCACUCACAUACAAACAUGGACACACAGUCAAACACAGUUGCAACAUAAAUAACACAAUAACUUACACACACUUAUACCUAGACAGAGUUAGACGCACUUUGUCACAUUCACAUGCUCAGUAACGUAUACACACACCGUUACACAUCCAGAUGCACAUAGUCAAACACUUACACACACACACAGACCCAUGUACACAGUCGUGCACACCACGCACUGUCAAUGGCACACAGUGAUACAAAUAGUCACACACACAAUCAUAGGCACAUGGUCACAGUCACUGUUAUAUACAGUCACACACAGUCAAAGAAACAAACCAUUCUAGUCACAGACUGUUACAGUCACACAGUCAACAUCUGCGUCCCGGGUCCUAACUUUAUGGGCACUGGUGCUGUCAUUUGAGCAGAGGCAGGAGCAUUCCUUGGUGUUUCAUGUUUGGAGAAGCUUCCUGCUUCCCCCCUCCAUCAAGCGGCGAUUUUCAGGGAAAUGUGGCUAAGCCUCGGCCGGUGGAGCAAGUCUCUAUGGUUACUGCUCGGUGUGGCUGGCCGCUCCAUCCAGCGCCCAGGGCACAUGCUCCCCUAGCCCUCCUAGUUUUGCCACAUGAUGUAUUCCCCUUUAUUGGAAUAGUAUUAUACGCACUCCAUAAAAAUAUGACCCUAAUGUAAUUAUAUUUCUAUACUUCUUCGAAUCAAAUGGAAAGGAAAGGAAAAUGAUGAAUAUAUGUAUUUUUUAUUUUUUUGACUGGUUUCUCAUACAAAUGGUUUUAAGUGGUCUCAUUAAUACCUCUGUUGCAUUUCUUAUUUUGGGAAAAUAAAUAUUUUGGGAGGGAUGGCCAAUAGAAAACUGUAAAUGUUUCUUAAUUCAUUUUAGUGCCUCAAUUUAACAAUUUAAACAUUAAAGUUUUUUUUUAAUAAUUAAAAGGAAAGUCUAGGCUAAUAGUCCACCACUUAUUUAUUUAUUUAUUUUUUUUACCCCAUGCACUAGACUCUUUGUUGGUGCUGGCCAUUUUCCAAACAAAUUAUUAACGCCAUUUAUAUAGCACCAUCAGAUUCCGUAGUGCUUUACAAUAAGAAUGUUUCUCCUAAAGAAAAACUGAUGACAAACUGUGUGGUGAGCAGUGCAACUGACCAGUCCACUGCUUCUCUGAAUGAAGCGUUAAAUUGACAACUGAUAUCACGAAUUACAGAACAUAAAAUCUAGAUAAAGUUGAUAAUUCUUUUAAUGAAGUGUCUAAUUCAAUGGCAGGUGUAUAUGGGUAAUGCAAUGGCAAAAUUUGUUUGUACCAAAACAUCUUCAGUAACUGACUCUUUAACUACCAACUAUGUGCGUCAAACCAUUUCAUUAAAUUCUUAUAAGGCCAUGGGCCAUGCAGAAGAAUUACUAAUGUUCAACAAUAACAUUGUAGAAUAUAAAUCCUUUUGUUUAUAUUUAUGCUGUGUAGAACCUGCGCAAACAUCCACUGUUCAGAAUCAUCGCCCUAACACAUUGAGCCACGUGUGUUGGUAUCGGAACCAGAGUGUUUCCUUUAGCGAUCACACUACCAUGAUGGAGGUAACUGAAAGAUUGGCAGACUUGUAAUAUAAGAGAGAGCUAUUAAGAGAGACUUAAUCAGCAACUGAUAUUAGUCAGAUGUCAGCCUUACUUCUUUUUGAAUACUUAUGAAUGUGAUCUGUUUCUGCUUCCUCUCUGCUAAAAAAUAGAUUGAUUUCAUUUAAUAAAUAAAAAUCACUGUUUAGUAGAUAUAGUCCAAAUGAAAACUUACAUGCAUUUAAUUAUGGAUCUUUUUUUCAUUGGAGGUGUAUAUAUAAUAACAGAUUGCAAAUACUACAGAUGUCUUGUUUGCAGAUUUUGCAAGCCCUCCCCUUCUAACUACACCCAGACUUUCUGUAGCUGUCCAAUCACAGACUUCCCAGUGCAGCUGAAAGAGAAGUCUUUGCAAGGCAGGUGCUCGGGACAAUUGCUUGUUCUUGAGUUUAUCUCCACUGAGCUAACCAAACCAGGAAGUAACAUGACCAAUUGGCUGCUUGAAAGCCAAGGGGGUGUAACAAAGUUAAUUUAGAAAAGUGUUAAUGUCUAUUGAAAUCGGCCUUUUUUGUAAAAUGAAAAUAAGACACACUCUUUAUACAUAAAGCUAUUCAGAAAACAUGCGCUUUAGGCGCCUGGAGUGCGCCUUUAAAUUUCCUGCCUUUCUAUGGAGAUAGCGUGCAUGUGCAUAUAUAAGUACACAUAAAUUCUUUAUAAAUAUCUGUAUCUACCAGAAUCAAUUAUCGGGAUACCUGCUGCGCAAGUUUAAGAACAGCAAUGGGUGGCAGCGGUUGUGGGUGGUCUUUACCAACUUCUGCCUUUUCUUCUACAAAACACACCAGGUAAAAUAAUGUGACGUAAUAUAUUCUUACAGUGAAAGAUAAUAUAUAUAAUAUGUAUAUUAUGUCUUAUAGCAGUCCCCUGCUCAACAGAGGAUUGAUUAAAAAUGUUUAAGUGAAAUGUGAAAAAAUACAGACAUUUCUGGCAUAAUAUCCAUAGAUUAUGUGUUGCCUCUAAUCUGUUAUGGAAUUUAGCUUUGUAUUCGGUUUUCAGGAGGACGCUCCCCUGGCCUCCCUGCCUCUCCUUGGGUACGCUGUUAGCAUCCCAUCAUAUACUGAUCCGGUCAGCUGUCAGCAUGUCUUCAAACUGCACUUCAAAUCACACGUGUAUUUCUUCCGGGCAGACAGCGAGUACACGUGGAGAAGGUACGUUGCUGUAAAUGCUUAAUCUGAGUUGGCGGUUAGUAGUAUUGGGUAGACUGCUAAUUUGAGUGCAUUAUGAAUCUAUUUCAUAAAAAUUAACUGAAAUGAUGGCUACAAGCAUCUCAAUCACAUUAUUCUAUAACCGUACUGUGUUUGUUUCCCAGUAAGACUAGAAUUACUAUGAUCUCUGUAAUGGCUUGACGUUCUUAUGUAUUUGUUGAAAUCCAAUAAAAAGGAUACAUUGGGACAAAAAAAAAAAAUGGGCUGCAAUGAGCUGGGUAAGGUUUGGUUAUACUGUUACACAAUGUACUUUUCUGUACACUGUUAUAAGGAGCAGCCCAUGCAUAGGUAAUUUAUCGGUUAAUCGCUGGGAUAUGUGUGAUUACUGAAAAUAAUUACAGAAUCAUGUAUAUGUAGGGCUCAAAAUUCCCACUCAGCCAUCUAGCUAUUGGCGAGUGGAAAUUCAACCUUAGUGGGUGUGCCAUUGACCCUCCAAACUUGCAGAGGCAAGUCACUUUUACACCUGGCAAAUAGUGUGUUGAGUUCACACUUGGAUUGUUUUGUUGACCUGUGUCUACCCUGAGCAACUUGUUUUGCGGUUGGGGGGGAGGUGUUUAGUUCCUUCUUCCCCCUAUAAGGUACCUCAACUAUGCCUUCCAUUAUUCAACAAGAGUCCCAUGGUUUUUACAUUAUAUCAAAGUGUAAAUACAAAAUGACAAGUCUUACACUAUUUGCCUCUGCAAGUUUGGAGGGUCAAUGGCACACCCACUAAGGUUGAAUUUCCACUUAAUAGCUAGAUGGCUGAGUGGUAAUUUUGAGCAAUACAUAUACAUGAUUCUGUAAUGUUUCUAUCACAGUAAAGAAGAAAAACUACCACAACAAGAGGACAUAGUCUUAAAUUAGAGGGGCAAAGGUUUAAAAAUAUCAGGAAGUAUUACUUUACUGAGAGGGUAGUGGAUGCAUGGAAUAACCUUCCAGCUGAAGUGGUAGAGGUUAACACAGUGAGGGAGUUUAAGCAUGCGUGCGAUAGGCAUUAGGCUAUCCUAACGAUAAGAUAAGGCCAGGGACUAAUGAAAGUAUUUAGAAAAUUGGGCAGACUAGAUGGGCCGAAUGGUUCUUAUCUGCCGUCACAUUCUAUGUUUCAGUAAUUUAAAGUGGUAACAUUUUGUUUACACUUUGCUUUACUUGCUUCUGAGCCUGUGAGAUCUCCAAGAAUCUACUUAAAUAGCCAGCCAAAAAGUUGUGGUUAUUUCCUUCAUUUUGUACUAAAACGUUACAUUUACUUUAAAAUCCAUAAAAUUGUGUUCCCUAUUACUAGAAUGUGGGGGUAACUUCGAUGUAGUAGAUCUGAAUUCCGUGUGUUGUUUAGGCAGAUUUUUAAAAUCUUCCACAGCUUAUCUUUUAUGGAGGUGCACCGAUUCCCUUGCACUGAUAGUUUAUCAGACAGCCUUGUCUCUAUAGGGUUUCCACUUUACAUUUUUCUCCUAUUAACUCAGUGUCACACCCAUUCCACACUUUUUCACUACCAGUUCAUAUUUCUUAUUCCAUCCUCCCAUCAUGUUACUGUAUCUGCAUUUUUAAUAUGGAAUAUAAGAUUAACCUCUGGCCCCUUCUGUUUGCAGGUGGAUCGAAGUAAUCAGGCGUUGUGUAAGUUCUCCAGGGAAAAUCGGUCACUUUGCAGAAGAUGGAAUUACUGAAUGAUUUGGUGCAUUUAACUGCAAAUUUAUUACAAACCACAGAUUCAGUGCAGAACCGCAAUCAAGACCAUUCUGCUCUAACUGCACACACAGGAUCAUCUUUGUACAGUGUCUGUCUGAAACAUUUAUAUGUAACACAUGUUGGACCCAGCAAUUGGUAUUUGAACUUGUCUGAAGCAGCUGUUCUUCUAGUACCCGGCACCGAAUAUUUGAACUUGUGUCUGAAGCAGCUGUCCUGGUACCCUGCACUGAAUAUUUGAACUUUUUUCUGAAGCAGCUGGUCUUAUAUCAUAUCAUAAAUCUGUAAACAAGGACGCUAAAUGCUACCCGUGAGCAACAUAUCUACAGCUUUCACUAUCCGGUUUUAACA